CCAUGACAACACAAGCACCGACGUUCACACAGCCGCUGCAGAGCGUCGUGGCACUAGAGGGUAGUGCCGCGACGUUCGAGGCUCAAGUUAGUGGUUCUCCAGUUCCUGAGGUGAGCUGGUUCCGUGAUGGCCAGGUUCUUUCCACCGCCGCUUUGCCCGGCGUUCAGAUCUCGUUCAGCGAAGGCCGCGCUGUUCUGAGGAUCCCCGCUGUGACCGCCGCACACAGCGGGAGAUUUUCUGUCAGAGCCACCAACGGCGCUGGACAAGCCACGAGCACCGCCGAACUCCUGGUUACAGCGGAGACAGCGCCACCCAGCUUCCUUCAGAGACUGCAGAGCUCCACGGUGAGACAGGGCAGCCAGGUGAGGCUGGACGUCCGAGUCACAGGAAUCCCAACACCUGUGGUGAAGUUCUACAGAGAGGGAGCCGAGAUCCAGAGCUCGGCGGACUUCAGGAUCCUCCAGGAGGGAGACCUGUACAGUCUGCUGAUCGCUGAGGCCUUCCCAGAGGAUUCUGGGACGUAUUCUGUGACCGCCACCAACAGCAGCGGACGGGCCACGUCCACCGCUGAGCUGCUGGUUCAGGGUGAAGAAGCCGUUCCAGCAAAGAAAACAAAGACAGUGAUUUCAACCUCUCAGAUUUCACAGACCCGUCAGACCAGAGUGGAAAAGAGGAUGGAGGCCAGUUUCCAAGCCACCGCCAUGAUGGAGAUGCAGGUGGAGGGCACCGAGAUGACUCAGCAGCUGGCUCACAAGACUCCGCCUAGAGUUCCUCCGAAACCUGUGUCCAAGUCCCCUACUCAGCCCUCACUGGUCGCCAAGGUGACCGCGGGACGCCAACAGUCACCGUCACCUGUCAGACACGUGAAGGCGCCCACGCCUACACCUGUUAGGCCUGCCUCUCCCACUUCAAGACUAUCAGUCUCCCCCAUCAGGCCGGUCAAGUCCCCCAUCACGGCACGCAAGCAGAUGGCCGCUGGCGCCGACGUCCUGCCGCCCUGGAAGCAGGGAGACUAUGUGGCAGAGGCCAGCUACACCAGCAUGACCAGUAUGACCAGCAGUACCGUCACCCAGCUGGGCCAGGAGCAGCGUUGGGAGCAGCAGGUCACCGGGGUCAAAGAGGCUGAGGGAGGGAAAAGAGCCGGGGCGGUGGCCACAGUGAUGGCCGCCGUUGACCUCGCUCGGGUCCGUCAGCCUGUGCAUGUCGAGGGCGGUCGAGGUGAAGAGGAGAAAGCAGAGGCUGUAGAGGCAGAGUUAAGGCAGCAGGCCGCCGCUGUGGCUGCCGAUCAACAGUAUCAAGCCGGCUGGACAACUACACGAGUGCAGGCUGGCCAAAUGCUCACCACUAUUCAGAGAGCGACAGAAAUCUCCUCCCACGUGGACACUGGUCUCGCCCCGUCCCCAGUUCCACAUUUCACAGUUUCUAAAGUUUCUGUCCCAAAACACGAGUCUAGCUCUGAGGUUUCCAUCGCCGGCUCGGCGAUCGCCACUCUGCAGAAAGAGUUGUCCUCCUCUACCGCUAGAAAGAUCAUCAAGCCUGUCAAGUCCCCCAGUCCGUCUCGUAGAGCGGGGGAGGCCAGAGGGACCCCGGAGCCCAUCCCUCCCCCGUUCAAAGGCCUCACUGAGAAACAUGGCACUGAUUUACAGACGGGGGUGGUGUACUCAGGGGGCAUGGAGAGAAUAUAUGAGGACUGGGGAGCCCAGGUGGCGGAGGGAGCAGCCGUACCUUCUGCAGGUGCCGUAGUCCCGCCCACGCUGAUGUCUGGCUUGAAGAACACAAAUGUGACAGAGGGCGAGUCGGUGACCCUGGAGUGCCAGAUCAGCGGUCACCCUAAGCCUGUUAUCAUGUGGUUCAGAGAGGACUACAAGAUUGAGAGCUCCAUUGAUUUCCAGAUUAGCUAUGAGAACGGAUUCGCCCAGCUGGUGAUCCGCGAAGCAUUCGCUGAAGACAGUGGACGCUUCACCUGCACCGCCACAAACGAGGCGGGAACUGUCAGCACCUCAUGCUACCUGCUCGUCCAGGUGUCUGAGGAAAUCGAGAGCAGAGAGGAGAGCGCUGUCGUCACCGAACAAACUGUUGAGAAACUAGUAACCGAAGAAGCCAAAGAGGAGAUCAUGUCUCAGGUGAGCGUGGCCGAGCCAGAUACUCCUGCCGCUGCUCCCUUUUUCAUCAAGAAGCCAACCGUCCAGAAGCUGGUGGAAGGAGGAAGUGUUGUGUUUGAAUGCCAGUUCGGAGGAAGCCCCAGGCCACACAUCAUCUGGAAGAAGAACGGCGUACCGCUCACUACCGGAUACAGAUACAAAGUUGCCUACAAGAAGGAAACUGGAGAAUGCAAGUUGGAGAUCUCCAUGACCUUUGCUGAUGAUGCCGGAGAAUACUGUGUCUUUGCAAAGAACCAGCUUGGAGAGGUCUCAGCCUCCGCCAGCCUGCUGGAGGAAGAGGAAUAUGAAGCCUACAUGAAGAAACAAGAAGCAACCUUUAAGACUGAAGUGACAACCAUGGUGCAGGAGCCUCAAGUGGGAGACACUGCCCCUGUCAUUACAACAAUGGAGCAGAUGACCACCACCAUUAUCUCUGGACAGGAAUUCCAUCUGUCCAUCACUGAGCAGAGGUUCAUCCAGGAGCUCGAACUCCGCAUUAUGACGAUUACCUACAAAGAGAUAGUGACAGAGGAUGGAGAGUUGAUGGUGACCGCCGCCCCCACCGAGGCCGUGCAGCCCAGCUUUGACACCCCUGUCAAAAACUACAGAAUCAGGGAAGGAAUGGGCGUCAUUUUCCACUGCAAGAUGGGAGGAAUGCCACUUCCCAAGAUUGCUUGGUACAAAGAUGGCCAGCGCAUUAGGCCCGGUGACCGUUACCAGAUGGAGGUUCUUCAGGAUGGACGAGCCAGCCUUCGUCUGCCUGUGGUCCUGCCAGAGGACGAGGGCGUGUACACCGCCUUCGCCGCCAACAUGAAAGGAAAUGCGGUCAGCUCUGGGAAGCUCUACGUGGAGCCGUCCGGAGCUGGAGUGUCUCAGUCAGCAGUACAAAGGAUGAGGUCCACAUCUCCUCGUUCUCUGAGCCGCUCUCCUGGCCGUUCUCCCAGCCGCUCACCUGGACGCUCUCCUGCUCGCCGGCUUGAUGAGACAGACGAGGCUCAGCUGGAAAGACUCUACAAGCCUGUGUUUGUCAUGAAGCCUUCCUCAUGUAAAUGCUCUGAGGGGCAAACUGCCAGGUUCGACCUGAAAGUCGUUGGUAGGCCGAUGCCCGACACAUACUGGUUCCACAACGGACAACAAGUGGUUAGCGACUACACCCACAAAAUAGUGGUUAAAGAGGAUGGGACUCAGUCCCUGAUUAUUGUCCCGGCCAUGCCGCAGGACUCUGGAGAGUGGACAGUCAUUGCUCAGAACAGAGCUGGACGCUCAUCCAUCUCCGUCACUCUCACUGUUGAUGCCAAAGAAACCUUGGUGCGUCCCCAGUUCACUGAGAAGCUAAAGAACAUCAGUGUAAAGCAGGGCACUCUGGUUGAACUGGCUGUCAAAGCCAUUGGAAACCCCCUGCCUGACAUCGUCUGGCUGAAAAACAGUGACAUUAUCUCCCCGCACAAACACCCACACAUCAGGGUUGAAGGAACCAGAGGAGAGGCCAAAUUCCAGAUUCCCUCAGCCGCAGGCACAGACAGCGCCUGGUACACUGCUACAGCCAUCAACAAGGCUGGCAGAGACACCACUCGCUGCAGAGUCAAUGUAGAGGUGGACUAUGUUGAACCUGAACCAGAGAGGAAGCUCAUUAUUCCCAAAGGAACCUACAAGGCCAAGGAGAUCGCCCCUCCAGAGUUGGAGCCCCUUCAUAUGCGAUAUGGUCAAGAGCAGUGGGAGGAGGGCGACCUUUACGACAAAGAGAAGCAGCAGAAACCACAGUUCAAGAAGAAGUUGACCUCUGUCCGCAUGAAGCGCUUUGGUCCGGCUCAUUUCGAGUGCAGACUGACCCCCAUCGGUGACCCCACGAUGGUAGCGGAAUGGCUGCAUGACGGCAAACCCCUGGAAGCUGCAAACAGGUUGCGCAUGGUCAAUGAAUUUGGCUACUGCAGUCUUGACUAUGACGUUGCUUACGCUAGAGACAGCGGCGUCAUCACCUGCAGAGCUACUAACAAGUUUGGAGUCGACCAGACCUCGGCCACCCUGGUCGUCAAGGAUGAGAAGGGCCUUGUUGAGGAAACACAGCUUCCUGAAGGCAGGAAGGGAGCGCACCGGAUCGAUGAGAUGGAACGGCAGGCUCAUGAAGGAGGACCGUAUGGAGUCACUGCUGAAGAGGAAGCUGAGAAAAUGAAACCUGAAAUUGUUCUGCUUCCUGAACCAGCCAGAGUGCUGGAAGGCGACAUUGCCCGAUUCCGCUGCAGAGUGACUGGUUAUCCAGCACCCAAGGUUAACUGGUACCUCAACGGACAACUUAUCCGCAAGAGUAAGAGAUACAGACUUCGUUAUGAUGGUAUUUACUACUUGGAGAUUGUCGACAUCAAGUCCUAUGACGCAGGAGAGGUCAAAGUGGUGGCCGACAACAACCUGGGCUCAGCUGAACACACUGUGAAGCUGGAGAUUCAGCAGAAAGAGGACUUCAGAACUCAUCUGCGCCGUGCCCCAGAGGCUAAGGCAGCUGAACCUUCACCCGAAGUUGGAAAAACACCAUUCGAGGUGAUGAAGGUUGAGAAACCCACAGAUGACUCUCAGUUGAAAGAGGUGGUCAAGCUUAAGAAGGCCCAGAGAAUUGUUCAUGAGAAAGCCACAGAGGAGUCAGAGGAGCUGAGGGGCAAGUUCAAGCGCAGGACAGAGGAAGGCUAUUACGAGUCCAUCACCGCGGUGGACCUCAAGUCACGUAAGAGGGAUGAUUCCUAUGAGGAUCUGCUGAAGAAAACAAAGGAGGAGCUGCUUCACCGGGCAAAGGAAAAGGAGGAGGCUGAGAAGAAGAAAGAGGCGGAGCGACGCAAGGUCACAGCUAAACCUCUAAAACCAGAAAGGGUCAAACUGUCAGCCAGCAUGGAAGCUCCUAAGAUUCUGGAGCGUAUUACCAGCCAGACAGUCGCGCAGGGCGACGAAGUCAAAUUCAGAGUCAGAGUUGUUGGCAGACCAGAACCAGUGUGCCAGUGGUUCAAGAACGGUGUUCAGCUGGAGAAGUCUGACCGUGUUUACUGGUUCUGGCCUGAGGAUCACGUGUGUGAACUGGUGAUCAAAAAUGUCAGGGCGGAGGACUCUGCUAGUGUCAUGGUGAAAGCUUCGAACACUGCUGGAGAGACUUCAAGCCAUGCUUUCCUGUUGGUGCAAGCAAAGCAAGUCAUCACCUUCACACAGAAGCUGGAGGACGUUGACGCAAAGGAGAAGGACACCAUGGCUACCUUUGAGUGUGAAACCAAUGAGCCUUUUGUCAAGGUCAAAUGGCUGAAGAAUAACGAGGAGAUCUUCUCCGGAGACAAAUACAGGAUGCACUCUGACAGAAAGGUUCACUUCCUGUCUGUGCUGAUGAUUGACAUGAGGGAUGAUGCAGAAUUCACCUGUGUGGUUGUAGACGAAGACAUCAGUACAACUGCAAAACUCAAUGUUGAAGGAGCCCCGCUGGAGAUCCUGAAGCAGCUGGAGAGCACAGAAGUGCCUGAGACGUACUCUGGAGAGUUUGAGUGUGUCGUGUCUCGUGAGGAUGCUGAAGGCAGCUGGUUCUUUGGAGAAAAGCUGCUCUCUAACACCAGUAAAUACGGAAUCUCCUCCCGCCGUGGAAGACACACCCUGUCUGUCAAAGACGUGAAGAAGGAGGAUCAAGGAAAAUACUCCUUCAAAGUGGGCGAGUUUAAGACAAGUGCCUCCCUGAAGAUGAAAUUGCGUCCGGUGACCCUGAUGCAGCCUCUGACUGACCUGACCGUCUGCGAGGGUGACAUCGCUCAGCUGGAGGUCAGGUUCUCCCAGGAGAACGUUGAAGGAACCUGGAUGAAGAGCGGGCAGCCGGUCACGGCCUCAAACCGUGUGCACAUUGUUAUUGACAAACAGAUCCACAAACUUCUGAUUGAGGACACCGACAAAGAUGACUUUGGAGUGUACUCGUUUGUGGUUCCCGCUCAGGAGAUCUCGACCUCUGCAAAGCUGGUCAUUCAGACAAUUGGCAUCUUGAUCCCACUGAAGGACACAAGUGCCGUUGAAGGCACCAAGGCGGUCCUGGAGACCAAGAUCUCCGCUCAGGAUGUCAGCUCAGUCAAAUGGUACCACAACAACAAUCUGCUGAUCCCCAGUGACCGAAUCCAGAUGGUGGCGAAGGGGUCAAAGCAGCGACUGGUCUUCAACAGGACCUACGCCUCCGAUGAAGGACAGUACAAACUGGUGGUCGGCCGAGUCGACACCAGCUGCAAAUUUUCUGUUCAGACUGUCCAGAUUGUGAAGCCCAUAAAGGACCAGGAGUGCUCCGAGUCUGAGAACGUCACAUUUGAAGCCGAGGUUUCUCACCCGGGCAUCGACGCCUUCUGGACCUUCAAGAGGCAGCCGCUCAAAGCCGGCUUCAAGUACAAGAUGGAGUCCAAGAACAAGCGCCACACCCUGACUGUCAUGAACGCAAUGAAGGACGAAGAGGGCGAGUACAUGUUCGCCGCCGGUGAGAAGAUGUGCAGAGCUUCACUCACCGUAUCGGGUGGCGCUAUCAAGAAGCCCCUGCGUGAUUUGGUGGUGGCUGACUCCCAGACCGCCGUGCUAGAGUGCGAAGUCGCCAACCCCUCCGCCGAGGGCAAGUGGCUGAAAGACGGCCAGCCUGUCGACUUCAACGAGAACACGCUGAGCGAGGUGAAGGGCGCCGUCAGACGCCUCGUCAUCAUCAUCACCAGAGCCACAGACGUCGGAGAGUACACCUAUCAGGUCGCCACCUCCAAGACCUCAGCCACCCUGAAAGUCGAGGCUGUAAAGGUCAAGAAGACCCUGAAGAACCUGAAUGUGGUCGAGACUCAGGAUGCAGUAUUCAACCUAGAGCUGACCCACGAGGAUGUGAGGGGGGCGCAGUGGAUCAAGAACGGCAUCGAGAUCCUGCCCAGCGAGAAAUUUGAGAUCACUAUUGAAGGCACAGUCCACACCCUGAAGAUCAAGAACUGCACCACACAGGACGAGUCUGUUUACUCUUUCAAACUGGGAAAACUUUCCGCAAAUGCCAGGCUGAAUGUUGAAACCAUCAAGAUCCUGAAGAAGCCAAAGGACGUGACAUCACUUUUGGGUGCAGCUGCCGUAUUCGAGCUGGGCAUCUCCGAGGACAACAUCCCUGUGAAAUGGAUGUUCAAAAAUGUGGAGCUGAAGCAAAACGAGCACUUCAGGAUGCUGUCUGAGAAGAAGACCCACAAACUGAUAGUCCAGGACGUGGACAACAGCAAAGAGGGAGAGUACACGGCUGUGGUGGGCCACCUCAAGUGCAGCGCUCGCCUCACCGUCGAGUCCCUGCGAGUCACCAAACCCUUAAAGAGCGUGAAGGUCCCAGAGACCCAGGUGGCCACGUUCGAGUGUGAAGUUUCUCACUUCAACGUGCCGUCCACCUGGCUGAAGGACGGCGUGGAGAUCGAGAUGAGCGAGAAGUUCAGGAUCGUGGUUCAGGGGAAACUCCACCAGCUGAAGAUCAUGAACACCAGCAAGGACGACUCUGCAGAGUACACCUUCAUCUGCGGGAACGACAGAGUCUCUGCGACGCUCACCGUCAGCCCCAUCCUCAUCACAACGAUGCUGCAGAACCUGAACGCUCAGGAGAAAGACACGGUCACGUUUGAGGUGAACGUCAACUACGAGGGAAUCGCGUACAAAUGGCUAAAAAACGGCGUGGAGAUCCGGUCCACGGACAGAUGCCAGGCUCGCUGCAAACAGCUCACUCACACUCUGAGCAUCAGGAACGUUCACUUUGGAGACAGCGCGGAGUACAGCUUUAUGGCCGGCUCUGCUGUAACUACAGCUAAACUCUAUGUUGAAGCCCGUGUGGUUGAAUUCACCAAACAUCUGAAGGACCUCAAGAUCACAGAGAAGAAAAGAGCCACUUUUGAAUGUGAAGUUUCUGAACCGAACAUCCAGGUGAUGUGGAUGAAGGACGGUCAGGAGCUGGAGAUGUCCGACAGAUAUAAAAUGUCUUCAGAUAAAUUCGUGCACCAUCUGGUUUUGCCGUCAGUCCGCCAGUCUGACGCCGGAGAAUACACCGCUGUGGCCGGGUCAAGCAUGUCCAAGGGCCACCUGGAAGUCGGGGGUCGGGACGUCAAAAUUUCAGAGCCCGCUAGCAGGGACGUCACUGUUGUUGAGAAACACAGAGCGACCUUCGAGUUCGAGGUGAACGAGGACGACGUGGAGGGUCGCUGGCUGCGGAACGGGGUGGAGAUCCAGAUCUCGGUGGAGGAGAGGUUCAGCUACGUCACCAUCAGGAAGCUGCACCGCCUCACCAUCUCCGAGACCUACAGGAGCGACGCCGGGGAGUACACCUUCAUCGCCGGCAAGAACAGGAGCACCAUGAACCUUCAUGUCAGACUGCCUGAGCCUCCUCAGAUCGUCCACCACAUGCAGCCCCAGAAAGCCAUGUCUGGAAGAUCAGCUCGCUUCUCGGUGCAGGUGAGCGGCAUCCCUCAGCCUCAGGUGCUGUGGUACAAAGACUCCCAGGCCCUGACCACCACCUACAAGUGCAAGUUCCUCCAUGACGGAGACGAGCACUCGCUGCUGCUGCUCGAAGUCUUCCCCGAAGACGCCACCGUCUACAGCUGCGAGGCCAAGAACGACUACGGAGAGGCGACAAGCUCCGCCCAGCUCACAGUGGAAGUUCCUGAAGUAGCUGAAACGGCGGCUCGGGUCUCUGCUCCGGUCCUCAUUGCUCCCAUUCGGGACAUCCUGGUGGCAGAGGGACAGCCUGCCCAGUUCCAGUGCACUGUCUCUGGGGAAGAUCUGCAGAUUUCCUGGUUCUGUAAUGACCGAGAGGUCAGACAGUCAGACAUCUUCAGAAUGUCUCAUUAUGGUGAAAUCUGCCAGUUGGACAUUUCCAGAGUUCUCUCCGACCACGAAGGAGAGUUCUCAUGUGUUGCCGCUAACUCAGCAGGAAUGGCCAGAUGUGCUGCGAGUCUGAACAUCGACGAUGAACGAGCCUUAGCUUUUGUGUCGAGGACUGAGGCUGAGCUAAGUCAGAGACUGGAAGCUCAGUCAGAGAGUUUCAGCUCUCUGUCGGUGGGACAAACAGCCCACACUGUCGAGUUUACUGAGACAGUCUCUGAGAGCUCCUCUGUGUCUUGGAGGACGGUUGACAUUCAAAUGGAGAGUGUAAGCUCGGUGGAGAUGAGCUCUGAGAGCGGCUUUGAUUUCAAACUCUCAGCCAGCCCCAAACUGCUGAUGGAAAUGAGCGACGUCCGGGUGAAAAGUGGUGAAAUGGCUGAGUUCAGCUGCUUGUUUGACGGGCAGCCCUUCUCUGGGGUGGUUUGGGAUCACAACGGCCAGAGUCUGGCGGAUACGGAGCGGGUGAGGAGCUCUCAGAUCGGGGGUCUGUUGUCCCUGGUCAUCCAGGGUGUUGGCGUGGCGGACCAGGGUGUGUACUGCUGCACCGCCACCAACCAACACGGCCAGAACAGCUCCUCCGCCCAGCUCACUGUUGAAGCUAAAGAAGCAAAUCUCAAAGCAGAAACCCCCAUCCCUACCGAUUCUGUGCGUAAAGUGUCUCAGGCAGACAGGGAGACCCUUAGUGAGCCCCCUGACCAAGACAAGCAGGAGGCGGAGGAGAAGCCAGGACCAUCACCUCCAUCUUCCCAGAGACUUUACAGCCUCAUCAGCCACCUGUAUUUCCCUGAUGUUGUGCCUCAUGACAAACGAGGUCAGCGCCUCUCCAGCUGCCCCGAGUUCCUGAUCAAACUCCCCCGUGAGCUGCUGCUCAGAAACAGAGACGGCGGCUCUUUGUAUUGCGUUAUGAAGGGGGUUCCCACUCCGUUUGUCGUUUGGCUUUACAACCGGUUGAAUGUUAAGGAUUCUGUGUCUUACUCCUUGAAACAAGACGGCCCCCUGUGCUGUGUAAAUGUUAACAGUGUGGGACCCGGACAAGGGGGCUCUUACACUUGCAAAAAUGUCAGCUCAGCCCGGGAUGCUGAGUGCAGCACAGUCACGAAAGUAACUGCAGUGGAGACGGAAGCUAUGUUUCAGCUCCAGGAGGAGGUGAAAGCUUUCUCUAGUUCAACCAUCACAGUGGAAGAAGAAACCUACUACACUGGACUGAAGUUACCAGAUAAAGCCAGAACACUUGAACUUAAGCCAGAGUCCAAACGCUACUCCAGCUCUUUGGAGAAGAAAAAAGAAAAACCAGUUUUUCUCAGUGAACUUUCUCCAGCAGCUGUGACUGUUGGAGAAACUGCUACGUUUACCGUUAAAGUGUCCGGUUUCCCUAAGCCCACUGUUCAGUGGUUCCAUAACGGGCAGACCGUAACAGGUUCGUCAGUUUAUACCUUCGUUCACGAGCGAGAUGAGUAUAGCUUGGUCAUUACCAAAGUUCAGAGGGAGUAUGAAGGAGAGUACUCCUGUACUGUCAGUAAUAGAUUCGGCCAGUCGACUUGCACUUCUUAUUUGCAUGUUCAGGUGACGGAGCCAGAAAGAGAGGAUAAAGUUAGCACUAGAACGCUUGUACCAACUGGCAAACCCCCAGAAUUCACUAAAACUAUAGAGUCUCUCCAGCUGUCUGAGGGAGGCCAGGCAUUCUUCAGGUACACGGUGACCGGACAUCCUCUCCCUGAGAUUCAGUGGCUCAAAGGCAGUUUCCACAUUCAGCCUAGUGGUUUCUCUAUCAUUGUGAACAACCCAGAUGGAUCUGGCUUUAUUAAUAUUAAGAGUGUCAAACAAGAGCACAGCGGCGUCUACACCUGUAAGGCCUCCAACCAAUAUGGGGAAGCCUCCUGUACCGCCGAGCUGCUGGUGUUCAGGGAGAAAGUUCAGCAAGAGCACACGAUGGUUAAGAAAGCUAAAGGUUUGAAAAUAUCCAUGACUGAACAAACAACAGAAUCCAGAUUACAGCAGGAAAGGACUCUGGCUGAUCAGAUGAUUUAUACCAUUAGCACUGAUGACCGGCAGAUUAUUCCCAGUGAAGAAGCAGGAACCCUCAGAGAGCUCGAUAUCUCUGCUGCCACCAUUCAUCGAGAGCAGCUUACCCACCAGGCAGCAGUGCUGCAGUCUCAUGAAAUACAGGAGAGGGUUUCUUUGGCUCCAACUCAUCCAGCCCAGGUCUCCGCUGUUCCUAUGAAACAGCUUCAUGUAGCGACCUACUUAUCGUCCGUCCAGGAGAGACAAAAGAUCACUGAGCAGCACUCCGAACCGAUUCUCAGUCCUGAGGUUGUAGAACUUGAGAUAGCCAAAGAGCAGCCAUCAAAACUCAUGUCAGCCACAAGUGAAGAGGUCCUCCCACUCACCACAGUGAGAGCUGAGGCCUUAACGGACCGGCCUCCAGAGCAUAUGAAGACCUUGAAUGAACCCAGGCAGCUCGUUAGCUGUCACCAAGUAGAGGCCGCUCUUCCCAUCCUUAAUGAAACUUCAGCCGUCACCCACAGGCCAGAGGAAGAGAGGAGUUUCAGAGUCACCGAGGGGGUUAAGAUUUUAUACUCUGCUCAGUCUUCAGGGCAACUGCCAGUCACAGAAAGACACUCUGAGCCUCUGCCAGCUUUAGAUGCAGCCACUCAACCCUGUUUUGGCAAAGAGAAAUCUAAACCAGUGGUAGCCCCAGUAAGUGAAACUAAAGUGGCUUUAUCCAAGGAACAGAUAUUUGAAAUACACAGACCAGAGCAGGAGAGAAUCACUCCAGGCAAAGACACGGUCUGUAAGUCAGCUCUAACUGCUGAAGAGAAAUACGAACUCCAAGGUGAACAGGCAGGACAGGUGCCAGGUUUAGCAUCUUCUAUGUGUCUGCAGCCUCAGCGGGAGGGAGAAAGACUCCUGAAUCUGCAGGUUGUGAGUGAUCAGGAUGUUUUAGAGUCUGAGGGUAGGUUCAGCACCGAAAAGCCUGCUGCAGAGCAGGCAAAAGUGAGAAAGAGUCCAACUUUGUUGCAUUUGGUGACUCAAGACGAGCAAAGAACUGCGGUUUGCGAGGCAACUUCAGAGUUCUCAGCCACGACUGACGCCAUGUCCGUUCAGCCGAAGAAAGAGUUACCACAAAGAACAUACGUUCAGUCAGUUCAUUCUUUAUCAGUUUUCCCGAAAGAAGGCAUACUUACCAUCACCAAACCUGACCAGCAGGUGGCAACGCAGAAACAGGAAAAGGCUAGAAGGCAUGCAGCUACCUCAGAGGAGAGAAGGGAGAUGACAGCAGAUUAUCACAAAGAUCUCGAUGUGUCGGUGACCGGGGUUCAGUCACAGCUUCGAACUGAGCCCAGGCCUUCCAGCAUCCUCACAGUCUCCUCCCAGCCCAUGCAGCUGCCGAAGGAGAUGCCUUUCGUGACCGACGUUAAGCAGCAGCGAGCCCUAGUCCAGAAAGAGGAUUACUGGAAUAUCAUGCACUCUUUGAAGGUCACUGACACUCAGACUCUGGAGGAGGGUCACACCGUUAGCAUUAAAACUGAUGAGAAAUUCAAGCCUGAGAUGAAAACUGAGCCUAAGAUCCCCAAAAAAACUAUAUUUAUAGAGGAGAAAGCUGUUGCCACUGAAAGAUGUACUGCAAUAGAAGCCGCUGAGCAAGACUUUGCAGUCCAGAUCCAGGAGGGCCAGUCAGUGCGACAGUCAGUGUUGCUAGUAGAAAAGCAGGUCAUAACAGGAGAGCAGUCAAGUGCGAUACAUAAAUGUGAGGGCUUGACUGUCAGCGUCAUGACACAGCCUAAAGGAGUCCUGUUUGUUCACGAGUCUCAGGACACUCAGACUCUACCUAAAGAACUCAACUUUGUCAUUCAGAUUCCCAAAUCAUCGAGUUUAAAUAUACGACAUCAGCUCAGAGACUCUCUACAGUCUGCUGUGGCCAGUGACCAGCCAGUGUUACUAGCCGAUGUCGUAGGAAGGUUACAGGCUGUAGAGGUACAAGAAGUGACGGUUCAGAGAGAGCCCAAACGGGCCACGCAUACAUACCUGAUCACAACACCAGGUGCCCCCAUGGAGAUCACGCUGUCUUUUGAAGGUGAAUACCCUCAGACAGCUGACCUCAGGUCUGAACUCCAGGUAGCUCUGCAUGCUAUGGUUUUCCAGGAGCAGCAAAGUCUUACAUCAGAGCAACCAGGUACCAUGCAGACCGACAAGCCUCAGAAAGCGCUGGUUAGGUCAGCGACCUCCAAAGAGGUGUUGUCAUCUGUGGUGGACACCGUGAUAGUGGCAGAGAGUGCAGUUGGGUUUCCUCCUGCUAUAUCUCACUCUGCAGCUGUCAAAACUGAAGCCACAGCUUCUUUCCAAAGCGCAACCGUUAGUAGUCAGUCUGAAGUGCAUGAAUCUAUGAAGGUCAGCAGGAAGACAGUCAGGUCAGAGGCCACCACUGCUGAAUUCCCCAGAGAGGAGUAUCUUUCAGAGGCAGUUAUGAUCAGCGAGUCCUCUGACACUCUGGUGGAUUAUCCUGUUGUCAUUGAUUCUCUGGAAGACGUUUGCGCUGAGGAAAAUGGUAUGGCCGUUUUUACUGCAACUAUAAAGUACGUCAGCAAGGUAAACUGGUUUUUCAAUGGCCAAUUGGUGAAAUCUGGCAAAGAGUUCAAGUGUUCUAAAGAUCAGAACACAUACACACUAGUUAUCGACAAAGUUGUCAAGGCGAAGCAUCAAGGACAGUAUGUAUGUGAGGCUGAGAGUGAAGCCGGCAAGACUACAACAUCUUCAAGACUCACUGUGGUCUCAAGAGUGAAACCUGUGUUCAGGCACAAAAUUGUCCCUGUGGAGAUCAACAUCGGCAACAUUGCCAAGUUUGAAUGUGAAACUGAGGAUGCUCCAAACGUGAGCUUCAAGUGGUCCAAAGAUGGACACCCCAUUAAAGAGAGUGAUAAGUGCAGGAUUAUCAGUCGCUUCAGCCGUUCCAGUCUGGAGCUUCUGAGCCCAACCAAGGAUGAUAGCGGUGAAUACACCUGCCGGGCAUCCAAUCAGCACGGCAGUGACGAAUGCUCCGCCUCUCUCAGCGUGACAGAGCAAUUCCCUCCUACCUUUAUAACUAAACCUGACCAUCAGACUAUGUAUGUUGGAAAGAGGGCAAUUAUUCAGUGUGUAAUAGCAGGAUCUGCUCCACUCAAUGUGCAAUGGCUCAAAGACAACCAGGCCUUGCCCAAAGUGCCUGCACACUACCAAACCUCUUGUGAAAAUAAUAAGCACACUCUUGAGAUUACCAAGCUUGAGCCAGCUGACCGGGGCCUUUAUGUGUGCAAGGUGUCUAAUAAUGUUGGGACGGCUGAGUGCAGCAUGGAGCUGCGUGUUAUUGAUAAGCCCAACUUUAUAAAGGCCCUGGGUCUGGUCGCUGGUGUGGUGGGAGCUCCUCUGCACCUGGAGUGUCAAGUGGAUGAGGACACUGGAGUAACUGUCACAUGGACCAGAGAUGGUAGAAAGGUCCAUCAGUCUCCAGACUGUAAACUGUCAUUUGAGGAUAAGACAGCUACUCUUGAUAUCCUAAAGACCACACUGAAAGAUUGUGGAAAUUAUGUGUGUACGGCGGCAAAUGAAGCUGGGAGUGCAACUUGCUCCAGUUCGGUGAAGGUACAAGAGCCGCCAGUCUUUGUAAAGAGGCUGGAAGCCACCACAGUUUGGAAGCAAAGCAGUACUGCUCGGCUGCUGUGCACCGUCAAAGGAUCGCCUGAGCUUCACACCACCUGGUUCUUUAAUAACAGCGAGCUGUCUGCUGGUGGCAGAUAUGACAUCAGUCUGAAGGAUGGUGUCAGCACUCUUGUGAUACAAGAUGUCAUGUUGAGUGACAGUGGAAACUACACCUGUGAGGUUCUUAAUGAGUCUGGGUGUGAAAGCUGCAGCACUAAAGUAACAGUGAAAGAACCGCCGUCUUUCAGAAAGGAGUUACUUUCUGUAGAGGCGGUCAGAGGAUCUGUAGCCAUACUGGAGUGUGAGAUCGCAGGCUCUCCACCUUUUGAGGUGGCCUGGAAAAAGAAUAAGAAACGCCUGUCCGCAGAUAAGAAGCACAGAAUAGUGUCACAGGGAUCCCUGACCUCUCUGGAGAUCCACUCAUUUGAGAGCGCUGACGCUGGUGAAUACGAAUGUGUCGUGUCAAAUGAGGUUGGGUCAGUAACCUCCAAGUCAGUGACUAAACAGAAAGAGCCACCUAUGUUCUCUAAGAGGAUUGAGAGUGCUACAGCAGUGUUGGGAAAUACAGUGAAGCUACAGGGAACCGUAAAAGGCUCAGCUCCCAUCACAAUCAAAUGGUUGAAAGACUCUGAGCUAGUAAGAGAUGACGAUCCAAAUGUCAAAGUGACAUUUGAGAACAACAUUGCCAGCAUUUCCUUCUCAUCUGUUGAGAUAAAACAAGGCGGCAAGUACACUUGUCUUGCUGAAAAUGAGGCGGGACAGCAGAAAUGUGAAGCUGUCCUAUCAGUUCAAGAACCUGCUAGGAUCUUAGAGAAAGCCGCGUCCAUCAGUGUGACUGCAGGGGAGUCGGCCACAUUGGAGUGCACAAUUUCUGGAAGCCCAGACCUCAAAGUGAAAUGGUUUAAAGACGACAAAGAGAUGAUCAGUGGCCGUAAAUAUAAACUGAUGGUGAAGGAGAACACUGCCAUCUUAAAGAUUCUCACAGCAGAUAAAGGAGACACUUCAGAGUACAAGAUGGAGUUGUCCAAUAAAGUCGGGAAAGACCAGUGCACCUGCUCAGUCACUGUAAUAGAUCGUGCAGUUCCACCAUCCUUCACCAAAACCCUAAAGAAAGUGGAUGGGAGUAUUGGUAGUCAUGUUACAUUGGAAUGCAGAGUUGCUGGAUCUCAGCCGAUGGCUGUUUCUUGGUACAAAGAUGAUAAAGAAAUCCGCAGUGAUCACAAAUAUAAGCUUGAUUUCAGUGAGAGUACAGCCUCUGUGACGAUAACCGGCCUGGAGCAAAGUGAUGGGGGAGUUUAUACAUGCCGAGCCUCUAAUGAUGCUGGGGAAAAAGAGACCAGCGGUACUUUGUCCGUCAAAGAACCUCCAGCCUUCACGGUGAAACCUGAAUCCCAGGAUGCUUCACCAGGAUCGAAUGUUGUCUUAAAAUCAGCCUUUACAGGAUCAGCUCCUCUUGUCGUUAAAUGGUUCAGAGAGGAGAAAGAGAUUUUCACUGGGGGGAAGUAUUUCAUAAAGAAAGACGCCUCUUCAAGCUCCCUCGAGCUUCAGUCUGUGAAACCCAGUGAUUCUGCUAAAUACACAUGCCAAGUAUCCAAUGAUGCUGGGAAGGUGGAUUACACAUCAGUGCUCUUUGUAAAAGAAGCUCCAACAUUUACAAUGAAGCUUGAGCCUUACCAGCUGCUGAAAACUGGAGAACCUCUGAAGUUGUCCUGCAAAGUGCAGGGCACCCCUGUUAUUAGCAUCACAUGGUUUAAAAAUGGCUCAGAAAUUGCUUUAGAGCACAGAUACACAAUGUCCUUCGACACCUCAAUAGCAACUCUGGAGAAAGAGAACUGCUCUGUAGAGGACAGUGGAGAGUAUGUCUGUAUAGCGUCCAGCGAGGCCGGCAGAGACCAGUGCAGCAGCUCAGUGUCAGUGAAAGAGCCUCCGGUGUUUGUGAGGCCUUUUGAAUCAGCUCAGCUUGUAAAGGGCUCCAACAUUAUCUUGGAAGGAACCAUUUUGGGCUCCCCUCCAUUUGAAAUAAGUUGCUUCUUCAAUGAUAAGCUGAUCAGAAACGACCAAAGGCGUAAGAUCAGUGUUGAAAACAACACCGUCACUCUUCAGAUCUCAAACUGUGAGAGCGGAGAUGCUGGGACAUACCGGUGCACUGUUGCAAAUGAUGUUGGGGAGACAUGUUGCUCUUGCCAGAUUUCACUGAAAGAACCACCAUCAUUUGUUCAGAGACUAGAGGAUAAGUCCUGCAUGGUGGGCUCUGAGAUCUCUAUGAAGUGCAUGUUGUCUGGAUCACUUCCCAUGACAUUCUCCUGGAUCAAGGAUGAUCAUGAGCUCAAAGAAGAUGAGCAUUUUCAGAUGUCCUAUGAAACCAAAAGUGCCGUGUUGAAUUUGAAAAAUGCUCAGUUAGCACACGGCGGGAAAUAUGUCUGUCAGGCACAGAACAAAGCGGGAACUCACAGAUGUGCCGCUGUGCUCACAGUGACAGAAACAGCAAGUAUUUCAGAACAUGCAAAGUCCAUCAGUGUAACUCAGGGUGACCCGGCCAGGCUUGAAUGCAGAUUCUCAGGCACCAAACCGCUCAAGUCCAGAUGGAUGAAGGCGGGAAAGGAGCUGACUUCAGGCCAGAGAUACAAAAUCCAGCGCACAGAAUCCAGCUCUGUGCUCACCAUUAUUACAACAGAGAAAAGUGAUAGUGGUGAAUACACCUUUGAGGUUUCAAACUAUGCCGGGUACAAUUCUUGUGUGGCAGCCAUUACUGUCUUAGAACCACCGUGCAUUCUUGAAAAGCCUGAAUCCAUGAGUGUUUUGCCUGGCUCAAAGGUUAAGAUUAAUGUUCGUAUCUCUGGCACGCCACCGCUGACCAUCAAAUGGUUUACAAACAAGAAAGAGAUUUUAUCCAGUGCCGACUGCUGUGUGAUUAAAGACAAGAGCUUCAGCUCACUGGAGCUGUUCUAUGUCAAAGCUUCUGAUUCUGGUGACUAUGUGUGUGAAAUACAGAAUGAUGUGGGCUCCAGUUCAUGCCAGGCAACGCUCUUUGUAAAAGAACCCGCCUUUUUCAUUGAAAAACCUGAAUUCAUGUCAGUUGUGCGAGUAGGAGACAGUAAGGUGUUUGAGUGCAAAGUUGUUGGUACUCCAGAGAUCUCUGUGCAUUGGUUCAGAGAUGGAGCAGAGAUUCACCAAAGUGUCAAACACAAGAUGUCGUUUUUCAAAUCUGUAGCCACCUUAGAGAUUCGUCAAGUUAGUGAAAAUGACAGCGGGAAAUACUUCUGUGAAGCACGCAACGAAGCAGGCUCAGAGAGUUGCACUUUUGAGCUAGAAGUAAAAGAACCUCCGUCGUUUGUUGAAGAGCUGACGUCUCUUGAAGUUGUUAAAGGUUCCACAGCUGUGUUUACUUGCAAAGUGGCCGGAAGUGCUCCGUUUAAAGUGUCAUGGUUCAAAGAUAAAAAGCCAAUCAAAUCCAGCCAGAAGUAUGUUAUCAUUGAUAGUGACAAUGUGAGCUUGAAAAUCCAGGACUGUAAAGUGGAAGAUGUUGGUACUUAUCGGUGCGUGGUAGCCAAUGAGGUUGGGAGUUGCUCUGUCUUUGCAGCUUUGUCUCUGAAAGUCCCUCCAACUUUUGUCAAGAAGAUAGAAAAUGCCUCCGCUAUUCUGAAAGAUGCCGCUGCAUUUCACUGCACCGUGGAAGGUUCUAUGCCUCUCUCUGUGCAAUGGCAAAAAGACGAUAACUGGAUAUCAGAGGGUACAAAGAUCGAGAGAACGUUUGAGAACAAAGAGGCCACUCUCAGGAUUCCCGUCUGUGAGUCAACUCACAGUGGGAAAUACACCUGCCAGGUCGUUAACGAAGCCGGGCAAGACAAGUGCUUUGCCACUCUGGUAGUGCAAGAACCACCUACGAUCCAAGAGAAGCCAGAGGUAGUCAAAGUGACUCGUGGAGAUCCGGUUAGUCUUGAGUGCAGGGUAGCUGGAACUUCUCAGAUCAAUGUAAGAUGGACCAAAGAUGGCAAAGAGCUCCAGUCAAGCAGAAAACAUUGUCUCUCCUACGAGAACAACCUGAGCAGUCUUAACAUACAGUCCUCUCAGCUGGAAGACAGGGGAGAGUACCUGUUUGAAGCCACAAACUGUGUUGGGACUUGCAGCUGUAAAGUCACGCUGGUUGUUUUAGAAGAAGUAAUUCCUCCGACGUUCAUUAGGAAAUUAAGAAAUAUUCAAGCAAUUAUGGGUUCACUGGUCACCAUGGAGUGCAAAGUGGCCGGUUCUCUUCCAAUAUCAGUUGAAUGGAGUAAAGGGAAACAAAAGAUCAUCAAGAGCUCCAAAUAUAAACAUCUGCACAUUGAAAAUAACGUCUCACUGGAGUUGAAACUGACUGAGAGUGCUGAUACAGGAGAAUAUUCCUGCAAAGUUACCAACAAAGCAGGCAGCUGUGUGUGCAGUGGAGUUCUUACAGCUAAAGUGCCACCAAGAUUUGUAGCUGAGCCUGAAUCUCAGGCUGUUAUUCCAAAGUCUACUGUCCUCUUCACAAGUGUCUUUGAAGGAACGCCUCCAUUUAUGGUGAAAUGGUUCAAGGAUCAUAUCGAACUCAUCACUGGGCCAUCAUGUACGAUUAGACUGGAGAAAUAUUCUUCCUCUGUAGAGCUCUGCUCAGUUGGGACUCUGCAAUGUGGGAUCUAUUCUUGCCAAGUUAGCAACGAAGCAGGCACAGUGAAAAGUGCAGCAGAGUUGUUGGUGAAAGAACCUCCUCAGUUUGUCCUGAAACUUCCUUCUACUACCUUUGUGAAGCUGUGUGAGGGACAACGUUUUGAAUGCAAAUUCACCAGCGCGCCAUCCCUGAAAAUGUGCUGGUACAAAAAUGACCAAAAGAUAACCGACGGAGGCAACUAUAAAAUAAUGUUUGUUGACUCAACUGCAUACCUCCAGCUGCGCACCACAAAGUUUGAGGAUAACGGAGUCUACACCUGUGAGGCUCAUAACGAUGCUGGCAGUGCAAGCUGCAGCACUGUUCUCACAGUUCAAGAGUCCCCAUCCUUUAUUAAAACUCCAAACCCAGUAAAGGGCAUUAAAGGAAAAGAUGCCAGCCUACACUGCGAGGUGUAUGGUACUCCACCUUUCCAGGUCAACUGGUACAAAGACAAAAGGCCACUGAAGGAGAGCAGGAAGUAUAAGAUGGUCAGUGAGGGAAGCUCUGCUGCGAUUCACAUUAUGAAACUGGAGGAAGAGGAUGCUGGUCUUUACGAGUGCAGAGUGUCAAACAAUGUUGGAACUGAAUUCUGCCGUACUACCAUUAGCCUAAAAGAACAACCAGCGUUUGCCAAGAAACUGGUCGAUCAGUCGGUGAGAGUCGGUGAGCAGCUGACAAUGACAGCUACAGUGAAAGGCUCUGAACCUUUGACUGUGUCCUGGGUUCAGGACAAAGAUCACAUUCUCCGAGAUGGUGACAAUAGGAAGAUUACCUUUGAGAAUAAUGUGGCCACCCUUGUAGUACCCAAAGCUGACUCGACCACACCUGGUAAAUACACCUGCCAGCUGAGGAAUGACUCUGGAGUAGUGGAGUCUGUCUCCCAAGUGACCGUUCUAGAACCCGCUGGUAUUGUGGAUAACCCAGAGUCCUUAAACGUGAAGUCAGGAGAAAAUACAGCUCUUGAAGUCACAGUAUCUGGCUCGGCAGAACUGAAAACUAAGUGGUUAAAGGAUAACCAAGUGCUCUCUGCUGGUGCCAAGUAUCAGAUGUCCUUCUCAAAGAAGGUUGCUGCCCUGAAGAUUCGUUCUGCUGAUAAAGCAGAUGCUGGAGAAUACAAGCUAGAGGUUACAAACCAUGUUGGCACAGCCUCUUGCAAAAUUAAGCUGUCUGUCUCAGAUAAGUUGAUUCCACCGAGUUUCAUAAGGAAGCUGAGGGACACCCAUCUUCUUGUGGGUAAGCCAGGUGAGAUGGAGUGUAAGGUCACUGGCUCUGCUCCUUUAACAACUUCCUGGUUCCACAACGGCCAAGAGAUCAAGAAUGGGCCAAAUUAUGAUAUUAGCUGCACCGAUAAUAACUGCAAACUGAGAGUUCCAACAAUCAGGAUGUCAGAUUCUGGAAAGUACACAUGUAAAGCUGUAAACACUGCCGGAGCCAGUGAGACGAGUGCUUCAAUGAAUGUGACAGAGCCUCCAUCUUUUGUGGAAACACCUGAAGCAAAGGAAACAUUGCCCGGCAAAAAUGUGUCUUUCUCGGCUAAAGUGAAAGGCAGUUUCCCACUGAAAGUCAAGUGGUUCAGGGGAGCCAAGGAAAUGCAGCAUGGAAGGGGCUGCGAGAUCGUCCUGAAGGACGAUGUUGCCACUUUGGUGCUUCACAAAGUAGAAAAAGUCCAAGCAGGAGAAUACACCUGCCAGAUCAUUAACGAAGCAGGGAAGGAAACCUGUCCAGUUUACCUGUUUGUGAAAGAACCAGUGCACUUUGUGAAGAAGCUGAGGGACAUUUCCUCUGAAAAGGGCAAGCCCCUGAGGCUCGAGGUCACAUUCGCUGGAACCCCCAGAGUAAAUGUGACCUGGAAGAAGGAUGGUAAACUCAUCUGGGCCUCAUAUCAGUACAAUACAAUCACCACAGACACCUCCGGCAUCCUGGAAGUUCUUAACGCUGACAGGAUGGAGGCAGCCGGUAGAUACUCUUGCGAAGUAGACAACGGAGUCGGAAGUGACAGAUGCGAAGCACAAGUGUCAAUUCUAGAACGACCAUACUUUGUUGAAAAGAUGGAGCCAGUGGAGGUAACUGUGGGCGAUGAGGUUACACUGAAAUGCCAUAUUGCGGGAACUCCUGACAUCUCCGUAGCUUGGUUUAAAGCUGACGGAAAGCUGCGCAAGUCCAACACUUGCUCAAUGGACUUCACAAACGGUGUCGCCACUUUGAAACUGAUCCAAACAACCAAGUUCGAUACCAGUGAAUACAUCUGCAAAGCAGAGAACCGGGUCGGUUCAGCCUCUGCCAGCUGUAAUGUGAUGGUGAAAGAACCUGUGCGCUUUAUCAAGAAGCUGGAGGACACUACUUUCAUAGUUGGUCAGCCACUGAAACUAGUCUGCGCAUACACCGGAACCCAGAGGGUCUAUGUCACAUGGAAAAAGGAUGGCAAGCUGAUUUGGGCCUCUUAUCAGUAUAAUGUCAGAACUACUGAUUCAACCUGCGUUCUGGAGGUCCUCAACAGCGACAGGCCUGAGGCAGCUGGAACAUAUACUUGCGAAAUUUCCAAUGCAGCUGGAACCGAUGUCUGUCACGCUCGUGUCAGCCUAGAACCGGCUCGCUUCGUGAAAAAGCUGGAAGACACUUAUUUCAGACUCGGUGAACCUUUGACCCUCAAGUGCACGUACACCGGAAGCCAGAGAAUAUGCGUGACCUGGAAGAAGGACAGCAAACUAAUCUGGGCAUCGUAUAAGUACAAUGUCAAGACCACCAAUGACACCUGCAUCUUGGAAGUCCUCAACAGUGACAGACAAGAGGCCAUCGGAAGAUACACGUGUGAAAUUUCUAAUGCUGAAGGGAUCGAAAUCUGCCAUGCUAAUGUCAAACUAGAACCAGUUCGCUUCGUGAGAAAACUGAGAAACAGCUUCUAUAAAAUUGGCCACCCUCUGACGCUGGAGUGCACAUUUACCGGCAGCCAGAGGAUUUAUGUCAGCUGGAUGAAGGAUGGCAAACCCAUCUGGGCGUCAUACAAAUACAACGUUAAAACUACCAACUUCUCCAGCACUCUGGAUGUUCUCAACAGCGACAGUCAGGAAGCUGUCGGGAAAUACUCAUGCGAGAUUUUGAAUUCAGAGGGCACUGAUAUCUGCCAUGCUAUGGUUAAGAUAGAACCUGUGCGCUUUCUAAAAGAGCUGGAAGACACCACUUUCAGACUCGGCCAGCCGCUGUCGCUAUACUGCGCUUACAGUGCCAGCCCCAAGGUCUAUGUGAGCUGGAGAAAGGACAACAAACCAGUCUGGGCCUCCUACAAGUACAACGUCAAGACCACUGAUAAUUCCUGUGUGUUGGAGGUCCUCAACAGUGACCGGUUAGAAGCAGCAGGGAGAUACUCUUGUGAAAUUUCUAACUCUGAGAACACGGCUAUCUGCUAUGCACAGGUCAAACUAGAACCUGUGCGCUUUGUGAAAAAGCUGGAGGAUAUGACCUUCAGGGUUGGCCAGCCUCUGAGGCUUCAGGUCAUGUACACGGGCAGCCAGCACGUGCACGUGAGCUGGACAAAAGACGGCAAGCCAAUCUGGGCUUCCUACAAGUACAAUGUCAAGACUACAGACAACUCCUGUGUCUUGGAGAUUCUCAACAGUGACAGAGAAGAGGCUGCUGGGAGAUAUUCCUGUGAAAUUUCCAACGCUAGUAGCUCUGCUAUCUGUCACGCUAAUGUCAGACUAGAACCUGUGCACUUUGUGAAAAAGCUUGAAGACACAUCGUACAGUCUGGGUGACCCGUUGAGUCUGACGUGCACAUUCACUGGCAGUAAGCAAGUUCACGUGAGCUGGAUGAAGGACGGCAAGCCGAUCUGGGCUUCGUACAAAUACAACGUCAAGACCACCAAUUCCUCGUGUGUUUUGGAAAUUCUCAAUAGUGACAGAGAAGAAGCUGCUGGAAUCUACUGUUGUCAAGUUUCUAACGCAGAAGGUUCUGCCAUGUGUGACGCUCAUGUCAUUUGUAAAACCUCUAAGAAAGAACCUGCUCGCUUUAUCAGGAAGCUGGAAAACACCAUGUUCCGACUCGGAGAACCGCUGACGCUUAGAGUCGCGUUCACCGGUAGCCAAAGAGUGAAUGUUAGCUGGAGGAAAGAUGGGAGUCUGAUCUGGGCCUCUUAUCAGUACAAUGUCAAGACCACAGACUGCAGCUGCACACUAGAAGUCCUCAACAGUGACCGAGAAGAGGCUCGUGGAAGAUACACUUGCGAAAUUUCCAAUGCCGAAGGCUCUGAUAUCUGCCAUGCUUAUGUCAAACUAGAGCCCGUUCGAUUUGUCAAGAAACUGGAGGACGUCUGCCAUGAGCUGGGUAAGCCAUUACGUCUGGAGUGCACUUAUACCGGCAGCCAGAGGGUCCACGUGAUGUGGAAGAAGGACGACAAGCUGAUCUGGGCUUCUUACCAGUACAACGUCAAAACCACUAACUCCUCCUGCAUUCUGGAGGUCCUCAACAGCGACAGAGCUGCAGCUGCGGGAAAAUACACUUGCGAAAUUUCCAAUGCUGAAGGAACUGACACCUGUCAUGCUCAUGUUAAAAUAGAGUCCAAAGUCCCUCCAAACUUCACCAGGAAGCCCUCUGAGUCCAUGAUGGACUCUGUGGGUAAGACAGUGAAGAUUGAGGGUCGGGUGUCUGGUUCCCAGCCACUGACCGUCACCUGGUACAAGGACAACAACGAAAUCUUCGGCUCUGACAAAUACGAUGUCAGCUUCAAGAACAACGUGGCCGUGCUGUGUGUCAGAGACUCUGUCCGCUCUGACAGCGGUGUCUACACCUGCACGGCCUCCAACGAAGCCGGAAAAGCUUCGUGUCGGGUUUCUCUCUCCAUCUCAGAAACUGACCAGGCUCCGAAAUUUGACGUCCCUCUGGAGCCGGUGACGGUGAACGAGGGGGAAAAGCUGAGUCUCAAAUGCCACGUUCACGGCUCUCCUCCGCUGACCAUCCAGUGGAUGAAGGACAGGAGGGAGCUGAAGUCCAGCGGAAACACCAGAAUCACAUUUGUUGGCGGGACGGCCUGUCUGGAGAUCAGCUCAGUCUCAAAAACCGACAUGGGAGAUUACCUCUGCAAGGCCAGUAAUGCUACCGGCAGCGACUUCUGCAAGUCCAGGGUCACUGUGAAAGACAAAGGAGCUAAGGCCGCCCCCACGGAAGCGGCCGCCCCAGCUGCAGCUGCCCCGGUCAAAAGGCUCGACAACCUUUUCUUCAUCGAGGAACCCAAAAACGUUUCUGUCACUGAAAAGGGCACCGCAACCUUCAUUGCCAAGAUCGGAGGUGACCCGAUCCCCAGCGUGAAGUGGAUGAAGGGCAAAUGGAGGCAGAUCGUCCCUGGUGGUCGUAUUUCCAUCGAGCACAAGGGCGAGGAUGCCAAAAUGGAGAUCAGAGAGGUGACCAAGUCGGACUCUGGUCUCUACAGAUGUGUUGCCACCAACAAACACGGAGAGAUCGAGUGCAGCGCAGAGAUGGAGGUCACCAAAAAGGAAGAAGCGGAAGGAAUUGGAGACGUGAGGACAAGGCUGAAGAAGACUCCAUCGAAGCAGAAGAGUCCCAAGAAAGAAGGAGACAUCGAUAUUAUAGAGUUGCUCAGAGGUCACGACCCCAAGGACUAUGAGAGGAUCCUGCGGGAGCACGGCAUCCACGACUACCGAGCCAUCUUGCAGGCCAUCGAGUUCCUGAAGAAGGAGAAGGAGAUGGAAACUGGAAAAGUGGAGGUGGAGCGUGGCGGCCGGGUUGAAGAGGAGGACAUGGCCCGACUCAUCCAGCAGCUGGAGGGACGCGUCGGCACAGAGCCCGUCUCCGUGAUGGAGGACAUCAGAGACCAGACGGCAACUGAGAACCAGAGCGCGACCUUCCAGUGCAAGAUCCGGAUCAACUACCCGGAGAUCAGUCUCACCUGGUACAAAGGCACCCAGAAACUGGACAACAGCGACAAGUACGAGAUCAGCAGCGUGGGAGACCGCCAUUGUCUGAAGAUCAAGAAGUGCAUGGCCAAAGAUGAGGGCAACUACCGCGUGGUGUGUGGUCCUCACAUCUCCAACGCCAAGCUCACCGUCUCAGCUGACCAAAUUCAGUUCACUAAAUGCAUCAGAAGCAUCGAGGUCAGUGAACACAACUGUGCCACCUUCGAGUGCGAGUUGUCCUUCGACAACGCCACCGUCACGUGGUACAAAGACUCAUGGGAGCUUAAAGAGUGCCCAAAAUAUAACUUCAGGACCGACGGCCGACGACACUUUAUGACCAUCCGCAACGUUACACCAAAGGAUGAAGGCGUUUACUCUGUGAUUGCUCGUCUGGAGCCGAAGGGAGAAGCUCGGAGCACAGCUGAGCUUUACCUUUCAGGCAAAGAAGAGAAAAAACCUGUUGAAGAAAAAAUUGCGAGGACUCGGGUCGAGAUAAGAGAAGAAAUCCCUGAAGAACCUGAGCAAGAAGUGACCGUUCCCAGAAAGAUCACUCCUGAACCUUAUCAACCGGAGCCAAAACCAGUUCCUUCUGAGCCUAAAGUGGCACCUCAGAAACCAGCUGCGCAUGAGCCUAAAGUGCCCAAAGUUAAGCCUGAACCUGAAGCACCUAAAGUCGAACCUACCAAGAAAACACCAGAAGCCCCUGAACAGAGAGAACCAAAGACAUCUGAACCUCCAAGAAAACCACAUCUGCUGGCUGGUAGACCUGAGACAGAAGCACCGAUGUAUAUCGCUGAAACAAAACCAGAAAAAACACAGAAGGUUCCUGAAGCACCAAAGAAGGUUCCAGAAGAACCCAAGAAAGUACUAGAAGAACCAAAAAAGGUUCCUGAAGCACCAAAGAAGGUUCCAGAAGAACCCAAAAAAGUAUUAGAAGAAAAGCAGAAGGUUCCUGAAGCACAAAAGAAGGUUCCAGAAGAACCCAAGAAAGUACUAGAAGAACCAAAAAAGGUUCCUGAAGUACCAAAGAAGGUUCCAGAAGAACCCAAAAAAGUAUUAGAAGAAAAGCAGAAGGUUCCUGAAGCACCAAAGAAGGUUCCAGAAGUACCCAAGAAAGUACUAGAUGAACCAAAAAAGGUUCCUGAAGCACCAAAGAAGGUUCCGGAAGUACCCAAGAAAGUAGUAGAAGAACCAAAAAAGGUUCCUGAAGCACCAAAGAAGGUUCCAGAAGAACCUAAGAAACUACUAGAAGAACCAAAAAAGGUUCCUGGAGCACCAAAGAAGGUUCCAGAAGAACCCAAGAAAGUACUAGAAGAACCAAAAAGGGUUCCUGAAACACCAAAGAAGGUUCCAGAAACACCAAAAAGGGUUUCUGAAGCACCAAAGAAGGUUCCAGAAGAACCUAAGAAAGUACUAGAAGAACCAAAAAAGGUUCCUGGAGCACCAAAGAAGGUUAAAGAAGAACCCAAGAAAGUACUAGGAGAACCAAAAAGGGUUUCUGAAGCAUCAAAGAAGGUUCCAGAAGAACCUAAGAAAGUACUAGAAGAACCAAAGAAGUUUCAAGAAGAACCCAAGAAAGUACUAGGAGAACCAAAAAGGGUUUCUGAAGCACCAAAGAAGGUUCCAGAAGAACCAGCGAAGGUUCCGGCUGUAAACAAAAUGGUUACAGAAGCACCAGUAGAGCUGGAAAAAAGUCCAGAGCCUCCAAAAUUUGUAAGAGAGGAACCAGUGCUGCGCCACCAAGCACCAGCACCACCACAAGACUUGGAAACCCCAAAACAAAUUCCUCAGCAACAAGAAACUGUUCUUCCUGCAAAGAAGACCUCUCCUGCACUUUCUAAAGCAGUUGCUGCUCCUAAAGAAGACUUUCAGCCAGAAGAAGUGACUCUACCUAAGAAACCUAUCUCUAAAGACAAAGUUGCGCCAACUAAAAGGUCUCAAGUUCCACGGCAGAAAGCUCAUCCCCCUGAAGAAGAAACUCUCCCUUCCAAGAAACCUGCUGCUCUGGCACAAAAAAUACUCACACCCGAGGUAUGUUCUUCUGAAGAACCAAGAUCCACGGCGACUAAACCUCCACCAACAAGAGAAGUCAACAAGAAAACGAAGAAGGGAACACAGGAGAUUGAACAAGAAACUCUUGAGAAAGUGUCUCCUCCAGAGGAGAAGAAACCAUCUGCACCAGCAGCAAAGCCUUCACCUCCUCCUCCUCCUCCUUCUUCAGCCAAAGUUGCUCCCUCUGCAGUAUCUCCUCCAGAGCCGAAGAAACCAUCUGCACCAGCCCCAAAGCCUUCACCUGUUCCUCCUGCUCCUGCAGAGAAGGUUGCUCCUCCUGCAGUGUCUCCUCCAGAGGAGAAGAAACCAUCUGCACCAAAGCCUGCUGCUCCUGCUGCUGCUGCAGCCACAGUCGCUCCUGCUGCAGUGUCUCCUCCAGAGGAGAAGAAACCAUCUGCACCAAAACCAAAGCCUCCAGCAGAAAAAGUUCUUCCUUCUGCAGCUCAAGUUGCACCGGUGGAGAAGAAACCCUCUCCACCAGCCGUAAAGGCUGAACCCUCUCCUGUAUCAGAGGAAAUAUCUCCGCCAGAAGACAAGGAACCAGUUUCAGCGCCUGGACCAACUAAAGUGCCACCUCUUAAGCAAAAGGGUAAGAUUCCUGUUCAGGAAGCAAAAACACCUGAAUCGCCUAAGCUGAAGAGUAAGUUCACCAGAAAAGCCAAAGAGACGGAACCAGAACCAGAGGUUGUUAAGCUGAAGAAAGUUCCAGUGAAACCGCCAGAGCCUGAGAAACAAGUCGUAACUCAUAAAGCAGAAGUGACGAGGCAUCACGAUCCAGAGCUAACAGUUCAUGGACUUCACGACAGAGAAGAUCGAGACAUAAUAACACUCGGAAGAACUGAACGAGUCUUCACUGCAGAGGAAGAGGCGGUUCAGUUUGGCUAUUUUGAGGAAGCUGAAAUGGUUGAAGUUGUACAGAAAACUGAGAAAGAAGGAUGGACAAGAACCCCAAAACCACAGAAAGAGGAAGAACCCGAUGUGGCAAAUGUAGAUAAGAAGAAAAUAACUAAACUGCCAAAGGCAGAUGAGCAGAAGGAAUCCAUCAAACUAAAACCUUUUGAAAAAUCAGGGAAACCGGAAGAAGAGCCACAAAAGAUCAAACUGAAAAAGGUGCCAACUAAGCCCAAAGAGCCUGAGAAGGAAGUCAUAACUCAUAAAGUUGAAGUGACAAGACAUUAUGAUACAGAACUGACAGUUCAGAAGCUUCGUGUAAGAGAAGAUCAAGAGGUAAUAACACUUGGGAGAAGUGAACGAGUCUUCACUGCAGCUGAAGAGGCAUCUGAACUGGGGUAUAUGGAGGAACCUGAAAAACUAGAGGCAGAAGAUCAGAAAUCAAGAUGGACAAGAAGCCCUAAAGUGCAGAAAGAGGAAGAGCCUGAGCCAGAUUUAACCAAAAAGAAAAUAAAGAAAUUGCCAAAGAAAGAUAAAGAGCAAGAAGUAGUGACACUGAAACCAUUUGAAAAACCGAAGAAACCCGAGGCAGCUGAACCACCAAAAGCUGAGAAAGAAGGUGAAGCAAAGACUGAUACAGAACACACUCCAUUCAAGAGAGGUGAGACACUGCAGAGAGAUCAACCGUCCGCUGCUAUAAAACACAGGGAAGACGAAAAUGCUUCCGUGACGAGUCCAGAGGUAACUCCUGAUGUCAGUCACGACCAGAAGGAGAUUCCGCAGAGGAAAAAGCCUGACGAAAAACCAGAUGAAGCCUCCGAGGUAGAAAAAAAGAUGCCGCUGGACACAAAGGUACCCAGUCGAACUCCAAGGGACGAAACUCCUAUAGAGCCGAAGGAACAGCAGCUUAGGACAGCUGAAAAGACUGUGACGCCGAAAAAAGAGGAGGAGAAUAUCUUAAAGAAAGCUAUCGAACUCAAAAAGACUCCUUCGCCAAGAGUUGGUAAAGACAAGGUAGAAGAAGAAAAGCCUCUCAAACCUAUUGAGCAACUAAAGAAGGUCGAGCUUAAAAAGACGCCAUCGCCAAAACCUGAAGAAGUGGCACGUGUCCCGGCUGAGAAGAAGCCAAGUGCUGAAAAAAUCAAACGAAUUCCCAAAACUAUUUCACCAAAAGACUCUGCUGAAGCUGUAACACUCAAAAAGGUCCCGAAGAAGCCUUCCCCAGAGGAGCCUUCAAAACCAGACAAGCCCAGCAAAGGGCGGGUCCCCCUGGUGAAGGAGGUUUCUCCUGGAGCCGUGCAGAUGAAGAAGGUACCCACCCAGCCAGAGGAGGAAGUGUUCGAAGCGGAGGCAGAAGAAACGGAAGGCGAGGAAGAGGAGGAGGCCUGGGGCUGGGAACUGGUUCCUUCAGAGGACUGGGAAGGUGAAGGGGUGGAGGGGGCGCUGGAGACUCCAGGCUUCCCUGGUGGCAAACGAGAUGGAAAACCAACAGAGGAGCCACCAAAAGGCAGAGGCAGAGGAUUUGGGGCGAGACAAACCCCAUCUCCUGGUGACGGUGGCAGGGGCCGGGGCCUGAGGCCAGGCGGGAAAGGCCCGUCACCACCAGAAGAACCCUUCGGGGGAUUCAAGCUCAAAGCCGUCCCCCUAAAGUUCAUCAAGAAGAUUCAGGACAUCGUGUUGCAGGAAGCCGAGUCUAUCGGCUCGUCUGCUGUGUUUGAGUGUGAGGUCUCUCCUUCCACUGCCAUCACGUCAUGGAUGAAGGAUGGCAGUAACCUGCGCGAGGGCCCCAAGCACAAGUUCACUGCUGAUGGCAAAGAUCGCAAGCUGAACAUUAUUGAUGUCCAGCUGUCCGACACUGGAGAAUACACCUGUGUGGCCAAGAACGCUGGAAAGGAAAUAACAUGCACAGCCAAGCUCAUUGUUGAAGAGCUACCUGUAAAAUGGCUGAAAGAACUGGAACCAGAGACAACUUGUAUAAAGGGUCAGCCUAUGUACCUGACCUGUGAGCUGAACAAAGAGAGAGAUGUGAUCUGGAAGCGUAACGGCGCCAUCCUGAAGAAACAGGCUGGAAAAGUGGCCAUUAAUAUCAUUGGUAUGCAGCACGCUGUGACCAUCCAGAACUCCACAGACGAUGACGGCGGCAGCUACACGUGUGAGGUAGACGGACAGGAGGACGUCAAGACGAUGACCCAGGUCAAAGUGAUCGAAAUCAUCAAAGACUGGCUGGUGAAGCCUCUGAGAGACCAGCACGUGAAACCCAAGGCCAAGGCCACGUUCAAAUGCGAGCUGUUCAAGGACACUCCCAACUGGAAGUGGUUCAAAGGAGACAACGAGCUCGUUCCUUCUGAUAAGGUGCAGAUUAACAAAGACGGGAAGGACAUGACGCUCACCAUCAACAACUGCCAGCCCGACGAUGUUUCAGACUACACCAUUGCGGUUGAGGAUCGCAGAUACACGGCCAAGCUCACACUUGGAGAGCGCGAGGCUGAGAUCCUGAAGCCUCUUUCCAGUGUGGAGGUGGUGGAGAAGGAGGAAGCCAACUUUGACACUGAAAUAUCUGAGGAUGAUGUAGCCGGUGAAUGGAAGCUGAGGGGCCAGGUGCUGAUGAGAUCUCCGACCUGCGACAUUAAAGCUGAAGGCCGGAAACGUUUCCUCACGCUGAAACAGGUGCAGCUGGAUCAGGCCGGUGAAGUGUCCUAUCAGGCUCUGAACGCCGUCACCAGCGCCAUGCUCACCGUCAAAGAAAUCGAAAUGGGCUUUGUUGACCCGGUGAAGGAUGUUUCUGUGCCUGAAAAGAAACAGGCUAAGUUUGAAUGCACCAUCACCAAGGAGGUGUCAAAGGUCAUGUGGUUCAGGGGGGCGGAGAUCGUCACCCCGAGCCCUAAAUAUGAAAUAAUUGAUGAUGGAAAAAAACACAUGCUGAUCAUAAACAGCUGUGAGUUUGACGAUGAGGCUCAGUACACCAUCGAAGUGUUGGGCCAGAAAUGUAGCGCUCAGCUGACCGUGGAAGGCAUGAGGCUCAAAUUUGUGCAGCAGCUUCAGGACCAAACGGUGAAAGAAGGUAAAACGGCUCUCUUUGAGCUCGAGCUGAGUCACGAGAACGUGCCGGUGGUUUGGUACCGAAACGAAGUCAAACUCCACGUGAGCCGAACGGUUAUCACACAUGUGGAAGGAAAGAAACACUCUCUAGAAAUGAGGACGUUGACUCUAGAUGAUACCUGCCAGGUUAAGGCAGAAGCCAAAGGAAUUUACUCCAUGGCAAAACUGACAGUCAUAGAGGGCGACGCCGUCUUCGUGGUGAAGCUGCAGGAUUACACGGCCACAGAGAAAGACGAGGUGACUCUGGACUGUGAACUAAGUAAAGACGUCCCCGUCGUUUGGUAUCACAGCGAGAAGGAGAUCAUCGCCUCCAAGACGGUGGUCAUGAAGUCGGAGGGCACUCGCAGGUCUCUGAUCCUGAAGAAGGUGGAGCAGAGCAAUAAAGGCAAAUAUGUAUGUGACUGUGGAACAGACAAGACGUCGGCCGUCAUCAACAUUGAAGCUCGUGACAUCAAGGUUGUUCGGCCGAUUUAUGGCGUGGAGCUGUUCGAUGGGGAGACGGCUCGAUUUGAGGUGGAGAUCUCUGCGGACGACGUCCACGGCCAGUGGAAGCUGAACGGAGAAGUUCUCAAUCCUUCCUCUGAUGUUGACAUCAUCGAGGAGGGAGGCAAACACACGCUGAUCCUGUACAACUGUAAAGUGGCCAUGACCGGCGAGGUGUCGUACGCCGCCGCCAACGCCAAAUGUUCUGCUAACCUGAAGGUCAAAGAGCUUCCACUGAACUUCCUCACGUCGAUGAGUGACGUUCAUGUGUACGAGAAGGAUGAGGCCAGGUUCGAGGUCGAGGUUUCGAGACCACCGAAGAGUUUCCGCUGGCUGAAAGGCUCGCAGGAGCUGCAGAGAGACGAGAAGUACGAGAUGACCCAUGAAGGAAACAUGUACGUGCUGUUGAUCCGAUCGUCUGCCUAUGAAGACGAGGCAAAGUACAUGUUUGAGGCCGAGGACAAGAGGACGACAGGCAAACUCAUCAUCCAGGGUAUCCGCCUGGAGUUUGUCAAACCGAUUAAAGACGUGACAGUGAAAGAGCGCGAAACAGCCGAGUUCAGCGUUGAGCUCUCGCAUGAAAAGAUCCCGGUGGUCUGGUACAAAAACGACGUCCGUCUGCUUCCCAGCAAGGUGGUCCACAUGUCGGAUCAGGGAAAGAUCCACACGCUAGCUUUCAAAGAGGUCACCAUCGAUGACACGUCCAUGAUUAAAGUAGAGGCCAUGGACAAGACUGUGACCGCCAUGCUCACCGUCAUUGAGGGCGACCUGUACUUUACCACCAAGCUGCAGAACUACACUGCUGUGGAAAAGGACGAGGUGAAGCUCGUUUGUGAGCUGAGCAAAGCAGUCGCCGACGUCAAAUGGUUCAAGGACGGGAAGGAGAUCACUCCCUCCAAGAACAUCGCCAUCAGCACCGAUGGCAAGAAGCGCAUCCUGACAGUCAGGAAGGCGGAGAAGGCCAACAUCGGAGAAUACACCUGCGACUGUGGCUCUGACAAAACUAAAGCCAACCUCAACAUUGAAGAGCGCGACAUCAAGGUUGUUCGUCCACUGUACAGCGUCGAGGUCACAGAGACAGAAACCGCCAAGUUUGAGACGGAGAUUUCAGAAGAGGACGUCCACGGAAACUGGAAGCUGAAGGGAGAAGCUCUGCAUCAGUCCGCCGAUGUCGAGAUUAAGGAGGAAGGAACCAGACACAUGCUGAUCCUCUAUAACGUCCGUAUGGACAUGGCCGGAGGGGUCGACUUCUCAGCAGCCAACGCCAAAUCCACCGCACAGCUCCGAGUGAAAGCUCGGUCCAUCGGGCUGCUGCGUCCUCUGAAGGACGUGACGGUGACGGCCGGAGAGACGGCGACCUUCGAGUGCGAGCUGUCGUAUGAAGGCAUCGUGGUGGAGUGGUUCCUGGGAGGACAGAAGAUGGACGCCAGUGAUCGGGUGAAGACGCGCGUGGCGGGUCGGAUUCACACUCUGACCGUCAGAGACGUGAAGCUGUCGGAGGCCGGCGAGGUCAAGCUGACCUCCAAAGACUUCCAGACCCAGGCUCAGCUCAUCAUCAGAGAGCCGCCGGUGGAGUUCACGAAGCCUCUGGAGGACCAGACGGUGGAGGAAGAAGCCACCGCCACGCUCGAGUGUGAAGUUUCCAGAGAGAAAGCAGAGGUACGAUGGUUCAGGGAAGGACAGGAGAUCAGAAAGACCAAGAAGUACGACAUCAUCGCCGACGGCCGCAAGAGAGCGCUGGUCAUCCACGACUGCUCGCCAGACGAUGUGAAGAUAUACACGUGUGACGCCGUAGAGUUCAAGACUUCCUGUUUCCUGGAGGUCACACCUCCUCACGUGGAGUUCACCAAGCCUCUGCAGGAUGUGGAGGUCAAAGAGAAGGAAUCUGCUAAGUUUGAAUGUUCAGUGUCCCGCGAGUCGGCCAAGGUUCGUUGGUUCAAGGACGGCAGUGAGAUAAGGAAAGGAAAGAAGUACGAGAUCAUCGCUAAGGGCGUCCAGAGGAUCCUUAUCGUCCACAAGUCUGCGUUCGACGAUGAGGCCGAGUACGAAUGCGACGCCAGAACCUCCAAGACCUCCGGCAUGCUCACCGUCAUUGAGGAGGAGGCCAGGUUCACCAAGAACCUGUCCAACGUGGAGGGAACGGAGACGGACAGCGUGAAGAUGAUCUGCGAGGUGUCGAAGGCCGCCGCCGAGGUCACGUGGUACCGAGGAGACGAGGAGCUGCCGGAGGGCGGCCGCUACGAGCACAUCACGGACGGACGCAAGAGGAUCCUGAUCAUCCAGGACCUGAGGAUGGAGGACGCCGGAGAGUACAACUGCAGGUUGAGUCCCAGCAUCAGGACGUCCGCCACACUCAAACUCAACGAACUGGCAGCCGAGUUCAUCGCUCGUCCUCAGAACCAGGAGGUGGUGGAGGGCGAGAAGGCAGAGUUCGCCUGCUCCGUCUCCAAAGAAACCUACGAGGUCAGAUGGUUCAGAGGUGACAAGGAAGUCGAAGCCGGGGACAAAUACACCAUCGUCAGCGAAGGAAAGAGAAGAGCUCUUAUUGUGAAAAACUGCCAGCUGAAGGACGAGGGAGGCUACGUCGCCCACAUCGGCAGCGUUAAAGCCGCAGCCGAUCUGUGCGUGAUUGAAAAACUGAGGAUCAUCACGCCGAUUAAAGACACGGAGGUGAAGGAGGGAAGUGAGAUCGUGUUCAACUGCGAGGCGAACGCAGAGGGAGCGAAGGCCAAGUGGCUGAAGAACGAGGAGACUAUAUUUGAGAGCAGCAAGUACAUGAUGGCUCAGAGGGACAACGUCUUCUCCCUGAGGAUCAGAGACGCCCAGAAGGCCGACGAGGCCAGCUACACCAUCAACCUGACCAAUCAGAGAGGAGAGCAGGCCAAGUGCACCGCCAGCGCUAAAGUGGCAGAGGAGAAGCUGAAGUUCCUGGAUCCCAUGGAGGACAUCGAGACCCAGGAGAGGAAGACCAUCAGCUUCGUUUGUAAGGUGAACCGUCCUGAGGUGACGGUGAGGUGGAUGAAGGCCGGCCAGGAGGUGACGCUCAGCAAACGCAUCGUCUACAGAGUCGACGGCCUCAAACACACCCUGACCAUCAAGGACUGCAUCAUGGACGACGAGGGCGAGUACACCGCCGUGGUCGGGGACGACAAGUGCGCGGCCGAGCUGAUCAUCAGCGAGGCGCCGACAGACUUCACGGCACAGCUCAAAGAUCAGACCAUCACCGAGUUUGAGGACGCCGAGUUCACCUGCAAGCUGAGCAAGGAGAAGGCGGCGGUGAAGUGGUACAGGAACGGACGAGAGAUCAGAGAAGGACCGAGAUAUCACAUGGAAAGAGAAGGCAAGACGUGCAGACUGAUCGUCAAGGUGUGCAGACCUGAUGAUGAAUGUGAAUACGCCUGUGGUGUGGACGAGAGGAGGAGCAGAGCCAGGCUCUUCGUUGAAGAGACCCCGGUGGAGAUCGUCAGACCUCCUCAGGACAUGUUCGAACCUCCGGGCUCAGACGUCGUGUUCGAGGUGGAACUCAACAAGGACAGAGUGGAGGUGAAGUGGAUGAGGAACAACAUGAUCCUCGUCCAGGGAGACAAGUACCAGAUGAUUAGUGAGGGGAAAGUCCACAGACUGCAGGUCUGUGAGAUCAGACCUCGGGACCAGGGCGAGUACAGGAUCGUGGCCAAAGACAAGGACGCCAGAGCCAAGCUGGAGCUGGCGGCUAUUCCAAAGAUCAAAACCACCGACCAGAAUCUGGUAACAGAUGCAGGUAAGCCCUUCGUUAUGAGUGUGCCCUAUGACGCCUACCCUCGCGCAGACGGCGAGUGGUUCUUCGAGGGGGUCAGUCUGCCCGUCCAGAACAUCGACACCUCCGUCGACAGGACCGAGUACCGUCUAAAGAGCCCCAGCAAGGAGGACAAGGGCCGGUACAAGGUGGUGAUCAAGAACAAGCAUGGUCAGGGAGAGGCGUUCAUCAACCUGGACGUGAUUGAUGUUCCCGGACCCGUCAAGAACCUGAGAGUGGUAGACACAGCCGAUGGUGAGGUGAGUUUGGCCUGGGAAGAGCCGGAGAGCGACGGCGGAAGCAAGAUCGUUGCCUAUGUGGUGGAGAGACGCGAUGUGAAGCGUAAGACCUGGUCGCUGGCUACGGAUCGUGCUGACACUCCAGAGUACUGUGUCAGCGGCCUCCAGAAGGACUCCAUGUACCUGUUCAGAGUCUGUGCCCGAAACCGUGUCGGCAGCGGACCCAUCGUCGCCACUGAGGACGCUGUCCAGGCCAAGAACAAGUUUGAUGUUCCAGAUGCUCCGGAGAACGUCGCCCUCGGCGUGGUGAACAGGUUCGGUGCCACCGUCACCUGGGAGCCUCCCAAAUUUGACGGCGGCUCUGAGAUCACAGCCUAUGUGAUUGAGCUCCGCGACAGGACCUCCGUGAAAUGGGAGGCGGCCAUGGUCUGCGGCGCCAACGACCGCUCAGCCGUGCUGAACGAUGUAGUGGAGAACAAGGAGUACAUCUUUAGAGUCCGGGCCGAGAACAAGGCCGGCAUCGGCAGGCCCAGCGCCGCCACCUCACCCGUCAAGAUCAUGGAUCCCAUUGAGAGGCCGAGCCCGCCUCUGAACCUGAACUUCAGCGACCAAAUCAAGACAGCGGUCACAUUGACCUGGGAGACGCCCACCAGCAACGGCGGCAGCAUGAUCACCGGCUACAUAAUCGAGAAGUGCGAUGACGGCACCGACAAGUGGCUCCGCUGCAACGCCAGACUGUGUCCUGACCUCUCCUACCGGGUGUCUGGUCUGAAACCUGGUCAGAAUUACCUCUACAGAGUUUGUGCUGAAAACGCCGCUGGCCUCUCAGAUCCAACCGAUAAACUUGGGCCGCUGCUCGCCGACGACCCUCACGUGGGUCCGACCUUCGACCUGAGCGCCUUCAGGAACGGCCUGGAGGUGAUCGUCCCUCAGCCUCUCACCAUCAGAGUCCCCAUCACCGGAUACCCGACCCCCGUCGCCAAGUGGACCUUCGGAGAGAAGGAGCUGACCGCCGCAGACGAUCGUGUCUCCAUGGUGACAAAGCCCACGUACACGGAGCUGACCAUCACACCGAGCGUCCGCCCGGACAAAGGCACCUACACCCUGCAGCUGGAGAACGACGUCACGUCCGUCUCUGGAGAGAUCGAAGUCAACGUCAUCGCAUGCCCCAGUGCUCCUAAGGACUUCAAGGUGUCCGAGGUCACCCGACACCACGUCCACCUGAUGUGGGAGGCUCCAGAGCACGAUGGAGGAAGUCCGGUCAGCCACUAUCAGAUCGAGAAAAGAGAAGUGUCUCGCAAGACCUGGGCCAAGGUGGCUACUGGAGUCCUGGACCUGGAGCACACAAUAACAGAUGUGAUUGAAGGAAAGGAGUACCUGUUCAGUGUCACUGCCUGCAACAAAUGUGGACCCGGAGAACCGGCCUACAUUGACGAGCCCGUCAACGUCUCCUCUCCUGCCACUGUACCCGAUCCUCCUGAGAACCUGAAGUGGCGGGAUAAGAGCGCCAAGGGCAUCUUCCUGUCCUGGGAGCCUCCGAAGUACGACGGCGGUGCCCCGAUCAAAGGCUACGUGGUGGACAAGUGUCAGCGUGGUACAGACAAGUGGGAACCCUGCGGGGACCCAAUCCCUGAACUGAAGUUCCAGGUGACUGGCCUGAUUGAGGGCCAGUGGUACGCCUACAGAGUCCGAGCUUUCAACAAGUUGGGAGCCAGCCGACCGUGCAGGGCCACCGACGAAAUCCAGGCUGUUGACGCCAGAGAGCCUCCAGAGAUCCAGCUGGAUGUGAAGCUGCUGGCCGGUCUGACCACCAGGGCCGGUACCAAGAUCGAGCUUCCCGCCGACGUCAAAGGAAAGCCCGAUCCCCGGGUGAAGUGGACCAAGGCUGACCUGGUCCUGCGGGCCGAUGACCGUAUUGCCAUUGACACUCAGCCGGGACACUCCAAGCUGUCCAUUGGCAACACCACAAGAGGAGACACUGCCACCUACAUCAUCGAGGCAGUCAACGCCUGCGGACGCGCCACCGCCACCAUCGAUGUCAACAUUCUCGAUAAACCCGGCCCCCCAGCUGCCUUUGACAUCUCCGAGAUCACCAACGAGUCGUGCUUCCUGGCGUGGAACCCUCCCAGGGACGAUGGCGGCUCGGCCAUCACAAACUACAUUGUGGAGAAUCGGCAGAUCGAUAAAGAGGAAUGGGUGAAGAUGUCGGCCACGGUGAAACACACCACUUUCAAGGCAUGCAAGCUCACCGCUAUGAAAGAGUACGUUUUCAGGGUCAGCGCUGAGAACCAGUACGGCAUUGGUGAACCUGCAGAGCACGUGCCAAUCGUUGCCAAGUAUUCCUUUGAUCCUCCUGGCUCUCCAACCAGAGUCACUCCCUCCGACAUCGCCAAGGAUGCCGUGACUCUGACCUGGUUCGAGCCUGACGAGGACGGCGGCAGUCCCAUCACGGGAUACUGGGUGGAGAAGUUUGAUCCAGAGACUGACAAGUGGAUCAGAUGCAACAAACUGCCCAUCAAGGAUACGACCUUCAGGGUGAAGGGCCUCCCCACCAAGAAGAAGUACCGUUUCCGUGUUCUGGCUGAAAAUCUGGCUGGACCUGGAAAACCGAGCGUAGAGACCGAUCCCAUCCUCAUCAAAGAUCCCAUCGAUCCCCCAUGGGCUCCUGGUAAGCCUGUCAUCAGGGACAUUGCUAAGACCUCGGCUCUGCUGGCGUGGACUAGGCCGGAGCACGAUGGCGGGGCAAAGAUCGAAGGCUACAUCAUCGAGUUCCAGAAGACUGGAAGCGAGGAGUGGAUCCGCAUCGCAGAGGACGUUCCUCAGACUGAGCACCAGCUGCAGGGCCUGAUAGAGAAGCAGGAGUACUCAUUCCGGGUCAAGGCUGCCAACAAGGCCGGCGAGAGCGAACCCAGCGAACCCAGCGACCCCGUGGUCUGCAAGGAGAGACUUUAUCCUCCAUCCGCUCCUCAGUGGCUAGAAGUGACCAACAUCACUAAGAUCAGCGCCGACCUGAAGUGGCAGGCUCCCAGCAGUGACGGAGGCUCGCCCGUCACCAACUACGUGGUGGAGAAGAGGGAUGUGAGGCGGAAGGCCUGGCAGGCUGUUGACACCACCAUCAAGGAGCUCAAGUACACGGUGACCCCUCUUAAUGAAGGAUCGCUGUACGUGUUCCGCGUUGCAGCCGAGAACGCCGUGGGAAUGAGUGAAUUCUGUGAGCUGGAAGACGCCGUGCUCGCCAAAGACACUUUCACAACUCCUGGACCUCCUUACGCCCUGACGGUGGUGGAGGUCUCCAAGAGACACGUGGAGCUGAAAUGGGAAGCUCCCAAAAGUAACGGUGGAAGACCCAUAACCAAGUAUGUGAUUGAGAAGAAAGAGAAGCUAGGAACUCGCUGGCUGAAGUGCUGCAAGACUCCAGACAGACAGACUCAGUUCAAGGUGACUGACGUGGACGAAGGGUCUGAGGUGCAGUUCCAGGUCAGAGCCGAGAACGAGGCUGGAGUCGGAGAUCCGAGCGAACCCACUGAGGUCCUCACCAUUGAGGAUCCAACCAGCCCUCCAUCUCCUCCUCUGGAAGUGACCAUCCCCGACGCCAGCAGGGAGCACAUUAACGUCACCUGGAAGCCUCCGGCCAAAGAUGGCGGCUGCCCGAUCACUGGCUAUCAUGUUGAGGUGGCUGAGGCCCGUCCAGAGUUAAAGUGGCUCAGGGUCAACAGCAGACCCAUCAAGGAGCUCACGUUCAGGAUAGACGACGGAAUCAAACCAGAGAAGAAGUACGUCAUCAGGGUCCGAGCCAUCAACUCAAUUGGCGUUAGCGAUCCCUCUGAGAUCUCUGACAAGGUCUCCACCAAAGACCCCGACUGCGCUCCAACCAUGGAUUUGGAGGCACAGGACGUGGUGGUGAUCGAGGGCGAGAAGCUGCACCUGAACAUUCCCUACAGGGCCAUCCCAACACCCAAGAUGGUUUGGCAGAAGGACACGGUAGAGUGUAAGGGCGACGACCGGCUCUCCAUGACCGUGGAGAUGAACAGCGCCCACCUGGAGCUGCUCAAGUGCACGCGUGCUGACGCCGGCGCCUAUGCUAUCACCCUGGAGAACAGUCUGGGAACCGCCACCGGGACCGUCAAUGUCAAAGUCAUUGGACUCCCCGGUCAGUGUAAAGACAUCACCUCCAGUGAUGCCACCAAGAACUCCUGCAAGAUCAGCUGGGAAGCCCCAGAGGAUGAUGGUGGCACCCCAAUUGUCAGCUACACCCUGGAGCGCCGCGAGGCCUCUAAGAAGACCUACAUGCCCGUCAUGUCAGGAGAGAACGUCCUGACCAGCACCGUCAAAGACCUCUACGUCAACUGCGAGUACUACUUCAGAGUCAAGGCCAUCAACAAGGUCGGAGCCGGAGAGUAUCUGGAGCUACGCAACCCAGUCAUCAUUGAGGAAGUCAAACAAAAACCCGACCCGCCUAUCCAGGUGGAGACUCAAGACCCAACAUCCAAGUCCAUCACAGUGACCUGGAAGGCUCCAGACUACGACGGUGGCUGCCCCAUCCAGGGCUACAUUGUGGAAAAGAUUGAAAAGGAAGGCGACCGCUAUGAGAGGGUCACCCCGAGCCUGGUCCCUGGUUUCUCCUACGUGGUGACUGGCCUGACGGAGGACAUGGAGUACCAGUUCAGAGUCCGAGCUGAGAAUGCCGCCGGAGUCAGCGAGCCGUCCCGCAGCACACAGCUCGUCAAGGCUGCAGAUCCCGUCGAAAAACCGAAGGUCACCCUACACGCUCGCGUGCAGUCCGGUCUGUGUAUCAAGAAGGGCGAGGAGAUCCGAAUUGACGCCUACAUAUCUGGCUCCCCGUACCCCAAGGUCACCUGGCUGAGGAACAACGAGGACGUCACCAUUGAGCCGGCCAAGAAGGUGGUUCCACUGAUCAAGAAGAAGACCAAGACCAAGGCCAAGGUUCCUGAACCAGAGGUGGAGUUUGUGACUCCUCUGCGUGAGCGUCUGGGUCUGGAUAAGACCAAACGGGGUCAGUCUGCCAUGAUGAUUCGUGAUGCCAUCAGAACAGACCAUGGCACUUUCACCAUCCAGGUGGAGAACACUCACGGUGUCGCGACCGCCUCCUGCGAUGUCAACGUCCUUGACAAACCCGGUCCUCCAAUCAACUUCACCUUCGACGAGAUCAGGAACACCUCGGUCGUCUGUAACUGGGAGCCUCCCGAGGAUGAUGGUGGCAGCGAGAUUCUGAACUACAUCCUGGAGAAGAAGGACAACAAGAAUGAGGAGAUCGGUUGGAUCACCAUCACCUCUACCCUGAAGGGCACCAGCUGCCCCGUCUCCAAACUCAUCGAAGGGAAGGAGUACAUCUUCAGAGUCACGGCCGAGAACAAGUUCGGCUGUGGGCUGCCAUGUAUCUCUGAACCACUGGUUGCCAAGAACCAGUUUGAUCCUCCCGACGCUCCCAACACACCCAGAGUCCACGAGGUGACGGCGAGCACCGCCCACAUCUCCUGGCACGAGCCGAAGGAUAAUGGCAGCCCGAUCCUGGGCUACUGGAUCGAGAGAAAGGAGGUGAACAGCAAACACUGGACCCGAGUCAACCGUGCCCUCCUCAACUCCUUGGAGGUGAAGGUCUCUGGCCUGAUGGAGGGACUCACCUACAUCUUCAGAGUGUGUGCUGAAAACCUAGCCGGGCCCGGGCCCUUCAGCGAGCCCAGUGACCGCAUCGUCGCUAUGGACGCCAUCCUGCCUCCUGGUCCCCCCAUUCCAUGGAUUGUGGACACUGGGAAGGACUCUGUCAUUGUGGCGUGGAAGCCCCCCCUGUACAAUGGUGGAGGAGACAUCCUGGGAUACCACGUAGAGAAGGUUUUGGCCGGAGAAAAGGAAUGGACUCGCAGCACAGAAUUCAGGUGUAAAGAGCUGACGUACACUGUGACAGGUCUGACAGAGGGAGCAGAUUAUUACAUCCGAGUCAUCGCCGUCAAUGACGCUGGUCCUGGAGCUCCCGGUGUGACCGAACCUGCCACCGUCAAAGAGCCUCAAGAAUCUCCUGCUGUGGACUUUGAUGCCUCCGUGAAGAACGGCGUCAUCAUCAAGGCCGGUGAGUUGCUGAAGCUUCCAGCCGUGGUGACCGGCCGACCCCAGCCCGAAGUCAAAUGGGCCAAGGAUGAAGCCGAAAUUGACAAGGAGCGGAUGAUCGUGGAGACCGAGGGCAGGAACAGCAGUCUGAUUAUCAAGAAGACUGUGAGGGCGGAUCACGGGAAGUACCAGAUCACCGGCACCAACAGCAGUGGAACCAAGACCGCUGAGACCAGAGUAGACGUUAUGGACGUCCCCGGACCAGUGGUUGACCUGAAGACGGUGAUGGUGACCAAGAAGAACAUCACUCUCACCUGGUCUGACCCCCUGGAUAACGGCGGCAGCGACAUCAUGGGCUACGAGGUGCUGAGGAAAGACGCCAAUAUGAAACUCUUCCGCCAGCCCAUUGAGACCGCAUCCUGCAAGUGCGACAUCCAGGGACUGCUGGCCGGCGAGCAGUACGACUUCAGGGUCAUCGCCAGGAACAAGUACGGUGACGGAGCUCCAGCCGACCUGGGACCCAUCCUGGCCGAGGAUCCCAAAGGUACUCCAUCUGCUCCAGAGAAGCUGCACUACACCAACAGAAGCAAGAACACCAUCACCCUGGCUUGGCAGCCGCCUCGCACAGAUGGUGGCAGUCCCAUCAUCGGCUACUAUGUGGAGAAGAUGAGGUCCGACAGCACCGAGUUCGAUGUGGCAAACCGCAAGAUCUUCACUGAGUGUUGUGGGACCAUCGAGAACCUGUCAGAGGACCAGGAGUACCAGUUCCGCGUCAAAGCCGUAAACGAGGUUGGGGACGGAGAGCCCUCCAAGCCCAUCAAAGCCAAGAUCCAGGACGAUGAAAUUGCUCCAGUUAUUACCUUCCUGAAGUUCUUCAAGAACAACUCCAUCAUUGUAAAGAAAGGCUCGGCCAUCGACAUCCCAGCAGAGGUGAAGGGACUUCCCCUGCCGACGAUCCAGUGGAUGAAGGACGAGGUGGUGAUCGAGAAGCCUGAAGAUGAGAAGAUGACGAUGGAGACUGAGGAGGUGGACAGAUUGAAUCUGAGGACUAAGAUCGCCAUCCCAGAAACCAUCAGGCAGGAUAAGGGCAACUACAAGCUGGUGGCUGAAAACUGCUAUGGCAAAGCUCAGCAUGUCAUCAGAGUCGAGAUCCUCGACCGUCCUCUUCCUCCGAGGAACGUUGUGGUCUCGGAUAUCAAGGCAGACUCAUGCUACCUGACCUGGGACGCCCCCGAGGACAACGGAGGCAGUGAGAUCACCAAUUACAUAGUGGAACGCAGAGACGCCAGCAAGAAGAAGUCCGACUUCGAUGUUCUGACCAUCAACCUCAUCGACAGGAGAUACGGGGUCUACAAACUGAACUUGAACGGUCUCUACCAGUUCAGGAUCAAAGCUGAGAACAAGUACGGCCUGAGCGAUGGCUGUGAUUCAGAGAAAGUCCAGCUCAGGGAUCCGUUUGGCCUCCCCGGACCGCCGCGUAACCCCAAAAUCAUUGCCGCUACAGCGACCACCAUGACCCUGACCUGGGAUCCUCCUCUGGACAACGGUGGCUCCACCAUCCAGGGAUACUGGCUGGAGAAAAGGGAGCGCGGUGCUGUGUACUGGGGUCGCGUCAACCGAGCUCCAGUCACCAAACCGGCAGUGAAGGGCCUGCAGUACACCGUGCUCAGGCUCAUUGAAGGAACCGAGUACCAGUUCAGGAUCGCAGCCUGCAACGCUGCAGGAGUCGGACCACCUAGCGAGUCCUCAGAGUGCCGCUUCGCUGUGGAUCCAUGCAACCCUCCCAGCCCACCUGGAGCCCCUGAGGUUAAAGAUAAGACCAAGAGCAGCAUCACGCUCACCUGGAGCCCACCAGACAAAGACGGCGGCAGCCCCAUCAAGGGUUACAUCAUCGAGGUCCACGAGGAGGGCUCUCCUGAUUGGAGGAGGGUGAACCCCGCCGACAAGCUCCACCCAUCCACUGAAAUCACCGUCCCCGACUUGAAGGAGGGCAAGAAGUGCAAGUUCAGGAUCUACGCUGUAAACGGUGCCGGAAACUCUGAGCCUGCCAGGACGGCUGACAUCCUGGUCCAGGACAUCCUGAUCGAGCCGAUGGUGACUCUGGAUGUGAGCGCUCACGAUCUGCUGAACUGCAGAGCGGGAACGUCCAUCAGGAUUCCCGCCACCAUCACUGGGCGACCCAUUCCCAAAGUCACCUGGACCUUCGACGGAACCGCAGAGACCGAGAAGAAGAACGAACUCCACACGCUGCCCAUCGACUCAGAGAUCCACUCCACUGACACGACCUCGGUGGUCGUGAUUCCGGAGAGUAAACUGAACCACAGCGGUCGAUACAUCAUUAAUGCCGAGAGCCCUGCCGGACACAAGGUGGUCAAAGUCAGAGUCAACGUGCUCGACCUUCCUGGACCUCCAAGAGACCUGAAGGUCAGCGAUGUGACGAGGGGAACCUGCCGACUCACCUGGAAACCUCCAGAGUGCGACGGAGGCGAGAGAGUGAAGAGCUACUUCAUUGAGAGGAGGACUGUUGAUGGCAAAGCCUGGACCAAGGUGAACCCAGCUUGUGCUGCUCAGUCUCUGGUGGUUCCAGACCUGAUCAAUGGUCAAGAGUACAUGUUCCGCAUCCGGGCUGAGAACCGCUUUGGGUUUGGGCCGUUCAUCCAGACCAUUGAGAGGACCAAAGCCAGAGAUCCAAUCCAUCCUCCUGAUCCUCCAACGAGAUUAAAGAUCCAGAGCGUGAAGAAGAGCACGGUGACUUUGACCUGGAAGGCUCCAAAGAACGAUGGCGGUUCACCCGUCACCCACUACAGCGUCGAUCUGCUCUGCUGGGACGCCAGCGGCACCCAGAAGGAGUCCUGGAGAAGGUGUAACAGGAGGGACGUGGACACGACCAGCUUCAAGGUGGAGGACCUGACGGAGGGAGACGAGUACGAGUUCCGAGUGAUGGCGCACAAUGAAGUCGGAGCCAGCCGACCUUCAUCUACGGCUGGACCCAUCGUCAUCCAGGACCAGACCUGUGCUCCAUCCAUCGAGCUGAAGGAGUUCAUGGAGUUCGAGCAGGGCUCCGACAUCAGCAUCGUGGCCAAGAUCCGAGGCUGUCCGUUCCCCACGCUCACCUGGUUCAAGGCUCCGCCCCACAAGCCUGACGACAAGGUGGAAGUCCAAUACGACGAGCACAUCAACAAGAUCGUGUCAGACGACAGCUGCACUCUGCUCAUCCAGCAGGGCAAACGUCCCGACACCGGCCUGUACACCCUGGUGGCCUCCAACAGCCUGGGCAAGGCCUCCAAAGAGAUGAGGCUCAACGUGCUCGGCCGGCCCGGUCCUCCCUCUGCCCCCAUUAAGUUUGAGGCAAUCGGAUCUGAGAGGAUCACGCUGUCCUGGCUCCCUCCAAAGGACGACGGUGGCUCCAAAGUCACAAACUAUGUCAUCUGGAGGCGUGUGGCCAACAGGAAAUCCUGGGUGCCCGUCACCAGCGAGCCCAAAGACCGGAUCUGGACGGUCGAGAACCUGAUGGCGGGACACGAGUAUGUGUUCCGCGUCAUGGCCCAGAACAAGUAUGGAGUCGGAGAACCACUGGACAGUGAACCCGAGGUCGCACGAAACCUCUUCACCAUCCCCGGUCAGUGUGAGAAGCCGACAGUCACCAAUGUCACCAUGGACUCCAUGACCAUUAACUGGGAGGAGCCCGAGGACGAUGGUGGCACUCCGAUCACCGGCUACUGGCUGGAGCGAAAAGAGACGACGGGCAAACGCUGGACCCGUGUCACCCGCGACCCCAUCCGUCCCAUGGGCCUGGGUGAGUCGUUCGUGGUGAGCGGACUCAUUGAGGGCUCCCAGUACCUCUUCAGAGUAUCUGCCAUCAACGCCACAGGACCCGGACCCGCCAGCCCCACCACAGACCCCAUGUUUGCCAGAGACCCCAUCUCCCCGCCCUCCCCUCCAACACCGAAAGUUUCCGAUUGGACAAAGUCCACAGUGGACCUGGAGUGGAUUCCUCCUCUGAAGGAUGGAGGCUCUAAGAUCAUGGGCUACUGGGUGGAGUACAAGGAGGAGGGCACCGAGGCCUGGGUCAAGGCCAAGGAGACUGAAAUCCGCGGGACCCGGUUAGUGAUCAGCGGUCUGAAGACUGGCGGCAAAUACAAGUUCAGAGUGAUCGCCUUCAAUGCUGCCGGUAACGGCGAACCAGGAGAAGUCCCAGAGGUGCUCGAGGUCAACGACAGAAUCAUUGCUCCUGAGGUCGAUCUAGAUGCCUCAGUGAAGGAGAGGAUGGUGGUCCAUGCCGGCGGUGUGAUCCGUAUCAUCGCCUAUGUGUCUGGCCAGCCAUCUCCGGAGGUCACCUGGAGUAGAGAUGGAGCUGCACUGCCUCCUGAGGCUAAAAUAGAAACGACUGCCAUCAGUUCGUCUCUGGUCAUCAAACCCUGCACCAGAAGGCACCUCGGUAUCUACACUCUAACCGCCAAGAACGCUGGUGGCGAGAAAACUAAGAACAUCACAGUGGAAGUUCUGGACGUCCCCGGGCCCGUCGGAAUCCCCUUGACCACUGAAAACCUGAGCAACGACUCCUGCAAGCUCAACUGGUUCUUCCCUGAGAACGACGGAGGCUCUCCCAUCAGUAACUACGUCAUUGAGAAACGCGAGGCUGACCGUAAGGCCUGGACCUCGUUGUCCUUCACUGCUAGUAGACAGAACGCCGUGGCUCAAGGCCUCACCACUGGAAAGUCCUACUUCUUCAGAGUGGCCGCCGAGAACGCCAUAGGCAUUGGACCCUUCGUGGAGACUGCAGCCGAGAUCAUCAUCAAGGAACCAAUCAGUGUGCCUGACCGCCCCGAGGAGCUCGAGGUCACCAAGGUCACCAAGGAUUUGAUCAGCGUCACCUGGAAGGCACCCAAGUUUGACGGCGGUUCAGAGAUCACCAUGUACAUCCUGGAGGUGCGAAUGAUUGGCAAAGACAAGUUCACCAGAGUGACGAAGGAGAAACUGAUGGAGAGGAAGUACACCUACGAUGGCCUGAGGGAGGGCGACACCUACCAGUUCAGGGUCAUCGCAGUCAACGAGGUUGGACCCAGCAAGCCAUCAUUCUGCACGAAACCAAUCACCUGCAAGGACGAACUGGAGCCACCGACCAUUGAGCUGGACUUCCGUGAUAAGAUCAUCAUUCGUGUGGGCGAAAGCUGCCUGCUGCAGGGACGCUACACUGGCAAACCUUCUCCAUCCAUCGUGUGGUACCGAGAUGACGAAGAGCUGAAGGCCGACAAGCAUGUCAUGUUCAAGAACACAUUGACCACCAUGUCGCUCGGCCUGAUGAAGGCACAGCGCGAGCACAGCGGCAGAUACGUGGUGGUGGUGGAGAACAGCACCGGAUCCAGGAAGGGAGUCUGCAACAUCACAGUUGUCGACCGUCCGACUCCUCCUGUUGGCCCAGUGGUGUUUGAGGAGGUGCACAGGGAGUACAUGGUCAUCUCCUGGAAACCUCCACUGGACAGCGGCGGCGUCGAUGUGUCCAACUAUAUCAUUGAGAAGAGAGACACCAACAGAGACAUCUGGAACACAGUGACAUCCGCCUCCACCAAGACCACAUGCAAGAUCCCCAAACUAACUGAGGGCAGGGAAUACAUCAUGAGGGUCUCUGCUGAGAACAUGUACGGCAUCAGUGACCCUCUGGAGUCGGAGGAGAUGAGAGCCAAAGAUCUCUUCAGAGUCCCUGAGGCCCCAGAAAUGCCUACGGUAAGAGAGGUGUAUGGCACCAAUGUUCUGGUGCUGUGGAAUCGGCCUCGUGAUGGCGGGAAGCCCAUCACCAACUACAUCCUGGAAAAGAAGGAGCCCACAGCCAAGAGGUGGUCCAGAGCCACCAGAGAGCCGCUGUACCCGGCCACUCAGUACCGAGUCCAGGACCUGGUUGAGGGCUGCGAGUACGAGUUCAGGGUGAUGGCAGAGAAUGAGCUGGGAACUGGAGACCCCAGCGUCCCCUCCAAACCCAUCCUCGCCAAAGAUCCCAUCGUGCUUCCCAGCCCUCCAGUGACCCCCGAGGCCUAUGAUAAGACCAAGGAUUCCGUAAGCCUGAAGUGGAAGUUGCCCCGACACGACGGAAAAGGCCGGAUCUUCGGGUACCUUGUCGAGUACAAGAAGGUUGGUGCCGUGGAGUGGAAUCAAGCCAACGAGACCCCGGAGCAGUGCCCCAACCUCCACUACGUGGUGACGGGCUUGACCGAUGGACUGGAGUACACCUUCAGGAUCUUCACAGUCAACGCUGCUGGCAAAUCUGACCCUGCCUACGUCAAAGAGAACAUCAAAGUCCACGACAGAAUGGAGGAGCCAGAGUUGCUACUCGACGCCAACAUGGCACGUGACCACCUGGCCAUGCUGGGCACUGACAUCUCCCUGAGUGCCGUCAUUAAGGGUGUACCGACGCCCACUGUCAGCUGGAAGAAGAACGACGGCGACAUUCCUUCUCACAUCACUGUUGCAGUCACCGCCACUGGCAGCAAAGUCUUCAUCCCUAAGUGUGUCCGUGCAGACUCCGGUAACUACACUAUCACUGCGGAGAAUGCUGCUGGAAAGAAAUCAGCAACAGUUGCUGUGCUUGUGCUGAAUAAGCCUUCUCCUCCCAGAGACCUUGUGGUCUCUGAGGUGACCAGCGAGUCUGCCUACCUGACUUGGAAAGCUCCUGAGGACAAUGGCGGCGCUGUCAUCUCCCACUACGUUGUGGAAAAGAAGGAUGUGGCCGCCGAGCAGUGGGUGCCCGUGUCUGCAUCCAAUAAGAAGCUGAGUCUGAUGGCCAUGUACCUAAUGGAAGGAAUCCAGUACCUGUUCAGGGUUGCUGCUGAGAACCAGUUUGGCAGAAGCGCCUAUGUGGUGACUAAGACACCCAUCAAGGCUAUCGAUCCUCUCUAUCCUCCUGGCCCUCCCAAAAACCUGCACCACACUGAUGCAGACAAGACAGAGGUGUGGUUGGCAUGGGAGUGGCCUGACCGCACUGGCGGAAGUGAAAUCACCGGCUUCAUUGUGGAGCACCAGGAAGAGGGCCAGACCGACUGGGUCACCUUCAAGACCGUCAGCAACAACCACACCCACGUCACCGGUCUGGAGGAGGGCAAGACUUACCGCUUCAGGGUCAAGUCUCAGAACGCCAUUGGUGUAAGUCGUCCUGACACCAGCGUCCCCGUCACCUGCCAGGAGAAGACAUUGCCACCAACUAUUGAAGUGGAUGUGAAGCUUAUUGAAGGUCUUGUUGUCAAAGCUGGCAGUGCCAUUGUCCUCCCAGCCAAGAUGACAGGCAUCCCCACUCCCACUGCUAAAUGGAUGACCGAUGGCAAGGAGAUCACAUCUGAGGCGCGCCAUCGCAUUGAGUCUGCGGAAUCCUCGACCAUUCUCAGUAUCUCAGAGAGCCAGAGAGGAGACACCGGAGAGUACACCCUCACUGUGGCCAAUCCUGCAGGCAGCAAGACCGUUGCCCUGCAUGUCACUGUGCUGGAUCUUCCAGGUCCACCUAUCGGACCCAUCAACAUCUUGGAGGUCACCCCUGAUUACAUGAUGAUCCAAUGGAGGGCACCAAAGGAUGAUGGUGGGACGCCCAUCACCAACUACGUGGUGGAAAAGAAGGAUGUAAAGAAGCCGUGGGAGCCCUGGUCUGUUGUUAGCUCCAGUGGCACCAGCACCAGGGCCAAGGUGUCUAGACUGGAGAAGGGCCGUGAGUACAUUGUCCGUGUCCGUGCAGAGAACAAAAUUGGCAUCGGUGCGGGGCUUGAGAGUCCUCCCACUAUUGCCAAGCACAUGUUCAACCCUCCUGGUCCACCAGGCCCGCCAGAGUGCUCUGAUAUCACAGAGAAUGCUGUGACAGUGGAAUGGACCCUGCCUGACUAUGAUGGAGGCAGCCCCAUCAGUGGCUAUGUGAUUGAACGCAGAGAAAUGACAGGAAAGUGGAUCCGUGUUAACAAAACCCCUGUGCUGGACCUCAGAUACAGAGUCUCAGGCCUGUUUGAAGGCAACAGCUAUGAGUUCAGAGUGUUUGCUGAGAACAUUGCUGGUAUCAGUGAGCCAUCUGCCACCUCUGAUCCCAUCAAGGCCACUCGCGCCAUCACCAAACCCGGACCCCCUAGCAAUCCUAAGCUGAAGGACUGGAGCAAGUCUUAUGCUGACAUCUGCUGGAUCAAGCCUACAAGAGAUGGUGGCAGUCCUAUCCUAGGCUAUGUGGUUGAGGCUCAGAAGUCAGGAACUGCCCAGUGGGACAGAAUCAACAAGGACCUCAUCAAGAUUUGUGCCUACAGAGUGCCAGGCCUCAUUGAAGGAAUGGAGUAUAGAUUCCGCAUCAGAGCCACCAACAAGGUUGGAGACAGUGAACCCAGAGAGCUCGCUGAAACAGUCUUGGCAAAGGACAUACUGGUGCCCCCAGAGGUUGUUGUCGACAUGUCCUGCCGUGACUCUCUGACAGUCAGGGCUGGCCAGAUCAUAAGUUUGAUCACCAGGGUAAAGGGCAGACCAGACCCAGACAUCACAUGGACCAAGGAUGCCAGAACAUUGUCCCGGGACAAGCGCACUGAUAUAAACAACAACUACCCUCUGUGUGAACUUGUCAUCAGUGAUGCAGUCAGGGCAGACUACGGUAAAUACGCCAUUGUCGCUAAGAACAGUAGUGGACAGGCACAGGCCACCAUUAUUGUUAAUGUCCUGGACACACCAGGACCUUGCCAGAACCUCAAAGUGGCCUACGUAACCAAGAACUCCUGCAUGGUAUCCUGGGAGAACCCUGAGGAUAAUGGAGGCACUGAGAUCACUCAGUACAUUAUUGAGUGCCGUCAGCCCAGCCAGAGAGGAUGGACGGUGGUCUCCAAUGACUGCACCAAGCGCCUUAUUAAGGCCCCUCUUACUGAGGGCUGCGAGUACUUCUUCCGUGUCAGCGCAGAGAACAAAAUCGGUGCUGGUCCUUCCACUGAGACCAAGACACCUGUGCUUGCAGUUGAUCCCAUUGAGAAGCCUGGUGAACCCACUGACUUCCACAUUUCUGAGAUCGGCAAGACCUUCUGCUUCCUCAAGUGGAAGAAGCCAGACUACGAUGGCGGUAGCCGUAACCUUGGUUAUCAUGUUGAGAAGAAGCCAAAGGAGGCUGAGGAGUGGGAGAGGCUUCACAAAGGUGCCAUCAAGGAGACUUACUUCAUGGCUGACAGGUGCAUCGAAAACCAGAUCUACCAGUUCAGAGUUCAGACGAAGAAUGAGGGAGGCGAGAGCAACUGGGUGACUACAGCUGAAGUCCUGGUUAAGGAACAGCUUGUGGAGCCCGAAAUCAAGAUUAAACUGGAUGGAACGCUCGUGGUCAAGGCAGGAGACUCCAUUCCUAUUGAAGCAACAGUGACAGGCAAACCUCAGCCUGAUGUCAAAUGGACCAAAGAUGAGGGUACAGAGGAGAUAAAGAAGGGCCCCAGGCUUCAGAUCGAAACUGGUGCAGGCUUCUCGAAGCUGCUGCUUACCGGCGCUAGGCGCACUGACAGUGGCAAAUACGUUGUUACUGCCUCCAACAAUGCAGGAACCUGCUCUGCUCAUGCUAAGGUCAAUGUACUGGAUAGACCUGGCCCUAUUAGGGAUCUCAAGGUGUCUGGUAUCACCAUCGACAGGUGCCAUCUGGCCUGGGAAGUCCCAGAGGAUGAUGGCGGCUGCGAAAUCUACAACUACAUUAUUGAGAAAUGUGAAACCAAGAGGGGAGUCUGGUCGGUCCACUCCAACGCUGUCAUCACCAAUAAAGCUAAUGUCACCCGUCUUAUUGAGGGUAAUGAGUAUAUCUUCAGAGUUCGUGCUGAGAAUAAGAUGGGUCCUGGCCCUGCAGUGCAGAGUGAAGCCAUUGUUGCCGGCACCCAGUUCAGUGUACCUGGCACUCCUGAGGCACCAGAGGUCACCAAGAUUGCUAAGGAAGAGAUGUCUGUGGAGUGGUCAGAGCCCGAGAAAAAUGGCGGAACGCCAAUCACAGGCUAUCUUUUGGAGAAGAGAGAAGAGCAUGCCGUUAGGUGGUCUCCUGUCAACAAGGAUCCAAUCCCUGGAACUCGUUUGACAGUAACUGGACUCCUGCCCCUGCAUGACUAUCAGUACAGAGUAAAGGCUGUCAAUGAAAUUGGCAUCAGUAACCCAAGCAAGCCUUCACGUGCCAUCACUGCCAAGGAUGCAGUUGAGCCUCCUGCACCUCCUACCAACUUGAAGGUCCUGGACAGCACCAAGUCUACUGUAACCCUGGGCUGGACCAAGCCUGUAUCAGAUGGUGGAGCUCCCCUCAUUGGCUACGUUGUGGAGAUGAGGGCACAGGGAAGUGCCAAAAAAGGAGACGAUGGUUGGAAGAGGUGCAACGUGGCGGCUCAGCUGAUUGUGUGCGAGUUCACAGUCACAAGUCUGGAUGAGACGCUUGUGUAUGAAUUCAGAGUGUCUGCUCAGAACCAGGUGGGCAUGAGCCUGCCCUGCAACCUGGAGGGUGGUGUCAUCCCCAGGGAGAUUCUAGAGGCACCCGAGAUUGACAUAGAUGCUGACCUGAAGCAGGGACUGACAGUGAGAGCCGGCUGUCCCAUCAGACUAUGUGCCACCAUCAGAGGUAGACCACCUCCUAAGGUCACUUGGAGGAGGAUGGGUAUUGACAACGUGGUCAGGAAGGGAAAAGUUGACAUCAUUGACACCAUGACCUUCCUGGUCAUCCCCGACAGCACCCGCAAUGACUCUGGCAAAUACUGCCUGACUGUACAGAGUGCUGCUGGAGAGAAGGCUGUGUUUGUCAAUGUUAAGGUUCUGGACACUCCAGGACCUGUGAUGAAUCUGGAGGCUACCGACAUCAAACAGACAUCAGCCAUGCUGUCCUGGAGUCCUCCUGAGAUUGAUGGUGGCAGCGAGGUCACUCACUACAUUGUUGAGAAGCGUGAGAUUGACCGCAAGACUUGGGCGACUGUCAAGGCCGAAGUUGAGAAGGACAAGGUUCCCUUAAAAGUCAGCGGUCUGAUGCCAGGCACCGAGUACUACUUUAGAGUCACAGCUGUCAACGAGUAUGGUUCUGGUGUUCCCAGAGUGUCACCCACUUCCUACCUGGCCUCUGAUCCUGUCAGCAAGCCCGACCCUUGUGAGAAGAUUGAGGUUCUGGAGAUCACUAAGAACAGUGCCACAGUCGGCUGGACGAAGCCUGCAAGGGACGGUGGAGCCAAGAUCGAUGGUUAUGUAAUUGAAUACAUCGAGGUCAAACGUCCUCCAGAGCCUCCAGCACCUGUGGAGGUUCCAGAGGGAGAGGAAGCUCCUCCACCACCUCCACCACCUCCAGUGGUUGAGGAAGAAGAGGAGGCAGAACCUGAAAAGGAAGUGUGGAACGCCUACACUACAGUGAAAGGUUUGAGCAUCAGCAUCAGCGGCCUGAAGGAGGGCAAGAGGUACAAGUUCAGAGUGGCUGCCAAGAACAUGAUGGGCAUGAGCUCAUUUACUGAGACCCGGCAGCCGGUCGAGAUCAAGGAACAAAUGUUGGAGCCGAAGAUUGUCAUGCCAGAGACAGUGAGUGCCAGAGCCGGAGCCAAGCUCAGAGUGGAGGCGGUGGUUUCUGGAAAACCUUCCCCAACUUGCAAAUGGUUGCGUGGUAAAGAUGCAGUAGUCUCAUCCAGCCGUCUGGCCGUGCACCAGUCCGGCAACCUGUGUGUCCUGAUCAUCAAAGAUGUGUCAAGGACUGACAGCGGAGAGUACAGCCUGGUAGCUGAGAACAGCUCGGCAAAGGUGGUCCAGGCCCUGAAGAUUAUCAUCAGAGACAUCCCCGGUCCUCCCGAGGGCCCCGUGGAGAUCAGCGACAUUGACGCUGACGCCUGCUCCCUGUCCUGGAACAAACCACUAGAGGACGGAGGCAGCAAUAUCACUAACUAUGUGGUGGAAAAAUGCGAUGUGAGUAGAGGCGACUGGGUGACGGCUGCCUCUUCUGGCCUGAAGACCAGUUGCAGGCUUGGGAAGCUUAUCCCUGGGAAGGAGUAUGUUUUCCGAAUCCGUGCUGAGAACCGCUAUGGUGUGUCAGACCCCAUUCAGUCUGACAGGAUGGUUGCCAAGUUCCCCUUUGAUGUUCCUAGCGAGCCCCUCAACCUCUGCAUCAACAAGACCAACAAGGACUGUAUGUUUGUGGCCUGGGAUAAACCUGAGAGCGACGGUGGCAGUCCCAUCACAGGUUACUACAUUGAGCGUAAGGAGAGGAACAGUCUGCUAUGGGUGAAGGCCAACGACACCGUCGUCCGCACCACUGAGUACCCGUGUGCCGGCCUCAUCGAGGGCCUGGAAUACACUUUCAGAGUGUCUGCAAUUAACCGUGCUGGCCAGGGCAAACCAAGCAAGAAGACUGACUUUGUCACUGCGAGAACACCCGUUGACACUCCUGGUAAACCUGAGGUCCUGGACAUAACCAGGAACUCUGUCACUCUGGUUUGGACCCGUCCUAAGAACGACGGUGGCAGCAAGAUCAUUGGCUACUAUGUUGAGGCCAUGCGGGUGCCGGGAGACACCUGGAUACGCUGCAAUACCAGCAGCCAGAAUGUCCCACGGGAGGAGUAUACAGUGACGGGCCUGGAGAGAGACCUGCAGUACCAGUUCAGAGUCAUUGCCAAAACUGCUGUCAACAUGAGCAAACCAUCUGAGCCUACAGAUCCUGUCCUGGUCUGUGCUGAGAAUGUUCCUCCAAGGGUGGAGCUUAACGCCAGGAUGCAGAAGGGUUUUAAAGUGAAGGCUGGAACCACAAUCCUCCUGGAGGCUGAGGUGUUUGGUAAGCCUAUGCCUAGAGUGACUUGGAAGAGAGGCGAUGAUAGUCUGAAGUCAGGUGAAGGCCAAGUCAUCACCCAACAGAGGCAUCACUUCCAGCUGGAGAUGAUGGCUGUUACGAAGGAACACACAGGAACCUACACCAUCCUGGCCGAGAACGCCAGCGGAUCCAAGACUGCCGAAAUACAGGUCAACGUCCUAGAUGCCCCUGGCCCCCCUGCUAGUGCUAAAUACAUCGAGGUGUUUGCCACCAGUGUCAAGAUGUCCUGGGAGCCUCCUCUGAAGGACGGUGGCGGCUCCAUCAGCAACUACAUUGUAGACAAGCGUGAGACCAGCAGAGCCAACUGGGCCCUGGUUUCCUCCAAGAUCAAAGGGGAUAUCCUUGAGCUUAAUGUGGAGAAGCUGAUCGAGGGUCACGAAUACCAGUUCCGAAUUCGCGCAGAGAACAUGUGGGGGGUUGGAGACCCCCUUGUCACCAACCCUGUCAUUGCCAAAAACCCAUUCACUGUCCCUGGACCUUGCGAGGCUCCAGUGAUCACCAAUGUGACCAAGGAUUGUAUGACUGUGAGCUGGAAGGAGCCUGCUGAUGAUGGAAAGUCAACCGUUCUGGGUUACAUGCUGGAAAAGAAAGAGACCAAGGAGAUGAACUGGACCAAGCUGAACAGAAAGCCCUUGACAGAGAGGACCCUGGACAUUACAGGUCUCACAGAGGGAGUUGAAUACGAAUUCAGGGUCAUUGCUGUCAACGUGGCAGGGCUUGGCAAACCCAGCGAGCCCUCCGCUGGCACCACCGCACAGAAUCCCAUCACUCCUCCUGGCCCUGUUGUGAAUCCUACUGUGAUGGACACCACCCACAGCACCAUCAGCCUCUCCUGGACCGUCCCCGCCAACAAUGGAGGAAGCCCCAUCAUUGGAUACUUGGUAGAGUGCAAGCGGACCGACACCACUGACUGGAUACGCUGCAACGUCCCCAGGAACCUGCAGGAGACCAACUACACCAUCCAGAACCUCAUAGACAAGGCAGAGUACCAGUGCCGCAUCACUGCCGUCAACAAGGUCGGCUUCGGCGAGCCAGUUGAAGUACCCGGCAAGCAUGUUGCCAAGGACAUCAUUGUUGCUCCCGAGGCAGAGCUGAGCGCAGAGUUGAAGGAGGGCCUGGAGCUGAAUGCCGGAACCAUCAUGAGGCUCGCGGCCACCAUCAAGGGCCGUCCCACUCCCAGGGUCACCUGGGCAAAGAUGAACACCAACAUCAAGGACCGCCAGGGCAUUGUCAUCAAAUCCACCAACACGGACACCAUGGUGAUGGUGGAGAAUGUCAACAGAUAUGAUGCUGGCAAAUACAUUCUGAAUCUGGAGAGCUCGGCUGGCAUGAAGAUGUACACCAUCGUUGUCAAGGUUCUUGAUACUCCCGGACCACCAGUUAACCUAAUGGUGAAGGAGACGUGCAAGGACAGCUCCUACAUCUACUGGGAUGCUCCUCUGAUCAACGGUGGCUAUGAAGUCACUCACUACAUUGUGGAGAAGCGUGACACUGAGAGGAAAGCCUGGUCCAUCGUCUCCAACAACUGCACCAAGACAUCAUUCAAGGUGCCAGACCUGGAUGCCGGACGGUCCUACUGCUUCAGAGUGUCAGCAGUUAACCAGCUCGGUGUUGGAGAGUGUUGCGAGACAGCCGACUCAGUCAGAGCAUGUGAGGAGCCUGGGCCUGUCAUGGACUUCAAGACCCUGCUGGUUAACAAGGACUCUUGCACUCUAAGCUGGAAGAAACCACUCACCGAUGGUGGCAGCCGCAUCAUCUGCUAUGUGCUAGAGGUUCUCAAUGGUGACGAUAAGUACAAGGAGCUGAUGAGGUCCAAAAACAUGCAGUAUAGUGCCAAAGACCUAGUGGAGAACAGAGAGUACACCUACAGAGUCAAGGCUGUGAAUGACUCAGGAGAGAGCGCUGCCAAGGAGCUGACAGUGGUCGCCAAGGACCAGAUAAUUCAUCCCAACUGUGACUUGAGGGAGCUGCCCAACAUGUGCUACAUUGCCAAGGAGGGCAGCACUGUCCGUCUGAAGAUCCCGAUCAUCGGCAAACCUCCGCCCAAGGUUUCCUGGAAGAAGGGAGAUGACGAGGACCUGACAGACACUGGUCGAGUGUGUGCAGAGUCCUCUUCAGUCAACACCACCCUGCUGAUCAGAGACUGCCAGAGGAGUGAUGCUUCCAAGUACACCAUCACCCUGAGAAACUGUGCUGGAAGCAAGGAGUCCACCAUUUUCAUCAGGGUGGUGGGUAAACCUGGCAUCCCAGUUGGACCCAUUAAGUUCAAAGAUGUUACUGCUGAUGGGGCAACACUGAAGUGGCUCACUCCUAAGGACGAUGGUGGCUCAGAGAUCACAAACUACAUCCUGGAAAAGAGGGACUCCAUCACCAACAUGUGGGUAACUGUGUCCUCCACUGUGGAGACUAACACCAUGAGGGUGACCGGACUCCAUGAGGGCACAGAGUACAUCUUCAGAGUCUGUGCUGAGAACAAGUAUGGUGUUGGAGAGGGACUCAAGUCUGAGCCCAUCGUUGCUAAACAUCCAUUCAAUGUUCCUGAUGCCCCUCCUCCACCUCAGAUCCUGAGCAUGCGCCACGACUCUGCUUACUUGGCUUGGUCUGACCCAAGGAAGACUGGAGGAUCUCCCAUCACAGGCUACCAUGCUGAGUUCAAGGAGAGGAACAGUAUGUUGUGGAAGAGGGCGAGCCCGACUGCCUUGAGGAUGAAGGAAUACAAGGUAACAGGGCUGACUGAAGGUUUGGAGUAUGAGUUCCGAGUCAUGGCAAUCAACCUGGCUGGCAUCGGCAGACCAAGUGCUCCCACAGAUCCACAGGUGGCCCUGGAUCCCAUUGAUGCCCCUGGUAAACCUGAUGUGAUCAGCAUCAGCAGAAGCACUGUGACCCUCCAGUGGACAGAGCCACAGUUUGAUGGUGGCCACAGAUUGACUGGCUACAUUGUUGAGAAGCGCGACCUGCCUUCUAAGAUCUGGGUGAAGGCCAACAACGUGAAUGUUGUAGAGCCUGCAUUCACUGUAACUGAUCUGCAGGAGGGCUGCAAGUAUGAGUUCAGAAUCAGGGCGAAGAAUGCCGCAGGAGCUCUCAGCCCGCCCUCCGAGCAGACAGACACCAUUAUCUGCACAGAUGAAUAUGCUUCACCAACCAUUAUUAUCGAAGCUCAGGUGAAGGAGGGUCUGACGGUCCGAGCCGGUGAUACUAUUGUGAUCACUGCCACAAGCAUUUUAGGCAAACCAGCGCCAACCUCAUGUUGGUCAAAGGGAGGAAAGUAUUUUAAACCUUCUGAUCUCGUUCAUAUUGAGACCACUGCAACAUCCUCUACUCUGUCAAUCAAGUAUGCUGGCAGGAAGGACUCUGGGGAGUACAUCAUCACUGCCAGCAACCCCUUCGGUGUAAAGGAGGAAACUGUUAAGGUCACCGUUCUGGAUGUUCCUGGUACUCCUGGACCCAUUGAAAGCACUGGUGUCUCCUCUGAAAAGGUCACUCUUGCAUGGACAGCUCCUACAGAGGACGGAGGCUCUCCAAUCAAGUAUUACACCCUGGAAAAGAGAGAAACCACCCGCCUGCUCUGGACUGUCCUGGAAGAGAAGGUCAUUGACUGUCACUAUGUUGCCAGCAAGCUGAUUGCGGGCAAUGAGUACUUCUUCAGAGUCUCUGCUGUUAACCAGUAUGGUGCCAGUGAGCCAUCUCACUCUGAGGCGGUCAAGAUGGUUGAUAGAUUUGGUCCCCCUGGUCCGCCAUCUAAACCAGAGGUUGAGAAAGUUGAUGCACAUUCAGCCACUGUGACCUGGAGGAGACCGACUGAGGAUGGAGGAAGUGACAUAAUAGGUUACUGUGUUGAGAAGAAGGAGAGAAAGGGUAUGAGAUGGAUCAGGGCGUCCAAGAAAUCCAUUGCUGAGUUCAGCUAUGAAGUCACCGGUCUCACUGAGGGCGUGGAGUAUGAGUUCCGUGUUCUUGCUGAGAACAGAGCUGGCUUUGGAGAGCCAAGUGACCCAUCUAUGCCUGUCAGAACAAUAGUUGUUGCCUAUGUGCCUGGACCCCCAGUCAAUCCAAGAGUCACAGACACAACUAAGACCACUGCCACUCUGAACUGGGGAAAACCUCUUGAUAAUGGUGGACUUGAAGUCACCGGUUAUGUGAUUGAGCACAAGAAGGAAGGAACAGAAGAAUGGGUGAAGGACACCCCUUCAUCUCCACUUAGGAUCACAGAGUUUGUUGUUCCCAACCUGGAAACUGGUGCAAAAUACUUCUUCAGAAUUAGUGCUGUGAAUGCCAAGGGAGCAGGUGAACCUGCUGAAACUCUGGAACAAGUUGAGAUUGUGGAACGUGCAGCUGAACCUGAUUUGGAGCUGGAUAUUGAGCUGAGAAGAACCCUUGUCGUCAGGGCUGGCUGCUCCAUUCGCCUCUUUGUGCCAAUCAAGGGACGUCCUACACCUACAGUAACCUGGAACAAAGAGGGUGGUCCUGUCCCACGUGCAGUCAUUGAUAGCACUGAGUCUUUUACAAUGCUGCUCAUCCCCGAGAGUUCAAGGACCGAUGCGGGCAAAUAUGAACUUACCCUUGAAAACUCUGCUGGAAAGAAGAGUGCCGCUAUACAUGUGAGAGUUCUGGAUUCACCAGGACCUCCGCUUAACCUAAAACCAGUCAAGAUUGACAAGGAAAGCAUUUCUCUUCAGUGGGAGAUGCCUCUCAUUGAUGGAGGAGCCAAGAUCACUAACUACAUCAUUGAGAAGAGAGAGUCAACACGCAAAGCUUUUGCAACUGUAAUUACAAAUUGCCCAACCACUUCAGUCAGGAUCGGUGAGCUGGGUGAAGGCUGUGAGUACUACUUCAGAGUGUCAGCCGAGAAUGAAUAUGGAAUUGGUGAGUCAGUUGAAACUGCUGAUCCAAUUCGUGCAUCCCAGGCACCAACUCCUCCAGAAAGUAUUAUUCCUACUGAUAUCACCAAGAACUCUGUGAGCCUGGCUUGGACCAAACCUAAGCACGAUGGUGGAAGCAGAAUUUCGGGAUAUGUCCUUGAAGCCAAAAAGAAGGGAACUGAUCAGUGGGCACAUGUCACAACAGUCAAGACCAUGGAUUUCACCGUGAAGAAUCUUAAUGAGAAUGAGGAGUAUAUUUUCCAUGUAAUGGCUGUCAACCUUUCAGGUAGAAGUGCUCCGCGUGAGAGCAAACCCAUUGUUGUCAAGGAUUCUACUUCCCUGCCUGAGUUUGACCUCCGUGGUGUAUGUCAGAAGACUGUUAUUGCCAAGGCAGGAGAUGACAUCAAGGUUGAAAUUCCAGUAAUGGGACGUCCUAGACCAACUGUCUCUUGGCAAAAGGAUGGCGCAGCCCUGAAGCUCACACAGAGGACCAAUGUAGAAACUUCUGCUGCUACUGUUACCCUAAGCAUUAAUGAAUGCACCAGAGCCGACAGUGGUGUUUACACCAUGACAGGAAAGAACAUUGUUGGUUCUGUGACAGACAACAUUAUCGUCAAAGUACAUGAUGUACCUGGGCCACCCAAGGGACCAGUAAAGAUUGUGGAGAUUUCUCGUACUUACUGCAUCUUUGCAUGGGACACUCCUGAGAAUGACGGAGGUGUUCCAAUCAACAAUUAUGUGGUUGAGAUCAGAGACACCACCUCCCAAACAUGGACAGAGCUGUCUUCCACUAUCAUCCGUACCAUGUUCAAAGCCAUUCGUUUGACCACUGGAUCCGAGUACCAGUUCAGAGUAAGAGCCAAGAACAGAUAUGGUGCCGGACCACCCAUCAUCUCAGAGGCAGUGGUGGCUGCCUAUCCAUUCAAAGCCCCUGGACCUCCUGGUACUCCUGGUGUUGUUGCAUUUACCAAGGACUCAAUAACAAUUGGCUGGAAUGAGCCUGUGGCUGAUGGUGGAAAUGAAGUAAUUGGUUACCAUGUUGAGAGGAAAGAAAGAAGUGGCAUUGUAUGGCACAAGAUUAGCAAGGCUCUUGUGAAAGGAAACAUCUUUAAAUCCACUGGUCUUGAAGAUGGAAUUGCCUAUGAGUUUCGUGUCAUGGCUGAAAACAUGGCCGGAAUUGGUAAGCCCAGCAAGGCCUCAGAAGCAACACUGGCUUUAGACCCUGUAGACCCACCAGGUCAGCCUGUGCCAACGUAUGUCAACAAAAAUGUCAUCACUAUUCAGUGGACAAAGCCUGAAUAUGAUGGUGGCUUCAAAAUCACUGGCUACACAGUGGAGAAGAGAGAACUGCCUGCUGGUCGCUGGAUCAGAGCCAACUUCACUAACAUCAUUGAGACUGCAUUCACUGUCAGUGGGCUGACUCAAGAUGCCUCAUAUGAGUUCCGUGUCAUUGCCAGAAACUCGGCAGGUGCAGUAAGUGUGCCCUCUGAUCCCUCAGAUCCAAUCACCUGCAAAGAUGAUAUUAUUGAACCACGCAUUAUGGUUGACGCCAUCUUUAAGGAUGUUGUUCUACUGAAAGCAGGAGAGUCCUUUAAACUUGACGCUGAUAUUGCUGGUCAACCAACACCAUCUAUGGUUUGGACCAAGAAUGGAAAGGAGGUUGAGAACACAAUGAAACUGCAGGUUAGGUUUACAGAACUGACAACCACUCUGACCAACAAGGAUUCAAUCAGAUUAGAUGGUGGAGAAUUUGUUUUGACUGCCACUAAUGUCGGUGGAUUUGCUAAGCACAUCUUUAAUGUUAAAGUACUUGACAGACCUGGACCACCAGUUGGACCUCUUAAGGUGUCUGAUGUCACAGCUGCCAACUGUGUACUUACCUGGGCUCCACCUGCAGAUGAUGGCGGUGCCAAGAUUGAAGGAUACGUGAUUGAGAAGCGUGAGUCAAGCAGACUGGUUUGGACCAAUGUGGUUUGGGGCCUGCAAGUUACACAAUACAAGGUGACUAAGCUGCUCAAAGGAAAUGAAUACAUCUUCAGAGUUAUGGCAGUGAACAAAUAUGGACUUGGUGAAUCUCUUGAUUCCGAACCCACUAUUGCAGACAACCCAUAUAUAGUUCCGGAUCCUCCAGAGAAUCCUGAGGUGACAGCUAUCACUAAAGAUUCAAUGGUUAUUAUGUGGCAGGCACCUAAGAGUGAUGGUGGAACUCCCAUCACCAACUACAAUAUUGAAAGGAAAGAUAGAAUAGGCCUCCGUUGGGUCAAAUGCAACAGGAGGAUGGUCAAAGACCUACAAUUCAAGGCAACGGGCCUUGUUGUCGGACAUGAAUAUGAAUUCAGAAUAACUGCUGAGAAUGCUGCUGGAGUGAGUGCCCCAAGUGUCUCAAGUCCAUUCUACAAGGCUACUGAUGGACUGUACAAGCCAGGGGCUCCAUGCAACCCCAGAAUCUUGGACACUACCAAGUCCUCAAUUACUGUCGCCUGGAACAAACCUGUAUAUGAUGGUGGCUCUGACAUCACUGGCUACAUUGUUGAGACUUGCGUCCCAUCUGAAAAGGAAGAAGAGGAGGAAUGGACCAUUGUGACACCCAAAGAAGGACUCCUUGCCACCUCAUUUACCAUUCUUAACCUGAAGGAGAACCAGGAGUACAAGAUUAACAUAUCUGCUGUAAACAGUGAGGGAGUUGGAGAGGCAGCAUCGGUACCUGGCAAUCCCAAGGCAGAAGACAGGCUCCUUCCAGCUGAGAUGGAUCUGGAUGCUGAGCUCCGCAAAGUUGUCAGUCUUAGAGCUUGCUGCUCACUUAGAUUGUUUGUACCUAUCAGAGGCAGACCAGCUCCUCAGGCUAAAUGGACCAAAGGAGAUGGUGAGCCUGUUGAGAGGGCAACCAUUGAAAGCACAACAUCAUACACAUCACUUGUAAUUGAAAAUGUCAACAGAUUUGACAGUGGAAAGUAUAAUCUUACAGUUGAAAACAGCUCUGGCUCGAGGACCGUUACAGUACAGGUCAGGGUGCUUGAUACACCAAGUGCCCCACAGAAUCUUAAGAUUACUGCUGUAACAAAUGAAGCUGUCACUCUGACUUGGGAUCCACCAGUGAAUGAUGGAGGCGUUAAGAUUAAGAACUAUAUUGUUGAAAAACGUGAGUCCACAAGGAAAGCAUAUGCUACAGUAAAUGCUAAUUGCCAUCACACCACCUUCACAGUUGACCACCUCCUGGAAGGCUGCAACUAUUACUUCAGAGUUUUGGUUGAGAAUGAAUAUGGCAUUGGCCUGCCCAUUGAGACUGGUGAAUCAGUUAAAGUGUCUGAGAAACCACAGCCACCUGGCAAAAUCACGCUUAAGGAUGUUACCAAGAACAGUGUCACCCUCUCAUGGGAGAAACCACAGCAUGACGGUGGCAGCAGAGUGGGCUGUUAUGUUGUUGAGAUCCAGCCUAAGGGUGUUGAAAAGUGGACCCAGGCUAUGAUUGUAAAGGAAACAGAAGCUACUAUUAGUGGACUCAAUGCAGGUGAAGAAUACAUGUUCCGUGUAGCAGCAAGAAAUGAAAAGGGAACAAGCGACCCACGUCAAAUUGGUGUGCCUGUAAUCGUAAAAGAUCUUGUGAUUGCACCUGUUGCCAAAAUGUUGUUCAACACAUUUAGUGUGUUGGCAGGAGAAGACCUGACAGUGGAUGUUCCAUAUGUUGCACGUCCAAAAGCAGCUGUCUCCUGGGUAAAAGAUGGUCAGCCUCUGAAGAGAACUACCAGAGUAAACUUUGGUGCAAAAGAGACAUUGCUGAGCCUCACCAUAAAAGAGGCCACUAAAGAUGAUGUUGGGAAGUACCGUAUUACUCUUAGCAACACAGCAGGAGAGACAACAGUUGACAUUGGCAUCGUUGUUCUUGACAAACCUGGCCAGCCAAGUGGUCCAGUUAAGGUGGAGGAGGUAACUUCUGACAGUGUAACCAUCUCCUGGAACAUACCAGAGUAUGAUGGUGGUUGUACCAUCAAACACUAUAUUGUGGAAAAGAGAGACACAUCCACAACUAACUGGAUGGUUGUAUCUCCUAACCUUGCAAGGACCAAAAUCAAAGCAGGCAGGUUGAAGACUGGCUCUGAGUAUCAGUUUAGAAUAACAGCAGAAAACAGAUAUGGAAAAGGCCCAGCACUUCUAUCAGAGUGCAUUGUGGCUCAAUACCCAUACAAGCUCCCAGGACCCCCAGGGACACCAUAUAUUGCAGCCGGCACCAAGGACAGCAUGGUGGUUGCCUGGAAUGAACCUGUGAUUGAUGGUGGAAGCUCCAUCUUAGGCUACCAUCUUGAACGCAAAGAAAGAAACAGCAUCAUGUGGGUAAGACUUAACAAGUCUCUUAUUACUGACCAAACCUUCAAGACCACUGCUCUGGAACCAGGAAUGGAAUAUGAAUACAGAGUUUAUGCUGAAAAUAUUGUUGGAAUAGGAAAAGUGAGCAAAGUGUCUGAGGGACACAUUGCUAGAGAUCCAUGUGAUCCUCCUGGCACCCCUGAGGCAACAAAGAUCAGCAAAGACUCUGUGACCAUUAUUUGGACCAAGCCUGAGUAUGAUGGUGGGGCAAAGGUAACAGGCUACAUUGUGGAAAAGAAGGAGCUUCCUGAAGGUCGUUGGCUGAAGGCUAACUUCACUAAUAUCAUUGAGACAGAAUAUGUUGCAACUGGACUUGUGCAAGACAAUCAAUAUGAGUUCCGUGUCAUUGCCAGAAAUGCUGCUGGUGUUUUCAGUCUCCCCUCUUACAGCACCGGUCCAAUCACUGCCAGGGAUGAGAUUGAACCACCACGCAUCAGCAUUGACCCAGAGUACACACAGACUAUUGUGGUUAAUGCUGGAGACAACUUCAAAAUUGAUGGAGAUGUCCAUGGGAAACCAUUGCCCUCCAUCCACUGGAUGAAGGGAGAGCAGGAACUGGGAAAUACUAUUCAUAGAGAGAUUAAGAACACACCCACCAAAGCUUACAUAUCUGUCAAGGAAGCUAAACUUUCUGAUGGAGGCCAAUACACUUUGCUGUUGAAAAAUCCAGGAGGAGAAAAGGCCGUACAGGUCAAUGUGGUCGUUCUAGAUAAACCUGGAGAACCACAGGGACCUAUUGUUGUUACAGGAAUAGCCAAAGACCGAUGCUGCCUUUCAUGGAAACCACCACUACAGGAUGGUGGCAGCAAGAUCUCUCACUACAUUGUGGAAAGGAGAGAGACAAGCAGACUAGUCUGGACUGUUGUUGACCCAAAAGUGGCAAAUACAUGUUUAAAGGUUACUAAGCUUCUGGAAGGAAAUGAGUACAUCUUCAGAGUCCAUGCUGUCAACCACUUUGGAGUGGGUGCAGCACUGGAGUCUGCUUCUGUCAUAAUCAAAGAUCCAUAUUUGCCCCCUGGAACACCCAAGAGCUUGGAAGUUUCAGAUAUUAAAAAGGAUUCAAUGGUGCUCACCUGGGAGGCUCCUUCUGAAGAUGGAGGCAGUCCUAUCACUGGAUAUAUAAUUGAGAAACAUGACAAAGAAGGUGUGAGAUGGACCAGAUGCAACAGGCAAACAGUCACUGACUUGACCUUUAAGGUCACUGGACUCCUGGAAAGCCAUAUCUAUGAAUUCAGAGUUGCAGCUGAGAAUGGAGUUGGUGUUGGUGAGCCAAGCUCCCCAACUGUAUUCUACAAAGCUCUUGAUCCAAUAUUCAGGCCUGGCCCACCACACAAUCCAAGAGUUACUGACACAACUAAAACAUCAGUAUUCCUGUCUUGGGGCAAGCCUGUCUGUGAUGGAGGAUGUGAGAUUCAGGGAUACAUUGUUGAGUGCUGCACUACCACAGAGCCAGCAGUGCCAGCUGAGGUUCCUGCGGAAGCCCCAGCUACAGAGACUGCUGCCACAGAUGCACCUGCUGAGGAAUGGAUAAUGUGCACGCCACCAACGGGUGUCAAGAAGACCAAGUUUGAAGUUCUAAACCUGAAGGAAAACCAGGCAUACAAGUUUAGAGUAUGUGCUAUCAACAAAGUUGGAGUUGGUGAGCAUGCUGAUGUCUCUGGAGCUGUUGUUGCCCAGGACAAGGCAGAAGAGCCAGACCUUGACAUUGACCCAGAACUGAGACAGAUAGUGACCAUUAAAGCUGGAGCGUCCCUUAGACUGUUUAUUCCCAUCAAAGGAAGGCCCACUCCUACCAUCAAGUGGGACAAAGAUGAAGCUUCACUUAAAGAGACUGCUCAGGUUGAGGUAACUAGUAGUUACACAUCCCUGGUAAUUGAUAAGAUGAGCAGAUAUGACAGUGGAAAAUACACUGUCAGUGCAGAGAACGUAAGUGGAACCAAAUCUGCAUUUGUUGUUGUCCGUGUUCUCGACACACCUAGUGCUCCUGUUAACCUGAAAGUGAAAGAAAUUACAAACCAGUCAGUGACAUUGGCAUGGGAACCACCUCUGUUGGAUGGUGGGUCCAAGAUAAAGAACUACAUUGUUGAAAAGAGAGAAAGCACACGCAAAACAUAUGCAGCUGUUGUAACCAAUUGUCAUGCUCUUUCAUGGAAGAUUGACUCACUCCAGGAGGGUUGCAGUUACUACUUCAGAGUCCUUGCUGAGAAUUCGCAUGGUGUUGGCCUGCCUGCAGCAAUUCUCGACCCUCUUAAGGUCUCAGAGGUGCCCCAGUCUCCAAAGAACUUGAUUGUUACAGACCAAACCAAAACAAGCAUCUCCUUGGCCUGGGAGAAGCCUGAGUAUGAUGGUGGUAGCAGAGUCAUGCAGUAUCUCCUUGAGGUGCGGCUUAAGGCUCAGGAUAAGUGGUCUAGUGUGAACGCAUUUAAGACAAUGGAGGCUACGGUUUCCAAUCUGAACCCAGGAGAGGAGUAUCUGUUUAGAAUUACAGCAGUCAAUGAGAAAGGAAAGAGUGACCCCAAAGUCCUUGCCGCUCCAGUGAUGGCCAAGGACUUAGUCUUUGAGCCAGAUGUUCGACCAGCAUUCAGCAAUUACAGUGUCCAUGUGGGUAAAGACCUUAACAUUGACAUUCCCAUUCUUGGACGCCCUAAACCAACAGUCACAUGGACUAAAGAUGGAGCUCCUUUGAAGUUCACUACCAGAGUCAACAUUCUCAACACACCAAAACAUACAACACUGAGCAUUAAGGAGGCAGCAGGUGAUGAUGGUGGCAUGUACAGUAUACAUGUUGCUAACUCAGCUGGAAAGAAGGACACAACCGUUGAAAUCAUUGUACUUGACAAGCCUGGCCCUCCAUCUGGCCCUGUGAGGUUCGAUGAAAUCACUACACAGAGUGUCACUCUUUCAUGGGACCCACCAAAACACAAUGGUGGCUGCCAGAUUUCAAACUACAUUGUGCAGAAAAGAGAUACUACUACAACAACAUGGGAAAAUGUCAGCAUCAAUUGUGCCAGAACGACCAUCAAAGUGCCUAGACUGAAAACUGGAGCGGAGUACCAGUUCAGGAUCAUUGCUCAGAACCGCUAUGGCAAGAGUCAUGGUUUGGAUUCAUCCUCAGUGGUCGCUCAAUACCCAUACCGAGAGCCAGGCCCACCAGGCACUCCUUUUAUCUCCUCUCUCUCUAGGGACCACCAGAUUAUUGAGUGGCAUGAGCCUGUCACAGAUGGAGGCAGCCCUGUUCUUGGCUAUCAUCUUGAAAGGAAAGAGAGGAAUAGUAUUCUCUGGGUCAAAGUCAACAAGACACUUAUUCACGAUACUAGUUUCAAGAGUCACCCCUUAGAUGAGGGUGUUGAGUAUGAAUAUAGGGUUUAUGCUGAAAAUAUAGUUGGCAUUGGCAGAUGCAGUAAGAUCUCUGAAGGCUGCGUUGCCCGUGACCCAUGUGAUCCUCCUGGCACACCGGAGGCCAUCCAUGUGACCAAAGAUACCAUUGUUAUUCAGUGGACUAAACCAGAGUAUGAUGGUGGCAGUAAUAUAACCGGCUAUACUGUGGAGAAGCGUGAUCUGCCAGAGGGCAGGUGGGUAAGAGCAAACUUCACUAAUGUGAUUGAGACCCAGUUCACUGUCACUGGUCUGACUGAAAAUGCACAGUAUGACUUCAGAGUCAUUGCUAAAAAUGCUGUCGGCACCAUCAGUAAGCCAUCCUACAACAGUGGGCCAAUCACUGCAAGUGAUAAAGUGGAGGCACCAAAAUUCUCCAUUGACCCCGCAUUCACCAAGACCAUUAUUAUCAAUGCUGGACAGACAUUCAAGCUAGAUGCUGAUGUCAGAGGCAAACCACUGCCUACAAUCAAGUGGUUCAAGAAUGAAAAACCAAUCGAGAAUACACUCAGACUAGAGAUCAAAAACACAGAAAACCAUGCAAUGAUUGUCAUUAAGGACUCUGCUAGAAUUGAUGGUGGGAUUUACACACUCCAGCUGACAAAUGAGGCUGGCAGUGAAACUGUUCCAUUCAAGGUAGUAGUCUUGGACAGGCCUAGCCCAUGUGAAGGACCCUUCCACAUCGCUGGAGUAGCUGAAGAUAGAUGCACACUGGUAUGGCGUGCCCCUCUACAUGAUGGAGGUAGUCCUAUUACACACUACAUCAUCGAGAGAAGAGAGACCAGCCGUCUAGCUUGGACUGUUGUUUCCAACAGCUGUGAAACUACAUGUUACAAAGUCACCAAAUUGCUGGAAGGCAAUGAGUACAUGUUCCGUGUCAUGGCAGUUAACAGUUAUGGUGUCAGUGAGCCACUGGAGUCUGGCGGAGUGAUUAUGAAGACUCCAUUUGUUCCUCCUGGUUCACCUCACAUUGAGGAUGUUUCCAACAUUGCCCAUGAUGGCAUGACCAUCACCUGGUCAGCCCCUGAGACUGAUGGUGGCAGUGAGAUUAUCAAUUACAUAAUUGAAAAGAAGGACAGAACUGGAAUCAAAUGGACCAGAUGCAACAGACAGAAGGUCACUGACCUCUCCUUCAGAGUUACAGGCCUUGCUACAGACCAUGAAUAUGAGUUCAGAGUAGCUGCUGAGAAUGUAGUUGGAGUGGGAGAACCAAGCCUUCAAAGUUCAUACUACAGGGCCUGUGAUCCCAAGUACAAACCUGGUGCCCCAGCAUAUGUGAAUGUUAUUGACUCCACAAAGAGUUCUAUUACUGUGUCAUGGGGUAAGCCUCUGUCUGAUGGUGGUAGCGCCAUUCAAGGAUACAUUGUUGAAGUCUGCAAGGCUGAGGAGGAGGAAUGGACCCUGGUUACUCCUCCCACUGGCCUGCGUGUCAACAAAUAUGAAAUAACCAAACUUACUGAGGGUCAGGAGUACAAGAUCCAGGUGUGUGCUCUAAACAAACUCGGAGUCGGUGAAUCAGCAGCUCUCUCUGGAACAGCUAAGCCAGAGGAAAGGGUGGACUCACCACAGAUCCACCUUGACUCUGAGCUGAGGAAAGGCAUCACUGUGAAAGCUGGUGGAUCUGUUAAAAUCCAUAUUCCAUUCAAGGGCAGGCCACUACCUGAGAUUAAGUGGACUAAGGAUGAGGGAGACCUGACUGAAAAGGCAGUGAUUGAGAAGGCUCUCAACUUCACUGAGCUGUCCAUUGACUCAUGUGACAGGAGUGACUCUGGAAAAUACACCCUGAGCCUGACAAACAGCAGUGGCUCUGUGUCUGAGUUUGUUGCUGUUAAGGUCCUGGAUACACCUGGUUCCCCUCAGAAUCUUGUGGUUAAAGAAGUCAAAAAGGACUCUGUCACUCUUGUAUGGGAUGCCCCAUUGAUUGAUGGAGGUUCCAAAAUCAAGAACUAUGUCAUUGACAAACGUGAAUCAACCAGAAAGGCAUACGCAAACGUGACCACAAAAUGCACCAAGACAACAUUCAAAGUUGAGAACUUGAUUGAAGGCGCUAUGUACUACUUCAGAGUCAUGGCUGAGAAUGACUAUGGAAUUGGCCAGGCUGUUGAAACAAAGACAGCUUCCAAGGCCUCUGAGGUACCAUUGCCUGUUGGAACAGUCUCCCUCACUGAUGUCACCAAAACCAGUGCCUCAUUUGCCUGGGAGAAACCUGGGCAUGAUGGUGGCAGUAGAAUUGGUGGCUACCUAAUUGAGAUGCAGCCUAAGGGUACCGAUAAGUGGGGUGUUGCAGCAAAUACAAAGACAUGCGAGGGCACAGUCACAGGCCUCACAGCUGGAAAAGAAUAUCUAUUCCGUAUCAUUGCAUACAAUGAGAAGGGAAAGAGUGAGCCAAAGGCACUUACUUCACCCGUUGUUGCUUGUGACAUGACCAUGGAGCCAAGCAUUAAGAUGCAAUUCAACACUUACAGUGUGUUAGCUGGAAAAGAUCUGAAGUUGGAAUUCCCCGUGCUCGGCAGGCCCAAACCUAAAGUCACCUGGGCCAAGGAUGGUCAGCCUUUGAAGGUAACAUCCAGAGUCAAUGUGGUAAACACUCCAACAACAACUGGCAUUCAAAUUACUGAGGCAUGCAAGGAGGACUUUGGCAAAUAUUCCAUUACAGCAACCAAUACUGCCGGCACAAUCACUGAAGAUGUGGCUGUCAUUAUCCUUGACAAACCUGGUCCACCGACAGGUCCAGUCAAGGUUGUUGAAGUGAGCAACACCUUUGUCCAUCUCUCCUGGGAGCCCCCACAGUACAAGGGUGGAUGCCAGGUGAAGAACUAUAUAGUGGAGAAGAGAGACACCACUACCACAACAUGGCAGUCAGUCACCACACAGCUUGCUAGAACAGCUUUCAAGGUCACCAAGCUGAAGACUGGUGCUGAAUACCAGUUCAGAAUCAUAGCUGAAAACAGAUAUGGAAAGGGUGUGCCUCUGGACUCCAAGGCCAUUGUUGUGCAGUAUCCAUACAAACCACCAGGGCCUCCAGGAACUCCAUAUGUAAAAUAUGCAACGAAGGAAAUGAUGAUCAUUGAAUGGAAUGAGCCAGUCAAUGAUGGUGGAAGUACAGUUAUUGGUUACCAUCUGGAAAGCAAAGAGAGAAACAGCAUCCUAUGGAACAAACUGAGCAAGACUCUCAUCACUGAUACUCAGUUCAAAAUCUGCAAUCUUGAGGAGGGUAUUGGAUAUGAAUUCAGAGUUUAUGCUGAAAAUAUUGUUGGCAUUGGCAGGUGCAGUAAAGUGUCUGAGUCCUUUGUUGCUCGUGACCCAUGUGACCCUCCUGGUGCUCCUGAAGCGGUAUCUAUUUCUAAGAACCUAAUCAAGAUUCAGUGGACCAAGCCACAGUAUGAUGGUGGCAGCAAAGUCAAUGGAUAUAUUGUGGAAAGGAAAGAUCUUUCCUCCCCGGAAGGGCGCUGGGUAAGAGCCAACUUCACUAAUGUAAUUGAGACUGAGUAUACCGUCACUGGUCUGACAGAGAAUGAACAAUAUGAAUUCAGAGUUAUUGCAAGAAAUGCAGCCGGAGUCUUCAGCCAGCCAUCUGACAGCUCUGGACCUAUUACUGCUACUGAUGAAAUUGAACCACCAAGAGCCUCAAUGGAUCCCAAAUACAAGGAUGUAAUUGUUGUCAAUGCUGGAGAACACUUGCUUCUUGAUGCAGACAUCUAUGGAAAACCAAUUCCUGAUGUUAUCUGGCUUAAAGAGGGCAAGGAAAUGGACAAAGCACUGCGCAUUGAAGUGAAAACUACACAGAAACGUGCAGCCUUAACCAUUAAGGAUGUGACCAAACUUGACAGUGGCCACUAUGACCUCGUCCUCAAAAAUCUGGGUGGUACAAAAACCUUCCCUAUCACUGUCAAAGUCCUUGAUAAACCAGGUCCACCCACUGGACCCAUGAAGGUGACAGGAAUCAUGGCUGACCGGUGCAUCCUUGCCUGGUCUGAGCCAAUUUUGGAUGGUGGUGCUAGUAUUACUCACUAUGUCUUGGAGAAGAGAGAGACUAGCAGGUUGUCCUGGACUGUGGCUGCACCAAAUAUCAAGGGUCUGUACUAUAAACUGACAAAUUUGCUCCAUGGAAAUGAAUACAUUUUCAGAGUCAGGGCUGUUAACAAAUAUGGUGUUGGUGAUUAUAUUGAGUCUGAACCCAUCAUUGCACGCAAUCCUUACAAACCACCUAGUGCUCCUGGAACUCCAGAAGCAAGUCAGAUCACAAAGGACUCUAUGGUUCUCUCAUGGACUGCUCCUGAACAGACUGGUGGAGCUGACAUUGAAGGCUACCAUCUUGAAAAACGUGACAAAGAUAGUGUAAGGUGGACAAAAUGCAACAGACAAAAGCUGACUGACACCCAACUUAAGGUCACAGGUUUAAUGACUGACCACUUCUAUGAGUUCCGUGUUGCUGCAGAGAAUGAGGCUGGAAUGGGAGAUCUCAGUGAACUGUCCCUAUUCUACAGAGCAUGUGAUGCCACAACACCACCUGGACCUCCACACCACCCUAAGGUUACAGACUACACAAAGUCUUCUGUGUCUCUGUCCUGGGGCAAACCUGACUUUGAUGGUGGUGCCUACAUUAAGGGCUAUAUUGUUGAAAUGAGGGAGUAUACGCCAGUGCCUGAAUCAACAGAGGAGGCAGAAGUAGCACCAGCAGUAGAGCCACCAGUUGAAAAAGAAUGGACCAUGUGCACUCCACCGACUGGCAUUCAAACCACUAAACUCACUAUCACAGAUCUGAAGGAGGGUGGAGAGUACCAAUUCCGUGUCUGUGCUAUCAACUCUGAGGGUGUGGGUGAGGCUGCUAAUGUCCAUAGUACUGUGGUUACCUCUGACAGGGUAGAAGCACCGGAGAUUGAGCUGGAUGCUGAGCUCAGAAAAGUGGUUUCUGUCCGUGCUGGUGGAACUCUGCGUCUGUUUGUCCCCAUCAGAGGAAGGCCUGAACCUGUUGUUAAAUGGGAGAAGGUUGAGGGUACUCUCACAGAGCGCGCGGCAAUUGAUACUACCAGUUCAUACACCAUGCUUGUCAUUGACAAUGUCAACCGCUUUGACAGUGGCAAAUACUCACUAACACUGGAGAACAGCAGUGGUACAAAAUCUGCUAUUGUUGCAGUGAGAAUUUUGGAUACACCAAGUGCACCUCAAAACUUUGCUGUGAAGGAACUCAAGAAAGAUUCAGUGACUCUUGCCUGGGAUACCCCACUUACUGAUGGUGGUUCUAAAAUCACAAACUACAUUGUAGAGAAGAGAGAGUCUGUCAGGAAGGCAUAUACUACUGUAACCAGCAACUGCACAGCCAACUCAUUCAAGAUUGAAGAGCUGACUGAGGGUGGCAUGUACUACUUUAGAGUCUGUGCAGUCAAUGAAUAUGGCCAAGGACAGAUGGUUGAAACCAAAGAAGUCAAAGUAUCUGAGGUCCCUCUGCCACCAAGCAAGGUUACCCUAGUAGAUUUGACAAAGACCAGUGUGUCACUGGCAUGGGAGAAACCUGCUCAUGAUGGUGGAAGCAAAGUAAUGUGCUACAAUGUAGAAUUUAAGCCUAAGAGUGGGGAUAAAUGGGGCACAGCAUGCACAGUCAAGGUGCCUGAAGCAACUAUUCCCAAUCUAACUCCUAAUGAAGCCUACUUGUUCAGAGUUGUUGCAAUCAAUGAGAAGGGAAAAAGUGAGCCAAAGGAUCUUGGCUUGCCUGUGGUUGCAAAGGAUGUUGCUAUUGAACCAACUAUCAACUUACUGUUUACCACAUACAGUGUGAAGGCCGGAGAUGAACUUACUCUUGAGGUUCCAUUAAGAGGAAGGCCAAAGCCUGUUGUAUCCUGGAAGAAGAAUGGCCUUCCUUUGAAGCAAACAUCAUCAGUGACCAUCUUAAAUACUUCUACCUCUUCCAAAAUUAUCAUCAAAGAUGCUAACAGAGAACAUGUUGGCAAGUAUGAGAUCACCCUAACCAACACAGCAGGAACUGCCACAGCAGAUCUUGGAGUUGUUGUCCUUGAUAAACCAGGACCACCCAAAGGUAUCAAGGUGGAUGCUGUGACCUCCGACAGCAUUACACUGACCUGGUCUCCACCGGAUUAUGAUGGUGGCUGCUCCAUCAGUAACUAUAUUGUGGAGAAGAGAGACACAAACACACAAGAAUGGCAGAUGGUAGCAAGUAAUGUUGCCAGAACAUCUUUCAAGGCUGGUCGUCUGACACAUGGAGCUGAGUACCAGUUCCGCAUUUAUGCAGUCAACCGUUACGGAAAGAGUACAUAUCUGGACUCACCUGGAAUCACUGCUCAGUAUAACUUCAAACAACCUGGUCCUCCUUCCACGCCUAUAGUGAAGUUGGCCACAAAGUCUUACAUGUUGGUGACAUGGAAUGAGCCAGUCGUUGAUGGUGGUAGUCCUGUUGUGGGCUACCAUCUGGAGAGAAAGGAACGUUCUAGCAUUCUUUGGACAAAGAUGAAUAGAGGAAUGAUUAAAGAUACAGAGUACAAAGUCACUGGAAUUGAAGAGGGCAUGAUAUAUGAAUACCGUGUCUAUGCUGAAAAUAUUGCUGGUAUUGGUAAAUGCAGCAAGGCCUGUGAAGGUGUAGCAGCCAGAGAUCCAUGUGACCCUCCAGGCACACCUGUGGUCACUGCUGUUACCAGGACAUCUGUCUCCUUAUCUUGGGAUAAGCCAGAGUAUGAUGGUGGAGCCAAGGUUUCUGGCUACAUAAUUGAACGCAGAGACCUUCCUGAAGGACGCUGGACAAGGUGCAACUUCACCAAUGUGCCUGAGACCCACUAUGAUGUGACAAGCCUUACAGAGAACAGCCAGUAUGACUUCCGUGUCAUUGCUAAGAAUGCAGCUGGAUUGUUCAGUGAACCAUCUGACAACACUGGCCCAAUCACUGUCAAAGAUGAUGUGGAUCCACCACGCAUCAUGAUGGAUGUCAAGUUCCGAGAGACAGUGUUUGUGAAAGCAGGAGAAACUCUGAAGAUUAAUGCUGACCUUAAGGGACGUCCAGCCCCUGUCAUUUCCUGGACCAAGGAUGGCAAAGAAAUUGAGUUGAGAGCCAGAAUCCAGAUUAUUUCAACAGAUACCAGCACUUCUGUCAUUGUGAAGGAUUGCAUCAAAAGAGAUUCCGGGCAGUAUGCCCUGAGUCUACAAAAUAUUGCUGGAACAGUUACGAUGCCAAUAAACUGUGUGAUUCUAGAUAAGCCAGGACCCUCAGCAGGACCUCUGCAGAUCACAGAUCUCACAGCGGAGGAUUGCACUCUGUCAUGGGGUCCUCCUCAGGAGACCGGUGGUGCUGACAUCACGCAUUACGUUAUUGAGAAGCGUGAGACCAGCAGCUUGGCAUGGACAAUGGUGAAGGCAGAUGUCACAAAAACAUACUUUAAAGUCACAGGACUGCUCAAGGACAACGAAUAUAUCUUCAGGGUUUUGGCUGUCAACAAGUAUGGACUUGGUGAGGCUCUUGAUAGUGAUGCUGUAAAGAUUACAGAUCCAUACACUGUCCCCACUGCUCCAACUAGUGUUGAUGUCACUGCCAUAACUGGAGAUUCAAUGACCCUCACCUGGUGCAAGCCAGCUAGUGAUGGAGGCAGCCCCAUCACCGGGUAUAUGAUUGAGCGCCGUGAGAAGACAGGCAUGCGCUGGAUCCGUUUGAACAGAGAUCCAGUUCUUGAAUGUACCACAGUAGCAACCAAACUGCGUAAGGGUUGUGAGUAUGACUUCAGAGUCUAUGCUGAAAAUGCUGCUGGUCUAAGUCCUCCAAGUGAGCAGUCUGCAUCAUUCAGAGCAUUAGAUCCUCUGGUUGUUCCUUCUCGCCCAACUAAGCCAAAGAUUGUCACUUCAACCAAGGACAGCGUGACCAUUGUCUGGAAACCACCAACAGAUGAUGGUGGUGCUGUCAUUCUUGGAUACAGUGUAGAAUACAGAGACUACAUCCGCAAACCCGAACUAGAAGUUGAGGAAGAAGAGGAAGAAUACGAGGAGGAGGAAGAAGAGGUACCUGAAUCACCUGAAGAACUAGCAAGAUGGGGUGAGGCUAUCCCUCUUACCAAGAGCUUGGAGUUCACAAUCACUGGACUAAAGACAGAUGCAGAAUAUGAAUUCUGUGUCAAGGCUAUAAACAAAGUUGGUAGCAGUGUGCGGAGCCCCUAUUCAGACGCUGCUGCAGCUGUGGACAGAACUGCAGAGCCGUCAUUUGAUGUUGACAUUGAGCUGCGUAAAGUACUUCUUGUUAAGCAUGGCACAGCAUUUACUCUGAAUGUACCAUUCAAGGGCAAACCCGUGCCAUCAGUGACAUGGGCCAAGGAGGGAGUUGAUCUAAAUGUCAGAGGAACCAUCGAUUCAACAGAAUCAAGCACUUCACUAACCAUUGAGAAGUCAACUAGAAAUGACUCUGGAGAGUACUGUGUUACAAUUGAAUCACCACUGGGAAAAGCAACAUUGCCUCUGGUUGUCAAGGUGCUAGACUCACCUGGACCCCCUGUCAAUGUUGUAGUUUCAGCAGUGACCAAGGAUUCUGCAACCCUCACUUGGGAAGCCCCAGAGAAUGAUGGCGGUGAUGCAGUGAAGGCCUACCAUGUUGAAAAACGUGAAGCCAGUAAGAAAGCCUGGGUGUCUGUGACCAGCAACUGCCAUUCUCUGAUUUACAAGGUGGAAGACUUGCAGGAGGGAGCCACGUACUACUUCAGAGUUAUUGGAGAAAAUGAGUAUGGAGUAGGUGUCCCGCAGGAAGCCAAGACUGGAACAAAGAUUACAGAGGUACCAAGUCCGCCCAUGAAACUUGGAGUUGCAAAUGUUACCAAAGAUAGCAUUACACUUGCCUGGACCAGACCAGAAUAUGAUGGCGGCAGCAGAGUCACUGGAUACCUUAUUGAUGCCAUGGAGAAAGGACAGAACAAGUGGAUCAAGUGUGCCACUGUGAGGACCAUGACCCACACCAUCAAGAGCCUGAGGGAGGGUGCUGAGUAUUUCUUUAGAGUCCGUGCAGAGAACCAUGCUGGACUCAGUGAACCAAAGGAGAUGAUUGUACCUGUUAUUGUCAAGGAAAUACACGAGGCUCCAGAGUUUGACCUUAAGAACUACCCCAAGAAUACAGUUUAUGUGAAAGCAGGAUCCAACCUAACCUUUGAGAUUCCUCUCACCGGCAGGCCCAUGCCUAAGGUGACUAUGUCCAAAAACAAUGUUGUCAUCAAGGGAUCCAAGAGGCUGCUAACAGAAGUAACUCCAGACAGUUUAAUCAUCACCCUAAAUGAGAGCAUUUCAAGUGACGCUGGUAAAUAUGAAGUCACUGCCUCAAAUGCAGGAGGUACCACCAAGAUCUUCAUUAUCUUCGUUGUGCUGGACAGACCCGGACCUCCUGUUGGUCCAGUUGAGAUUGGAGAGGUUGGAGAGACAACAGUAUGUCUGAAAUGGGCUCCUCCAGAGUAUGAUGGUGGCAGUCCUGUAAGCAACUACAUUGUUCUGAAACGUGAAACCAGCACUCCUACCUGGGCAGAGGUGUCAACUAGCAUUGCCAGAAGCUCGAUCAAGGUUACUAAGCUGACCAAGGGAGAGGAGUAUCAGUUCAGAAUCAAGGCCGUGAAUCGCAGCGGUGUCAGCGACCACAUUGAUAGCAAACCAGUCAUGAUAAAGCUUCCAUACACUGUUCCUGGACCUCCAUCCACACCAUGGUUGGGCUUUGUAUCCAGAGAGAGCCUAACAGUCUGCUGGAAUGAGCCUGUCAAUGAUGGUGGAAACCCUGUGAUUGGAUAUCAUCUCCAGAUGAAGGAGAGGAGCAGCAUCCUCUGGCAGAAGAUCAAUAAGACGGCAAUCUCAGGAAACCAGUGGCGAGUUACAAACAUCUGCCCUGGUCUCAUCUAUGAAUUCAAGGUGGCAGCUGAAAAUGCUGCUGGUAUUGGAAAGAUGAGCAAGACCUCUGAAGAGGUGCUUGCUAUUGAUGCCUGUGAGCCCCCAGCAAAUGUCCAUAUCACAGAGGUCACCAAGAACUCAGUCAGCCUGGCCUGGCUGAGGCCUCCAUAUGAUGGUGGCAGCAAGAUUACCGGCUACAGUGUGGAGAGGAGAGAAGCUCCCAGUGGAAGAUGGGUGAAAGCUAACUUCACAAACAUCAUUGAGCUGGGUUUCACUGUAUCUGGACUGAACCAGGAUGAGUCCUAUGAGUUCAGAGUGUAUGCCAAGAAUGCUGUUGGGUCUGUCAGCAACCCAUCUCUCAUUGCUGGCCCAGUGACUUGUGUCGACGCCUGUGGUGCCCCAGCCAUUGAUCUUCCUCCAGAGUAUCUGGACGUGGUUCAGUUCAAGGCUGGAAGUUCAGUUAAGCUUAGAGUUGGAAUCAUUGCCAAGCCUCUACCAACCAUUGAGUGGCUCAAGGAUGGAAAGGAGCUGGUAGCAACCUCUACCAUGUCUACUGAAAACACAACUGACUCUUCUGCUGUUCUGAUCAAGGAUGCAGCUCGCCUUCACACAGGCUCAUAUGAGAUCAAGAUCAAGAAUGUUCUGGGCUCAGCAUCUGCAACCAUCAGGAUUGAAAUCUUAGACAAACCUGGACCCCCAGCAGGGAUGAUUAACUUCAACUCCAUUACAGCAGACAAGAUCAUCUUCAGCUGGGAACCUGUGCCCGAGUCUGACCAGGGAGGUUUUAAAGUGACCCACUACAUUGUUGAGAGGCGUGAAACCAGCCGCGUGGUCUGGUCGACAGUUUCAGACAAGCACGAGAAGACACAUAUCACCGUCGGGAAGCUGGUGCGCGGAAAUGAGUAUGUGUUCCGUGUAAUGGGUGUUAAUAAGUUUGGAGUUGGAGAGCCACUGGAGUCGGAGCCUGUCAUAGCUAAGAAUGCCUUUGUAACUCCUGGGCAACCUCAUACUCCUGAGGUGAAUAUCAUUACCAAGUCCACCAUGGUGGUAGAAUGGGACAAACCAGGUGUAGACGGAGGUAGCGCUGUGACGGGCUACUACCUGGAGAGACGCGACAAGAAGAGCUCACGCUGGAUCAGAGUUUACAAAGACCCUGUCACGGAUAUCAAACAGACCGUCUACCAUCUGACAGAAGGAAAUGAAUACCAAUAUCGCGUCUGUGCCAUUAACAAGGCUGGAGAGGGACCGUUCUCUGAUGCAUCAGACUACUACAAGGCUGCUGAUCCAGUUGAUCCACCAGAUGAGCCUUGCAAGCUGAAGGUGGUGGACUCCACCAAGACGUCCAUCACCUUGGGCUGGUCCAAGCCAGAAUGGGACGGAGGCAGUGAGGUCACCAGCUACAUGGUUGAGAAGCUUGUUGAUGGAGCGCAAGAAUGGGCUAUGAUCACCUCCAAGGGAGAGGUCAAGACAACAGAGUACACAGUUCAUGACUUAAAAUUAGAUGUCAACUACUUCUUCAGAGUCUCUGCUGUCAACUGUGCUGGCCGUGGAGAGCCUCUGGAGAUGACUGAGCCUGUGCAGGCAAAGGAUAUCCUGGAGGAGGCCCAGAUUGACUCAGAUGUGGCAAUGAGAAGUCACUACAUCGUGAAGGCUGGCAAGGAUGUGGAGCUGUCUGUUCCUCUGAAGGGCAGACCUGCUCCUACUGCUUCCUGGAGCAAGGGAGAAGAAUGCAUAGAUCGUGAUCCCAAAUAUGAGUUCCACAGUUCAGACACGACCACAGUCCUUGUUAUGCGGGAGGUGACCAGGCUCGACACUGGAAAGUACACAGUAAAGAUAGAGAAUGGUGUGGGAGAGCCCAAGACACUGACCCUGUCUGUCAAGGUCCAGGAUACUCCAGCUCAGUGUACGAAUCUGGUCCUGAAGGACGUGACCCGUGGAAGGGUCACUCUCUGCUGGGAGCCUCCACUCCUCGACGGCGGUGCUGAGAUUACAAACUACAUUGUUGAGAAGAGGGACUCCUCCAAGAGAUCCUACUCUGCAGUGACAAGCAAAUGCAUAGAAACAACAUACACCAUUGAAGACCUCUCUGAGAAAACAUCCUUCUUCUUCCGUGUGUUAGCAGAGAAUGAGAACGGUGUUGGUGAUCCGUGUGAGACACUUGAGCCUGUGAAGGCUACAGAGACUCCGGGACCAGUCAAGGAGGUCUCUAUGAAGGAUUCAUCCAAGACUUCUGUCACUCUGCAGUGGCUGAAGCCCGAUUAUGAUGGCGGCAGCAUCAUCUCAGACUAUAUAAUUGAGAAGAAGCUCAAGGAGGAGGAAUGGUCAUUAGGAGGAACCAGCAAACAGUGUGAGUUUGAGGUCAAGAAACUCAAGGAGCAUUCAAACGUGUUCUUCAGAGUUGCCGCCAGGAAUGAGAAGGGACAGGGCGACUUUGUUGAGAUUGGGCCUAUCAAGGUCAUUGACUACAUUAUAACACCAGAGGCAAGCCUUGCAGAUUACCCAGAUGGCACCAUAAAUGUUCGCCUGGGUCACAAUGUGCACAUUGAGCUGCCAUACAAAGGUAAACCCAAACCUUCUGUACUGUGGCUAAAGGACAACCUGCCUCUGAAGGAGAGUGACCAGGUCCGCUUCAAGAAGACAGAAAACAAAGCCACUCUAAUUAUUAAGAAUGUGAAGAAGGAGAAUGAGGGUAAAUACACCCUGACCCUUGACAAUAGGGUCAACAGGAGAUCCUUCCACAUCCAUGUCAUCACACUUGGACCACCAUCAAAGCCUGUUGGACCCAUACGCCUGGAUGAAGUGAGAGCUGAAGCCAUCAUGAUCUCCUGGGAGGAACCAAACGACGAUGGCGGUGGAGACAUCACCUGCUACACUGUGGAGAAGCGUGAUACCUCUAAGUCUGACUGGAAGAUGGCCUGCUCCAAUGUACAGGGCACUCAGUUCAAGGUCCCCAAUCUGAUCAAGGGUGUGCAGUACCAGUUCAGAGUGUGUGCUGAGAACAGAUACGGUGUCAGUGAGCCUCUAGUCUCACAGAUGGUCAUUGCCAAACACCAAUUCAGGCCUCCAGGCCCACCGGGCAAGCCUGUUGUGUACAACAUCACUAAUGACGGUAUGACCAUCCAGUGGGAGCAGCCCAUCUAUGACGGCGGAACCCCCAUCCAGGGCUUCCAUGUGGAGAAGAGGGAAAAGAACAGCAUCAUGUGGCAAAAGGUGAACACUGUGCUGAUCAAAGAAACAGAAUACAGGAUCCUGGAACUAAUUGAAGGCCUGGAGUACUCCUUCAGAGUCUAUGCCCAGAAUGAUGCUGGCUUCAGUCGAAUGAGUGAUGAGAGCAAGCCAACCAUGGCUGUCAGUCCUGUUGAUCCUCCUGGCCAGCCCGACUACAUUGAUGUGACUAGUGACUCAGUGACACUGAAAUGGGAUGCACCCAAACGUGAUGGUGGUAGCAAGAUUACCAACUACAGCAUUGAGAAACGCCAAGGACAUGGCCGCUGGUUCAAGGCCAACUUGACUGAUGUACAGGACUGCCAGUACACUGUCACUGGGUUGACGACAAAUGAACGCUACGAGUUCAGAGUGAUUGCCAGAAAUGCCAUUGGUGUUGUCAGCCCUCCCUCCAACUCCUCUGGCUUGAUUGUGGUCAGGAGUGAAAACGCUGCCCCAAAUAUUGAGUUUGGCCCAGAGUACUUUGAGGGUUUGACAGUCAAGGCAGGAGAUAAAAUUCGUCUGAAGGUGACCAUCACUGGACGUCCUGUUCCCAAGGUCGUCUGGUACAGAGACGGUGUGGAAAUUACCAAAAAAAUUAUGGACAUUAUCAAUGUAGCUGGAUCCAGCACCCUGUUUGUCAGGGACGCUGAUCGUACACACAGUGGCCUCUUCACUGUGGAGGCUACCAAUGGAUCUGGAAGCAAGAAGGAGAACAUCCUUGUUCAAGUGCAAGACACACCUGGGGAGCCAGUAGGACCCAUCACUUUCAGCAACAUCUCAGAGGGCAAGUGCACUCUGUCUUGGAACCCACCAGAGAAGGACGGCUGCUCUGAAAUUUCUCAUUAUAUCAUUGAGAAGCGUGAGACCACCAAGAUUUCCUGGGCUUUGGUGUCUGAUGAAUGUAAGGAGUGCACUUUCAAUGCAACCAAGCUCAUUAAGACCAAUGAGUACCAGUUCCGGGUCUCUGCUGUUAAUAAGUUUGGAGUUGGCAGACCUUUGGAAUCUGGCCCCAUCAUUGCACAGAUGCAAUACACUACUCCUGAUGCUCCAGGCACUCCUGAUGCUACUGAGGUGACAGGAGAGAGCAUCACCCUGUCCUGGACUCCUCCAACAUCUGAUGGUGGAAACCCCAUUCAGUAUUACAUCCUGGAGAAACGAGAAAAGAAGACUGUCAAGUUCUACAAGGUGAUUACCAAGAAGCCUAUUGUUGAAUGUGCUCACAAGGUGCUCCACCUGACAGAGGAUAUGGAAUACGAGUUCCGGGUAAUGGCCGUGAAUGACGCUGGUGUUGGAGCACCUAGUAACAUCUCUUUGCCUAUAAAGGCUGCCGAACCAAAGGAUAUUCCUUGUGCUCCAUCUGUGAUCUGUGUGUCCGACUCCACCAACACCUCAAUCAGCCUGGAAUGGACCAGGCCUGCGGACGAUGGAGGCAUGGAUAUCCUGGGCUACAUUAUUGAAAUGGUGAAGGGAGAAGAGGUAGAAUGGAAGAGAGUAAAUGAGCAGCUGGUGGCGGAAACAAAUUACGUUGUGACAGGUCUACAGACAGGAGCUGAGUACAAGUUCCGUGUCGCAGCUGUCAAUCACGUGGGCAGAGGCGAGGACAAAGAGACUCCGGAGCCUGCUCAGGCUGUAGAUAGGCUUUCACCACCACAGGUGGAUAUUGACGCCACCUUUAAGCAGACACACAUUGUUAAGGCUGGAGGUUCAGUGUGCCUGGGCAUCUACUUCAGAGGAAAGCCAAUUCCCACUGCAACCUGGGUGAAGGAAGAAGGAGAGCUCGGUGUCAUGUCAGAGAUCACAACUACAGAUGACCACAGUUCUCUUAGCAUUGAAAACUGCACGAGAUAUGAUACUGGCAAAUACACUGUUAACCUGGAGAAUGCUAGUGGCAGCAAGGCCAUUACAUUCACAGUAAAGGUGAUGGACACACCUGGACCUCCUCAGGCUGUUGCCUUCAAGGAGGUGUCCAGAGGCUCGGUAACACUUAUCUGGGAGCCUCCUCUCAAUGACGGUGGAGCCCGGAUCCAUCACUAUGUUGUUGAGAGACGCGAGGCUAGCCGCCGCACUUGGCAGCAGUCUGGUGGCAACUGCAAGCAGCAUAUACUGAAGAUCGAGGACCUGCUGGAAGGAGUGCCAUACUUCUUCAGAGUUUCAGCCGAGAACCAGCAUGGUAUAGGUGAGGCUUUUGAGCUGACUGAGCCUGUCAUUGCCACCGCAGAGCCAGCACCCCCAAAGAGAAUGGAUAUCCUGGACACUACAGACAACUCUGUGUCUAUGGGCUGGCUAAAACCGGAGCAUGAUGGUGGUAGCCGCAUCCAGUGUUAUGUCAUUGAGGCCAAGCCAAAGGGUACAGACAAAUGGGUAGUGGUUGGCAACACCAAGAAUCUCACCUAUGUGGUUGAAAAGCUCAACAAGGGUGAUGAGUAUGACUUCCGUGUGAAGGCUAAGAAUGAAGCCGGUUACAGCAAGCCCAGGGAAACUCCAGCUCCUGUGCUGGUCAAAGAGCCUCAUAUUGAACCAACCGCUGACCUCAGCGAGAUCCCCAACCAGAUCAUCACAAGCAGCUCUGGCAGUACUUUCACCAUCGACGUUCCCAUCAGCGGUAGACCUGCUCCUAAGGUCACCUGGAAGCUGGAGGAGAUGAGGCUGAAGAGCUCAGACAGAGUCUCCAUCAAAGUAACUAAGAACAGAACCAGUAUCUCCGUCAAAGAGGCCAUGAGAGGAGAUGGUGGUAAAUACUACCUGACCCUAGAGAAUGUAGCAGGAACCAGGACCUUCGCUAUUGAAGUUAAUGUCACAGGUAGACCCAGUCCUCCAACUGGACCCAUCGAAAUCUCAUCCAUUACCUCUGAGUCCUGCAUCAUUAACUGGCAACCACCAGAGGAUGAUGGUGGAACAGACAUCACCAACUACAUUGUGGAGAAGCGUGAGUCUGGGUCCACCGCCUGGCAGCUGAUCAACUCCAGCGUAAAACGCACAUCUCUCCAUGUCAGUCACCUGACCAAGUACAUGCAGUACACAUUCAGGGUUUCUGCCGAGAAUAGAUUUGGUGUCAGCAAGUACACUGAGUCUGAGACUAUUGUCGCAGAGCAUCCUUUCACACCUCCUGGCCCACCAACAAGGCCUUCAGUUUUCAAUGUCUCUGCUAACACAAUGACCCUGAAAUGGGAGGAGCCCUAUCAUGAUGGUGGCAGCAAGGUGACAGGCUACUGGAUUGAGAAGAAGGAGAGGAACAAUAUCCUGUGGGUGAGGGAGAACAAGAUCCCUUGCUUUGAGUGCUACUACAAGGUGGAGGGUCUGGUCGAAGGCCUAGAGUACCAGUUCAGGGUUUAUGCCAUGAACAGUGCUGGGCUGAGCAAAGCUAGUGAGGCCUCCAAGGGAGCAGUUGCUCAAAACCCAGUUGAUCCACCAAGUAAGCCCGAAGUCACAAAUGUUACAAGAUCCACUGUCUCUCUAAAAUGGUCCGCUCCACUGAACGACGGUGGCAGUCCCAUCGUGGGCUACAUCAUCGAGCGUAAGCCGUACACUUUGACCGGUGAGGGGCGUUGGCUCAAGUGUAACUACACCAAUGUGACAGACACUUUCUACACUGUUACUGCCCUGGGAGAGGGAGAGCCCUAUGAGUUCAGAGUCAUUGGCAAGAACGGCAACCAGGUCUACAGCAAACCCUCAGAGUCCACCGGCUCUGUGCAGUGCAAGACCGACUUUGAGCCUCCAAAGGCCCAGCUGGACAGCAAACUCCUGUCCGAAACCGUGACAGUCAGAGCUGGUUCAGACCUGGUUCUGGAUGCUGCAGUGGGAGGCAGACCUGACCCCAAGGCUUCUUGGUCCAAAGGCAACAAGGAGCUGGAGUUGUGUGAAAAGUACCACCUGCAGUACACCUCCACCAGGGCAAUGGCCAUUAUCAAGUUCUGUGACCGAGAUGACACAGGAAAGUACAUCCUCACAGUCAGGAAUGUUAGCGGAACCAAGACCGCUGAGGUCAACGUCAAAGUGCUUGACACCCCGGGAGUAUGUGAAGGCAAGAUUGAGAUCAGCAAUAUUACAGAGGAGUCAUGCACACUGAGCUGGAAGUAUCCUCUUGAGGAUGGCGGCGAUGAGGUCUCCCAUUAUAUCGUGGAGAGGCGUGACACUAACAGACUGAACUGGGUCAUCAUGCAUGCCGAGUGCAAGGAUCUGUCCUGCAACAUCACCAGGCUGUUCAAGAACACUGAGUACCUGUUCAGAGUCCGGGGUGUUAACAAGUACGGAGCUGGAGUCUACCUCCAGUCAGAGCCCAUGAUUGCCAGAAACACUUUCACCGUGCCAUCUCCUCCUGGUGCUCCAGAGAUCCUGGUGUCAGGAAAGGACUUCGCCACCAUCGAGUGGCUGAAGUCAGAGAGCGAUGGCGGCAGCCCGUUGAUCCACUACCUGGUAGAGAGACGGGAGAAAAAGAGUGCCCGCUGGGUAAAGGUGAACAGGGAUGGAGCUCACCUGGACACCACACUGAAGGUGUCUGGUUUGACCGAAGGCAACAUCUAUCAGUUCAGAGUGACAGCUAUUAACAAGGCCGGAGAGAGCGAACCCAGCGAGGUUUCUCUGUAUGUUAUCUGCAGAGUGCCAACAUGCACCCCUGCUCCUCCUUCUAUCCCUCGUAUAACCGACACCCACGCUGACAGCAUCAGCCUGGCCUGGUCCCGCCCCGUGGACGACGGAGGAGCUGAUGUGAUUGGCUACAUCCUGGAGAUGCAGGAAGCCGGAGCAGAGGAAUGGAAGAAGGCCCACGAAAAGACACUGCGUGCUUCAGAGUAUGUGGUGACCGGACUUUCUGCAGGCAAGAAGUACUGCUUCAGAGUGGCUGGCAUCAACAUCAACGGUACAGGAGACUUCAGUGAACCAUGCACUGAGACUGAGCCAUUGGAGAGAAUUGAAACUCCUGACUUUGAGCUCCACGAUGACCUGAAGAAGACCAUCUGCCUGCGCGCUGGUGGCUCCCUCCGCCUGUUAGUAAAGGUCACCGGUCGUCCCGCUCCCGCCCUCACUUGGACUAAGCCUGGUGUUGACCUCCACAAUAGAGGAUUUAUUGAAGUCACAAACACGUCCACCACACUCAUCAUUGAUAAGGUCCACCGCUACGACGCCGGCAAGUACACGCUGGUGGCCGAGAACUCUGCCGGGAAACAGGAAGUCAACAUUCUGGUCAAGGUCUAUGAUACUCCUGGACCAACUGGACCAAUAAAGAUCAAAGAGCUGACCAAGGAGUCCAUCACCAUCUCUUGGGAAGCCCCAACCGUGGAUGGUGGUGCUCCUGUCAACAACUACAUCAUUGAGAGGCGUGAGGCCUCCAUGAGAGCCUACAAGACCGUCACCUCCAAGUGCAAUAAGACAUCUUACAAGAUUGAUGGCCUGAUGGAGGGCAUGCUGUACUACUUCCGGGUCCUGCCUGAGAACAUCUAUGGUGUCGGUGAGCCCUGUGAGACUCCCGAUGUCAUCCUGGUUUGUGAUGUGCCUCUGCCGCCACACAAGCUGGAGGUGAUCGACGUCACCAAGACCACAGUCACCCUGGGCUGGGAGAAGCCCGAGCAUGAUGGUGGCAGCAGACUGACGGCAUACGUAAUCGAAGCCUGCAAGUUUGGCACAGACAAGUGGAUGAAGGUGGCCACACUGAAGACCACAGACUUGGAACACACCAUCGAGAAACUAAAUGAGAGAGAGCAGUACUUGUUCAGAAUCAGAGCAAUCAACAGUAGAGGAGCCAGCGAGCCCAAAGAGCUUGUUACGGCCAUCACUGUACAGGAGCAGAGAGUAAUGCCUGUGGUGGACUUCUCCAGUAUUCCUCAGAAGGUUGUCAAUGUCCUGGCUGGUAAGACUCUGGAGCUGGAUCUGCCCAUCAUCGGCAGGCCUCCUCCCGUCUGCUCCUGGUACUUCAACGAUAACAAGAUCAAAUUCUCAGACCGUAUCAAGGUCAAGAGCACUGGAAAGUUCUCCAAACUGACCGUGUCUGACACCACCAUCAAUGACACUGGUGACUAUUCACUGGAGGUGAAGAACGCCGUUGGUGUUAUCACCGAGGUCAUCAAGGUCAUCAUCCUCUCUAAACCUGAUGAACCAAAGGGACCCAUCAGAUUUGAUGAGAUUGAUGCCACCACGGUCACCUGCAGCUGGGAUCCUCCAGUCAGAGACGGUGGAGCUCCCAUCAGCGGCUACAUGGUGGAGCAGCGUGAUGCUCACAGACCUGGCUGGGUGCCUGUCUGCGACUCUGUUAGCCGACCAACUUUCAAGUUUGAGAACCUUAUUGAGGGAGAUGAGUAUGUCUUCCGUGCAGCUGCGAUUAAUAACUACGGCACUGGAGAAUUCCUGCAGUCUGAGAUCGUCACCUGCAAGAGCUUGAAAAAUGUGCCUGGACCUCCUGGCCGUCCAACCAUCUUUGAUGUUUCUCGUGACGGCAUGACCGUGGCCUGGAACCCACCAGAUGAAGACGGCGGCCUUGAGGUUUCUGGAUAUAUUAUCGAGCGCAAAGAAGUCAGAUCUGACAGAUGGGUGCGUGCCAACAGGAACCCUGUCACCAUGACCAGAUACAGGUCGACAGAACUGACGGAGGGUCUGGAAUACGAACACAGAAUCACCGCCAUCAAUGCCAGAGGACUGAGCAAGCCAAGUCUGCCAUCCAAACCAGCAGUGGCAACAGAUCCCAUCGAUCCACCUGGCUGUCCUCAGAACCCGAGGAUCACCGAUACCACAAAGUCCUCUGUGUCGCUGGCUUGGAGUCCUCCUGAUGAUGAGGGAGACGCAAGGGUGGACGGUUACCUGAUUGAGAUGCAGAAGGUGGGCACCAUGCCCUGGAUCAAGUGCAACACCACACCGUCUCUAAUCUGCGAGUACACGCUGACCAACAUGCCACAAGGAGAGGAGUUCAAAUUCCGUGUGAUGGCUUGUAAUGCCGGGGGCUCUGGAGAGCCUGCUGAAGUACCUGGAACCGUCACUGUAACUGAAAUGCUUGAAUCUCCUGACUAUGAGCUGGAGCUCAAAUACAAAGAUGUGUACGUGGUCCGCCACGGCGGAGUGGUUAGACUCUCUAUUCCCAUCAAGGGUAAACCUCACCCAACCUGCAAGUGGUCGAAGGAUGGUGGUGCAGUCUCCACUAAGGCCAUGAUUGCCUCCACCGAGGAUUCCAGCGAGCUGGUGAUCAAGGGAGCAGAGAGAAGCGACACUGGCGUGUACGAUCUCCUGCUGGAAAAUAGGGUUGGCAAGAAGAAGGCCCAAAUCAAGGUGAAGGUCAUCGGGCGUCCAAGCGCUCCAGAGGGACCGCUGGUCUUUGAGGAGAUCCAGGCCAACUCUGUGAAGGUGUCCUGGAAGGUGCCCGUGGACGACGGUGGCUCAGAGAUCCUGGGUUACAUCAUAGAAAGACGCGAGGCAGCCAGAAACGCCUGGUACACUGUGGACUCUAGAGUGACUGACACUCAGCUGGUUGUCAAGGGACUGAAGGAGGGAACAGAGUACCACUUCAAGGUCACGGCUGAAAACUCCUUUGGUAUCAGCUCCUCUCUGAAGUCAGAGAAGCCACUGGUGCCCAAGACUCCCCUAUGUCCCCCUGAGCCUUCAAGCACCCCACCAGAGAUCAUGGACGUCACAAAGAGCUCUGUGGCAUUAGCCUGGUCCAGACCAAAGGACGACGGUGGUUCUGCCAUUACUGGCUACUUCGUUGAGUACAAGGUGGUGUCUGAUGAGACGUGGUCCCGCCACCAGACCAAGAUCACCUCCACCAUGUUUACUCUGCCUGGACUCACACCUGACGCAGACUACCAGUUCCGCAUCGUUGCUGUCAACAACAUCGGCGAGAGCGAGGCUGGUCCUGUGUCUGACCCAGUCACAUGCAAGGAUCCGUUCGACAAGCCAAGCCAACCAGGCGAGAUUGACACAGUGAACGUGACAAACAACUUCAUCACCAUCCGCUGGCAAGCUCCAGAGUGUGAUGGUGGAAAGGAGGUCCUGGGCUACUGGGUGGAGUACAGGAAGUCCAUUGAGAGCACUUGGAAGAAGUGCAAUAAGCAGAGGCUGAAGGAAAAGGAGUUAACCAUACCUGGACUGGCUGAGGCCACAGAGUACGAGUUCAGAGUGUUUGCUGAGAAUGAGACAGGAAUGAGUAGACCUCGUAGGACUGCCACGUGCAUCAAGACUAAACUGAGUGUUGAAGCUAAACCAAGCCUGAGAAAGGAAAUGGAUGAAGUAACUGCCAAACUUGGCCAGCCUGCUGUCAUGAAGUGCCAGAUUAUUGGCCGGCCUUGUCCUGACAUCAAGUGGUAUCAUGCAGGCAAGGAGAUUGUUGAGUCCCGCAAGUACGAGAUGAGCUCUGACGGCCGCAACCACUCCCUGUCUAUAAUGACUGACCAGCAGGAGGAUGAAGGAGAGUACACCUGCAAGGCCAUCAAUGAUGCCGGAGAAGCUGAGACCUCAGGCAUUCUGGUGCUGGAGGCUGCUUCGUCCUUCCAUCCCGACUACCCACUGAAGGAAACGUACUAUGCUGGCCUGGGAAGCACUCUGCGCAUCCAUGCCGUCUACAUCGGCCGUCCUGAGCCAAAGAUCAUGUGGCUGCAUGGGACGAAGACCCUAGAGAACACAGAGGACAUCAGCAUCGAGACUACCGAGCACUACACACACCUGAUCAUCAAGAACGUGCAGCGCAGAGUCCAUGGAGGCAAAUACAGGAUCAGACUGCACAAUCACUUCGGCAGGGCUGACACCGCAUUCAAUGUUGAAAUUUACGACAAACCUGACAUUCCUCAGGGUCCCAUUGUGCUGGACGCCCUCCUGAAGAACUCUGUCAUCAUCAGCUGGAAGCCUCCCAAGGAUGACGGAGGCUGUAUGAUCACCAACUACAUAGUGGAGAAGCGUGAGGACAAGGAGGGCACAGAGUGGGAACUGGUGUCAUCAUCGAUCAAUGGCACAUCUUGCCGUGUGCCAAACCUCAUCGACAGCGCCGGAUACUUCUUCCGUGUGUACGCCCAGAAUCGCUAUGGCAACAGCGAGCCACUGGAGCUCACUUCACCUAUCCUUAUCAAGAGCCAACUGGAGAAACCAUCACCACCCCUGUCGCCAGUUGUUUCUGGAAUCACCAAGGACUCCUGCGUGGUUUCCUGGAAGCCUCCACUGAGCGAUGGCGGCUCCAAAAUCAAGAGCUACUGCCUUGAGAGCAAGCACAAGAAGGGCAAGAAGGAAUGGAGCGAAUGGACUCCAGUGUCCACAGACGAGAUCAAACAGACGGUGUUCUCCGUCAAGCGUCUGACCGAGGGCAUCGAGUACAUCUUCCGUGUGAAGUGCGAGAACCUUGGAGGACAGAGCGACUACAGCGAGGAAACUGCUCCAAUUGUUCCAGCCACAGCCGUCGAGAUCCGUGCUCCUGCCUUCAAAGAAGAGCUGAGGAACAUGAGUGUCAAGUACAAGAGCAAUGCCACCCUUGUCUGCAAGAUCACAGGACAGCCCAAGCCUGUAAUCAAAUGGUUCAGACGAGGAAAGGAGAUCCACUCUGACGGAAAGAAGAUCAAGAUCCAGGAGUUCAAGGGAGGUUAUCACCAGCUGGUCAUCACCGAGGCUGAUGAGGAAGACUCCACUGUGUACCAGAUCAGGGCCACCAACCAGGGAGGAUCCAUCUGUGCUACAAUAUCUCUGGAUGUUGAAAUCCCUGCCAAGAUCCAACUGCCAAAGAACCUGAAGGACAAGGAAGCCAUUCCUGCCCUGCGUGGAGAAGUGGUCAAUAUCAAGAUUCCUUUCAGUGGCAAACCAGAUCCUGUCAUCACAUGGCAGAAGGGACAAGAUCUCAUUGACAGCAAUGGCCACUACCAGGUCAUUGUCACCAGAUCAUUCACUUCUUUGGUGUUCCCCAACGGAGUGGAGAAGAAGGAUGCUGGUUUCUACAUUGUCUGUGCCAAGAACAGAUUUGGCAUUGACCAGCAGACAGUUGAGCUGGAUGUCGCUGACGUGCCUGAUCCUCCACGUGGUGUCAAAGCCAGUGACGUCUCCAGGGACUCGGUCACACUGAACUGGAUGGCCCCAGCAAAUGAUGGCGGCAGCAGAGUCAUCAACUACAUCAUUGAGAAGUGCCCCACCACUGCUGAGAGGUGGCAGCGUGUUGCCCAGUCCCGUGACACCCGCUACACUGUCAUCAAUCUGUUUGGAGGAACCGGCUAUCAGUUCAGAGUCAUCGCUGAGAACAAGUUCGGGCAGAGUGCUCCAUCUGAGACCAGUGGACCGGUCAUGACCAAGGAGGACAAAUCAAGAGUUCUGCUGUAUGAUAGGGAGGUUGAUGAUACUGGACAUGUUCCUAGGGGCAAGGCUCCACACUCAGAUGCUAAGAAUCUGCACAACAAAUACGCAAUUGCAGAGGAAUUGAGCAGAGGUCAGUUUGGCAUUGUCCACCGCUGUGUUGACAUCAGUUCUGAGAAGACCUACAUGGCUAAAUUCGUCAAAGUGAGAGGCGCAGAUCAAGCAAUAGUCAAGAAGGAAAUUGCAACACUGAAUCUGGCCAAACAUACUAACUUCCUCCUCCUCCAUGAGUCUUUCGACAGUCCUGAGGAGCUGGUGAUGAUCUAUGACUUCAUCUCUGGUGCCGACAUCUUUGAGCGCCUCAACACAGCUGAGUUUGAGCUUAAUGAGCGGGAGAUUGUCAACUACAUCAGGCAGGUCUGCUCAGCUCUUGAGCUCCUGCACUCUGAGAGCUACGGACACUUUGAUAUCAGACCUGAGAACAUUGUGUACACAACUAGAACCAGCUCUAAUGUGAAAAUUAUUGAGUUGGGCCAGGCCAGACACCUGACACCUGGAGAGCAGAUCAAGAUUCAGUAUACUACUGCAGAGUAUGCCGCCCCUGAGAUCCACCAGUGUGACAUGGUUAGCUCUGUCACUGACAUGUGGUCUGUUGGUGUCCUUGCCUAUGUGCUCCUCAGUGGACUUAAUCCAUUCACAGCAGAAACCAACCAACAGAUGAUUGACAACAUCUCUAAUGCAGCCUACAGCUAUGACGAUGAGUCCUUCAAGCAGGUCAGUGUUGAGGCAUUAGACUUCACAGACCGCCUAAUGACCAAGGAACGUAAGCACCGUAUGACUGCUGCUGAGGCUCUGGCGCAUCCUUGGCUGUCCAAGCCUGCUGAGGAGAUAAGCACCAGAGCAAUCCCAACCGGAAGGCAUAAGAGAUACUACCAGACAAUGGUGAGGAAAGAGUGGGCCGCUGUGGUCUCUGCAGCCCGUGUGGCCAGCGGCGGCUCCAUCAGGUCCCAGCGGGGUGUCUUUGUUGCCAAGGUGAAGAUUGCUCCAUUUGAAAACGGUCCUGUUGGAGGCCAGAUUGGCCAUGCAGUGGUGAAUGAGGGAGACAGUGUGAAGUUCGCCUGCAACAUUGAAAACUAUGAUAGCACCACUGAAGUGACGUGGUACUGUGGCGUCAGGCAACUUGAAGCUGGUGACAAAUAUGAGAUUGAAUACGAGGACGGCUUGGCUGUAAUCACCAUCAACAAGGUCACAAGAGCAGAUGAUGGCACUUACAGAUGCAAGAUUGUGAAUGAGUACGGUGAGGACAGUGCCUACGCAGAGCUGUUUAUCAACAGUGUUAGAUCUUACCGCGACUUCUUCACCACCCGUGUGGUCAAGAAAACAAAGCGCAGAGUUGACACUGCCAGAAUGCUCCAGAAGCCACCAGAGUUCACCCUUCCUCUGGUCAACCGUACAGCCUAUCUUGGUGAGGACAUCCGCUUCGGCGUCACCAUCACUGUUCAUCCUGAGCCUCGUGUCAUCUGGCACAAAUCAGGACAGAAACUCAUUCCUGGACACGAUGACAAGAAAUACACCUUCAUCAGCGACAAGGGUCUGUACCAGCUGAUAAUCCACAGCCUUGAGGAAAGUGAUGAUGCUGAGUACAGCGUUGUGGCCCGUAACAGGUACGGUGAUGACAGCUGCAAGGCUCGUCUCACUGUUGUUCCUCGACCUAAACCAGCAGACCUUACCCUGAGGCCCAUGUUCAAACGCCUGCUUGCAAAUGUCGAGUGCAGGGAGGGCCAGAACGUGCGCUUUGAGAUUCGAGUAUCCGGCCAUCCCACACUGAAGUGGGAGAAGGAUGGCAUGCCUUUGGCCUUUGGACCAUCUAUUGAGGUUGUCCAUGAGGGUCUGGAUUACUUCAUCCUUCAUGUGAAAGACACUCUCCCCGAGGACUCUGGUGUGUACAGAGUUACUGCAACCAAUUCUGCUGGAUCUGCCAGUUGCCAGGCCACGCUCAAAGUAGAACAUGUUACUCAUGUAAAGAAAGAAUAUGAGCCCAGUGCAAAGGAGAAGGAACAGCUAGCUCAGAAGCAAGAAUUAGACAAAAAGGUGAGGCUGUCUCAGAUUAUGUCUGGCACUGUUGUUACACCUCUACCACCUGCAGCAGUACAAGCUGUCAGGGAGGCAGCCACCAUGUUCAAACCUGCUGUGACAACUAAGAAGGGUGAGAAGACUGAGGCUGAGAUACAGAAAGAACAAGAGGAGAAGAAGAAGCGGGCAGAUGAGAAGAGGCUGCGUAUGCCCUAUGUCGUCCCCACUCCUCGUGUCAUUAACCCAGCUGUUCUUGAGGAGGACGUGGAAAUAAAACACUUCAAGCCACUCUCUGACAUGAAAUGGUACAAGAAGCUGCGAGAUCAGUAUGAGUUCCCUGAGCCUAUGGACAAAAUCAAGCAGAAGAGGAUGAAGCGCAUUCGCCUCUCCAGAUGGGAGCAGUUCUAUGAGGUGCCCAUCAGGAUCAAGGACCAGUAUAAGCCUAAGUGGCGCAUCUCGGCCUUGACUCAAGAUGACUUGGAGACCGUGAGGCCUGCAAGGCACCGCACUCCUUCCCCUGAGAUGGAUGCCUACCACAGGAUCAGGAGGAGGUCCCUGGGUGACCUGUCAGAUGAGGAGCUGCUGCUGCCUGUGGGUGAAUACCUGUCCAUGAAGAAAACUGAGGAGGAGAGGCUUCGUCUGGAGGAAGAGCUGGAGCUUGGCUACUCUGCGUCUCCACCUAGCCUCAGCCCAGUUCGCUUUGAGCUGUCUGCCCUGCGUCCCUCAUCUCCUAAAAGAGUUUACAGUGAAGAAGAAGAGGGAGAAGAGAUCCGCAGAUAUGACUCCUACAGAGUUCCAUCUAAAUAUGAGGCUGGCCCAAGUUUUGUUGAUCUCCGCCAGCGUCACGACAAAGUCACACACAAAGCUCCAAGACAGAAGCAGAAGGUGUAUGAAGAGAGGGAAGAUCAGGAGCUGCUGCGCCCACCCAAAACUGCUCAGAGAAUCUCCUCUUACAAGAGUGAACUCAAACGCAUGGAGUUUGAGGAGAAGACGCGUACUUCGAAAAAGGAAACUGUCACCGUUGCGACCUUCUCUGAGGACAUUGAGUCUGAGCACAUAACAGGUUUUACCUCAGAAUAUAUUCUUAAACCCAUCAAGAAGCUGUCAAUGCCCGAACCUGAGAGGUCUCCUACUUCAGGAAAGGCUGUUAAGGCCGAAGUGACCCUUCCAAAAGUUGACUUUGCGUCCAGGUAUGAGGAGAGAAAGCAGGCUCUGAGAUCAGAGAGAAGAUCAGUGGAGAGGAAGUUUGAAGUGGUGACACAGGCUCCCUUCAGCCUUGACCACGCCCCACGUAUUACCAUCAGGAUGCGGUCUCAUCGCGUACCCUACGGCUCCAACACAAGGUUCACCCUGAAUGUCCAAGCCAAACCAGAACCUGAGGUCAAGUGGUUCCACAACGGAAAAGAGAUUAAUCAGAGCAGCAAAUACCACAUGACUAACAUCAGUGGAGUUCUGACUCUCCAGAUUAUCAACUGUGUGACUGAAGACUCCGGCACUUACCGUGUGGUCUGCAGGAACGGCAAAGGAGAGACUUCUGACUACGCCACACUGGAUGUAGCAGGAGCAGAAUACGCUGCCUUCUCUUCAGUCCGCAAAGACGAGGAGCCUCCAUCCUCACAUCUGCCAGAGAUGACCAGAACUGAGGUAUACCACGUGUCCUCCUCUAAAACGACAGUGAAGGAAACUGUGACUGAAACUGUGAAAGAGUCCACUACUGUUGUCGAGAAGCCAAGGGAGAAGCCUGGUGUUCAUGCCAAGUUCCUGACCAAGCCACAGUCCCUGACUGUAGAGGAGGGAAACCUCGCCAGAUUUGACUGUGAUGUGGAGGGCGAACCAGCACCUUCUAUCACCUGGCUGCACGAAGGCGAAGUUGUUAGUUCCUCUGCCCGUCACCACGUUGUCUCUACUCAGCACAACUCCCACUUUGAGAUCUCUGCUGUUGAGAUGUCGGAUGAAGGCAGCUACACUGUACUGGUGGAAAACGCUGGAGGUAAACAAGAGGCCCAUUUCACUCUGACCAUCCGCAAGUCUGAGUCCAAGGAGAAAGUAGUCGCCCCCCCUAGAAUCACCUCUCCGGAGGCAAAGUCCCCUCUUGCCAAGUCCCCUGAACCAGUCAAAUCUCCUCAGAGAGUCAAGUCCCCUGAGCCAAUCAAGUCACCUCAGAGAGUCAAAUCUCCAGUCUCCCCAAAAUCUCCAACACCAAAAUCCCCAACACCCAAGUCCCCUACUCCCAAAUCCCCAACUCCAUCUGAGAAGGAACGGGUGACUUCUCCAAUCAAGUCACCAAAAAGAGUGAUGUCUCCAACUCUUGAAAAGAAGCCGUCCUUCUCUGUUGGGCUGAGUGACGUCACUGCCGCCUCUGACGCUGUCGUCAAGCUCUCAGUGAAGUUGACAGGAGAGCCCAAAGCUGCAAUCUCAUGGAUGAAGGAUGGAAAGGCUCUGUCUCAGGGUGGGAAGUAUGAGAUCUUUGAGGAGUAUGGCUCAGCUUAUCUUGAGAUCUAUGAAUCGGAGGUCUCUGAUAGCGGGGUGUACAAGUGCACUGCUACCAACAGUGCUGGAGCAGUGUCCACAACCUGCUCAGUCACUGUACAGGGUAAGAUAACGCCGGCUUCUGGAAGCAAUUACUGUUCUUCAUUAACCUGCUGCUAAAACGUUCAGUUUCUACCAUAAAGUCUUACAUUUAUGUCUGUUUUAGGCUCCAAAACAAAAGCUGAAAUCUCUGAGGGAGUUAUGAAACGGCGGUCAGACGCUCCCCACUUCUUGGUGCAGCCCAGAUCCCAGAAUGUGAACGAGGGACAAAAUGUUAAAUUCACAUGUGAAAUUGCAGGAGAGCCUUCUCCUGAAGUGGAGUGGUUGAAAGACAACACGACUAUAUCUGUCACAUCAAACAUUAGACUGAGCCGCUCGAACAAUGUGUUCACUCUGGAGAUAUGUGAAGCCACAGUCGCAGACAGUGGGAAAUACACGAUAAAAGCCAAAAAUCAGUUUGGACAGUGCUCUGCGACAUCCUCCCUCAAUGUCCUCACUCUUGCUGAGGAAACAACCAAAAUGGUUAUUGUGGAGCAAAGAGCUUCUACUGAUACAGCUGCCAGCAUGCAGAAAAGUUUAUCGGCCUCAUCAGUUCGUAUGGAAGCAGCUUCCAUGCGGGCCGGCAGUUACAGCAGCAGCUCCCGCUCUGCUGCUGCCGAGUUUGCGUUUGAGAGCACGUCUGCAACUAGCAUGUCUGCCAUGAUGGCUGAGUCAGUGGUUUCCAUGAGCUCCAGCAGCCAAAUGAUGGAAAUGUCUUCUCACUCGCAUGUCGAGGCCUCCUCCUCGCUGAAGGCCCUCACCACGGGGGUUAAAAGAGGCGUUCCACCAAAGAUCGAGGCUCUUCCAGAGAGCGUCAGCGCCGAACCGGGGAAGUCCCUGACUGUGGCAGGGGUGUUCUCCGGAGACCCGGCUCCCUCUGUCCAGUGGGUCCGCUCAAAUCGGACCCUCCCCAACGGGGACGAGCGGUACCACGUGGAGAACACCGCUGACCUCUCCAUCUUCACGAUCUCUGCGGUGAAGGAGGCCGACGCCGGAGCGUAUACCCUCCGACUGUCCAACGAGUUCGGCUCUGACUCGGCAACUGUCAACGUUCACAUUCGGUCCAUGUAAAAAAAUAUAAAAAACGUUAAUUUAUAUCCCCCGUUUCCCUCAUCCAGAACCUUUUUAUUUAGUGAAUUAGCAACAAUAAUACUUGAUAAAGAUCUGGAUUUCUGUUCUUGUAAAUAUGAACUAUUUUUGUACCAAACUUGACAUUAAUUUAUGCCAAACUAGACUAAAGUCUAAAGUUGUUAUAAAAUGUGCCAUAUUGGACAAUUAAGACUUAGGAUUUUUGAACCACAUUUCUGUGACAUGUACAUAAUGUAUAUAGCCGAAUUUAACGGUUAUGGGAAAUGUAUGCAUUGUUAUUUAUGACAAUAUUAACUGAAACAAAAGAACAAAUGUUUUAACAGGAGAAAGUUUCACCAGGAACGAAUACCCUGUCAAACCGAGAAACUAAACUCUGUGCCUCAACGAUAAGUUGAAGUCUUAAGAUUGCCUCAACAGGUAGAGAGGCUCCCUGUUGACGUUAUGAACCACAAACAGAAAGACAAAGUUAUUGUUUUUGGACACGCGUCUGAGCGUGAGAUAUUACAGUUUCCUAUGAGUUGUACCAUGAGCGUAAGGCCCUGAGUGCUGUUUGCAUCACCCUCAUGUAAGCAGCACGACUCGGCCUUGUGCUCAGACUGACUGUGUCGUACCACCAUGAUUUGAUGACCAGCUCAGAGUGCGAGCGGCCUGCACUCUCAGCGUUUCGAUCAUUUUAAUAAAGAGCGCUGUUUCUGGCACAGGACGGCCGGACUGGCUUCUGAAAACGUAACAUCUCCUGGCCAUAAACGAACGGAAAGUCCACGCCGGCUCUGCUGUGCAGAAGCAGCGCCGUCUCUCGGAGGAUAAUUAGCUAACGUGUUUGUGUGUUGGAGUGCGAGUGUUUGUAGCUUUUAGUCAUUUCACCUUGUCAGUAGUCAGGGUCUUCUUCAUUCACCACAGUGACUCCAUCUGCUGUGAGAAGAGGAAAGCAGACGUGUGUAGCCCUGCACUUUGAUUUAAUUGAUCUGUUGAUGUAGAAAUGUAUUUCAUCCUCCUUGAGUUUUAUGCAUUACUGAUUUAAUAAAGCAUGA
Messenger RNA from Micropterus dolomieu (smallmouth bass), 97273 nucleotides. It is a transcript of the gene ttn.1, whose product is annotated as titin, tandem duplicate 1. Gene Ontology annotation, biological process: protein phosphorylation. Gene Ontology annotation, molecular function: protein binding; ATP binding; protein kinase activity. The transcript is spliced from 244 exons. The record is from RefSeq and is a predicted model, not a curated record. Lineage: Eukaryota; Metazoa; Chordata; Actinopteri; Centrarchiformes; Centrarchidae.